This is a messenger RNA of Cinara cedri, 98140 nucleotides long. NCBI's taxonomy places the organism in Eukaryota, Metazoa, Arthropoda, Insecta, Hemiptera, Aphididae. The record is from the annotation of a GenBank genome assembly.
CACGCACACCGACACUCCCGUCCGGCGGCCGUCCGUUCCGACAACGAACGCCUGCAGUAUCGCGACCGCGCCGACACAGACGUUCCCGAUCCGCCGUCGUAUUUUACGCGCGACGAUUAUUGGCUGCGUGGUCAACAUUAUCGACUGUCGUUUUUUCGUUUUUCCUUUCGAAUUUUCGCGCCGUUUUUCACGUUAAAUCCCGCGGUUUUUAUCGACAGCGGUCGAGGCGACGCGAAACCACCCCCACCCUCCCCCCCAUUACACCCGGCCGCGGGCCGUCGUCCGACGACGCGUGAUGUGAAUGUCCGUCUUUUGCGUUUCGUUUACGGUACGAGUGCCGCGAACAGUAACCGAUAACCGACGACACCAAUAGCGCCGUUCGCGCUCAGCCUUUGCAGCCCCGCCGCCGUGUCUCCGACCGACACGUCAAUGGCCAGGAAACCCAAAGACGUUGUCGCGACCAUGGUAAGUGGACUUUACCGCAGUACUCAUACGCCUUGUUCGUAAACGGACAGCAGAAUCUCGAAAACCCGCACAGAUUGGCCGACGCGCACACGCGAAAACAGUCGUUUUUGAAAAAUCGUCUCUUUCGCGGUUAGCGCCUUUUUGGGUCGCGGUAAAACAAUAAUAUUUUACGAUUCGAUACAAUUCGAUGUGGGUAAAUCGACGAACGGUGUUUUUGGUUAGAAAUCUCGCGCACAUCAAAACUUUGAGCUUUUCGUAAUAGUCAGGGAAAAUCAGUACUGUAUGAUUCAUACGACCGACCACGGAAAUAAAACGCAACGGCCUUUAAUACUUUUUACUUGAGGCGUUGGAACGCGACCAUUUUUCAUACGUUUCAGACCGAUAAGCGACAAGAAAUGACACGAUUAAUUUUUAAAGUGUUUUACGAAUUUGUUGACAAAUUUUUUGGGUUAUUUAGUAAGUUAAUUUUCGUAGACGUCCGAAGUAACAGUAUUUUUUUUUUUGAAAAUUCCGUGAAAAAUAACCGCGUUGAAUUUGUAUAGGUUAUGGACACGAAGAAUUUAAAAUCGAAAGUUUGACUUGAUCACUCUACGUAGUUACGUACAAUUUUUCAAUAAAUCCGGUUAAUGGGGAAAGUAUGUAUAAUUAUCCGCAUGUAAACAUGGGCGUACUCCCUCCUUUUAAAUGUGUAUCGGGCAGUUGAUUAGUAAAUAUUCGUUAAGGUCAUUGGACAAUAAUAUUCAAACUUUACAAAAAUAUGAGAAAAUGUGGAAAACCGCUUUCAACUCCUUUGAAGCGAAUUUAAUACUGUGGUUACAGUGGUUAUAGUGGUUAAUCCGCAGUAAGUAUUCAAAAACCGUAUUAAUUCGAAAAAAAUCACUGCGAUGUUUUGAACAUUUUACCACGUCGUUAUUAGUAUUAUGUGAAUGUGUCGCGUUAUUUUCUAACGGAUUCCAAAAACAAAAUCGUAAAUAAUAAAACCCUUAUUAGGUUCAUUUUUCUGUAUCUCCUACGUUUCGCCCAAUUAUUAAGAAAACUUUCUUACACGCACACCAACUAGACAACAUUAAUAAUUUUUUUCAGAAAAAAUGUUACAUUUGAAUUUGUGGUUCAAGACACUUCUGGUACAAAACACCGUAAAACCGUAAUAAUAAUGAAAUGCCAAAUAUUUGUUCGUUUUUUCUAUACGUUUUCACCCCCGGGUUAGUCCUGUUGUUAUGAAAAUCGCUUGGAAAAUCAAAAAAAGAUCUGAAAAACUAUAUUCGAAAUGCAACCGAAAAAGUCUCUUGUGGUUUUUUGGUCGGGACAAGAUUUCUGCGGGCUGAAAAGUUAUUAACAGACGCGAAGAAAAACACCGAUCUUACUUAAUAAAUAAUACGUAUAAUUAAUACGCAAGUACGUGAAUACUAAACGUAUUACGUUUCGAGUUGCUGCCAGUACUGCGGUAUACUACUAAAUUACUAAAUCGGAGUCGCACGUAUAAUUUUAAUGCGAUAAUUAAAAAACAAUUCUCGGUCUCUCGGAUUUGAAAUUGUAAUGUUUUCUGAAUAUUAUUAUAUUAUGUUGUUGCAUUUCUAAUAGGUUUUUCAAUUUUUUUUUUUCACCAUUGUGCGUUUAAUUAUUAAUUAUCUAUGCGCGUUUGCUGCACAUCGUUGUUUUUUUUUCUUUCCGAAACAUUAAUAAUUUAAAAAAAACAUCGUUUUAAAACUAAUUAUUACUACGCUUCGCUUUGCAGAAAUGAAAAAAAAAAAAUGAUGAUAAUAUUAUUAUUAUUAUAUUGUGUAAAAUGUAAAAUGUUUACGCGUGCGUAUCGAAUACGUUCGUUUUCUGUAUAUUUUAAUUAUUUCGUCCGCGCCCAAUAUAGGUACCUACGUUAUAAUACUUAAUAAUAUUAUGUACAAAACUUAUGAUUGAAAAUUAAUUUUUUUUUUUUCCCGAAAAGGAAUAUAUUAAUAAAAAAACUGAAAAAAAAAAAAAAAUGAUAAUUACUUGUAGGUUUCACGCCUAUAUAAUUAUUCCUGUACGAUAAUCGAAAGUCUUUACUGCGUGUCUCUCGAAAAUAUGCCCGUUCGCGAUAACUCAGAAAGUCGAUAUUUAUUCGGAAUUUGUUUUAUGAAAAUUUGAAAAAAAAUCAGCUCUAAAAUUUGUACAUUACCGUUAUUUUUCGUCACCCUUAUUUUCCGGGGCGAACCAUUUGAUUUUCGGUUGUAAUCAAUUAAGUCGUAAACUUUAUUAUAAACUCCGCAAAUGGACGACGUUUCAGUUUGAACGUGUUUCGGUAACGCAAUUUUCGACUUCCAUUAACCCGCUGACGAGACAUUCCACUUUUAAAUUUGCCCAAGGGUGAGUUGUAGUGGACCAUCGUUUGUGUGGCGGCGCCUGCGUUCGAAUAGUCGUCCACUGUUCUCCCUCCCACAAUAUAAACACCUAGGUACGAUAUCGACAAAAUAUGUUUACUCCGGUUUUGAUAAUGUCCCGAGAAACGAAUGGGAAAUUCGAAACGUUUGCAAACACGGCAUUUAGAAGUACAAGACAUAAAUAAUCGUUGGACUUUGAUAUCGCCUUGAAGUAACCGUUAACUGCUAGAAACCAGGUCCGGCCGUCUUAACAAGGGGUCACGUGAUCAGUCGCAGACGGCGUGAUGUUCGUUUUGGACGUCGCGUUAUAGCUGUGAAAGCAGUCGGGGGGGGAAACGGAAAAGCCUAGCGACGACGAUGACCCACGAAGGACGUAUGAGACUGCGGGAGCACGGGGUUUUGGGAAAUCGAUAACAACGAAUUCCGGCGCGCGGACAAGAAGGCCGUUCUGUCGGUGGCGUACACGCGUUUGAAGCGCGUGACCGUUAAAGUCUCCUACGAAAUCCGCGUAAAGCGUAUCAUUUCCGCGUGUCCGCCGAAAAAACAUAACGCGCAGCUUUCAGGCGUUCUGACGAAAUUUAACACGAUUUUUUUACGACCCACUGCCGAAUAUUAACGGUCGCGAUAAUGUAUGUCAAUUAUAACCGUUUUCUAAUUUUCGUCAAGACGACUGGCUGUUGAAAUUGAGCGUAGCCGAGCGGAAAACUGCAAAAAAAAGGGAGCGCACACCGGCUGAUCCACUGCAGAGUCACAACGCCGUUGUAAUUUAAUAUCGACCCGCCGUAACGAUCAUUCAUUUCGAUACACGCGACACCGUGCGUUAUCCCGACCGCGUGCACAACGAUAACACGCGGGAUGUCGACGGAUCUGUUGCGCGAGGGUGUUUUGCCGUUUGUUAACGUGUACGGCGCGCCGCGGAAUCGCUUGUUGAUCGCCCUCGCCGCGUACACAAUAAUAGUUACGAGCGUUGGACUCGGGCCAACGCCGUUAAUAAUAUUCCAAAGCUGCAUAACACGCGCGCGUAUAUAUAUGCACACGCUUUCUGCGGCUCAUUUGUAAUAAUGUAUCGGUUGAAAAAUUCCCGCCGGUAAUGUGGCACGUACAGAUACAUACUAUUAUGUUUACUCUUUCUCGGAACGUAAUAUUAUUCUAUAUAUAUAUAAAAAAAAAAAAAAAAAAAAAAAAAAACAUAAAAAAACAGGGACUUAUCGCGUUGUUGCGAUUGUCCGCGAAAACCCGACAGUUGUUGAAAUGCAGAGUCGAUACGCAUAAAUUCGCGUGCUAUAACAGUCUACAUGAAAUGCGUAUUGCAACGCGUCGUACGGACGCAUACAGAGCGAUCGUUUUGCCCGUGAACCGGCGCGCCGUACCGUUUUCGAGUCACGAGUCGCGGGGAUGUUUAAAAAAAAAAAAAACGUCGAACAAAGCUCUUGGAAAAAGCACACGAAAAAUAUUUCACAAAGCGAAAAACGGUCAACGUCCGAUAGAAUUUCUUCAGAUUCGUUAGGCAGGCGACGUCCUUGCGUCCUUCUACCGUCCGGUCUGAUGUUGCGCUCGCCGACGUUUUCGCGCGUUUUAAAUGUUAUCGGUACCGUACGCGUUGACCGAUCGAACGUCGCGCGGCCGGAAAGUUCGAAACACCGUCGUAACGUCGCUUCGGGUGCACGGCGGUAAAACAACGCGAAACAACCGCAUCGCGGUUAUACAGUUUUCGCGAACAAAAAAUGUUUAGCAGUGACGCGAAACGUUCGAAUCGUUUAGAAAAAAAAAUCGUGCACGAGAAACCCGCGCGGAGCCGUAAUAUUUGAACAUCACGUGUUGGCGUCGUAAGAGCGCGGGGAUAAUAUUUUACGCGGACGGGUUUCGGAUAAGUCACAAUAUUUUUGUAAUUUUUUUUUUUGCCGGGCGUCUCUCGUUUUCACCGCGUUAUUUACAAUAACCGCGGGCCCGUUUGACGCGGCCGUACGCGGAUCGUAAAAAAAAAAAAAAAAAAAAAAAAAAUCAUAAAAAAAAAACGUUUUUUUUUUUUUUUUUAAUCGAUUAAUAUUACACAUAAAUACAUGUACAAUUUAUUGUGUGUCCGUCGUAAAUACCCGUAUGAUAUACGUUAUUUCGCGAAUAAUUACACUGCGCGUUACCGGGGCCGCCGCCGCUGACGCGGUGUAACAGCGAUAAACACCGGACGUUUAACGUGUACUUGGGGGAAACAACCGCUAUUUCGCGCGAAAAAAAAAAUAAAUGAUAAUCGCACGUGAGAACGCGCGUUUUAAUUGCUUUAGCCCAGAUUUUUUUGUUUUUUUUUUUUUUUAUUGUCUUUUCGUUCGUUUCGCGUUUUACGGUGUACGUUCGUGUACGCUAAUAAACGCGCGCGACGGGACCCGGCGCGCGGAAAAUGUGCGCCGGCACCGUUCGCGGUUACACACACGCCGCGCGGCGCACGAUAUUAUAAUUUUAUCGAUCGUUUCACGUGGUUCGUGAAAACGAAACGAGAGAAAAAAAGUACGCCGCCGCCGCGGCACACGAUUUAUGUAAAUGAACGGGGGAGGGAGGGGGGGGGGCCUCGAUGAUUUAUCGCGUUUAAUCCUCGUUUAAUCGUCCCCGGGACGAUUGCACAAAGACCGAAUAUUACUGUGCGCGUAUACGUGUGUAUGGUAUACGCAUCGCGCGUGCUCGUGAAAAACGAAACAUAAAAAAAAAAAAACAAAACCGUUCGCCUAAUUGAUUGUUAAAUUAUAACAUCGGGAGGAGGGGUUCGAGUAUGGUAUUUCGCGAAAGGCGCACCGCGCCGCGUGUACGAUGUUUGAAAAUACGCGCGACGGUGUCCGCCCGCUUCGGCUGCGCCCGCGACGCGCGCCGGCUCGGGCCGUCGGCCGCAGGCGGCGGGCGCGACCGUAUCGCGCGGAGGGACUGACGGGGCCGUGGCCCCGCCGAAAUCUCCUCCAAACCCCUCGACGUUUCCCGCGGCUUCUCUGAAAACGGGCGCGCAGUAAAAUGUUUUCCGGUUUCACUUUUCUUAUUUGUGCACGUUUACACGGAGUGUCGCCCUCGGACGCGCCACUCGGACUCCGGGAUCGCGUCCCCGGGCAGACGAGUACCGUAUCCCUCCGGACCGGAGCGGGAGUCGCGCGUUUCGGCGCGGUCCGGACUCACGGAUCAGGGCGUGCAAAACACGCGCCCCGCGCGUACGGGCCGGCAUACUCGGACCGUUUAUUCUAUACCGUCUCGGGGGUGGGGGAGGGGAGGGGACGAGAAAAAAAAAACCAUUAGCGAUAGUUUUCGUUUUUUUUUUCCCGUUCGGUCCGCGCCGUGCAAUUAUUUACGUAUUAUUGUUCGUGCGUAAUAUCCGCGUGCGAACGAAAAUAAAAAAAACCACCAUAAUGUUAUCGAACCCAAUAUAAUAACCGGCAAUCUCCGCAAUCUGCGGACGCGGCACACGGCGACCGCGGGGAUAAUGCACUCCGCGAAUAUCGGGACGCGACAUCAAUACGCGCGUCGUUUGACGCCCUCUCGUUACGCGCUGUGCGUUGCGUUUCGCACGGCGGGUGGGGGGGGGAAAGGGGCGCCGCGCUCCUCGUAUCGCGAACGUUACACUCGAGGACGCGUCGCCGGUGCGCGCUAAUGAACGACAAGCGCCCGCCGGUUCUUCCGGGUCGUACGGUUUUUUGGUCCGGGCGGGCGUGUUGCGCGCGGAACGAUAACAAUAAUAAUACGCGCGAGCGUGUUGUACGAAAUGCGACGAAACAACGCGCGGUUGUAUUGCAGAGUCGCGCCGGGUUUUUUUUUUUUUUACGUUUUUUUCAGCCGUCUCGCAGUGGCCGCCGCGGCGGCCCGUCGGCUUUUAUAAUGCGUUUUGCACACGCGCGAUCACGCGUCAUUACAUACAGGCGUUACCAUUGCCAUUGUUUACGUCAUUUUUUUUUUUUUUUUCUUUUACUAUACGAUGUCUUCGUCAACAUUCUCGGUCAAUUCGGGCUGUAAUGCGCCGCGGUUGCCGGCGUUUUACCGAACAAAAACGUAUACGUGCACACAGCCGCCGUGUUUCGCUCAGACGGGUACGCGAAACACGGACCUAUCGAUUUGGCCGGCGACCCGGGGUGUGAAAAAAUGUAAACUCCGGCCGGACAGCGGACUCACGGGGAAUUUGAAAUCGGUAAAAUUCCGGCCGGUAAAUGCGGACAUCGCGUUGUGGUUAUCGGUUGAAAAAAAAAAAAACGUAUUUAGUAGGACGGUACACGUGCGCUUGUUUGUUUCCGUCAUUUUCCGCGAUUUUUUCGGGCGGCACGGUUUCUGCGGCACACCGACCACGCCGUGUACGCUUUAAACGUUUACUCCCGGGGCGCGGGAGUUUCCCACGUCGUUUCGCCCGACUCGAUAAUACGCGCGCGUUCGCGUUCGCCCCGGCACGGCACCCCCUACGCCCGACCCGGCCCCGCAGCGCAGUCGCAAACAACACGCAUUUCGACUGCGUUCCUCCUCCUCCUCUUCCUCCUCCCCCCCCGCUAUCCCGUAAACAAAACCGAUUGUUGAACGCGGUUACCGGGUACGCGCGGCGGCGAGCGCAACACCCGCGCGGACAAUGGAACACAAUACGAAAAGGUCGGGUCAACCGCGGACGCUAGACGGGAAAAAAAAAUAACCUACAAUAAUAACACGCGCGUUGCCGGAAGUCGUUUUUUUGUUUUUAGUUUUCCGUGCGCGUUCGACUCGAACGAUUUCCGAACGUUUUUCUUAAUAAAACGUACCUAUAACCGUUAAUUAAUAUAUAGAUGCGUGUGCGUGUGUAUGUUGUACAGGAUAUCCGUCGACACUGCGUACCCGCGUGUUAUCUCACGUUACGAGCGGUGUGAACCUCACGCCCCUGACGUAUCCGUCGAACGGCCGGUGUCCGCGUGUGUUUACAUUAAUUGUUAUUUAUUCGAACGGGCGGGCGCCGCGGGACGGAAAUAACAAUAACGAUAAUAACGGGAAAGACGGCCGGGGAGACGAAUUAAAAUUUAAAAAAAAAAAAAAAAACGGCAGGCGGAUUCGCGUCUACGCGACAUGCGCGUGUAUCAUAAUGGUUCGUUUCGCAAACGCGGCCGCGCGUAGUUUUUAUUUUUCUCACCGAGUGCCCGUCAUCUUUGCUCGUCCGCACGAACUCGAAAACCUCCGGCGCCGACUUGCGUAACGCGAUGCCGGGGCGACGUUGUCUGCCGGCCGAACGGGACGCGGAGCUGGCGAAUAAACCGUUAAUUUCUGUACUCGCCGGAGAACCCAGACUACUUAUAAACAACGCAAUUACGUUGUUAACGCGUCUGUUCAAUACGCCGACCGCGAGCGAUUGCUGUUGGAAUCGAUUUCGACAUUUUCCCGCGGGAGUCAAUGUUCUCUCUGGGCUUCGGACGCGUCUGCGGGCCCCCCUCCCCUCCGAAUGCAGUCGAACGGAAUUGUGUACGCGCAUAAAGUGCCGAUUGAGAUAACAGGAUGAGACUUCGGGGGCGAGGCGGGGGGGGGGGUUAUAACUUUCCGCCCUCGUCCCUAUGCUAUUUGUACGGUUCAAUCUCAACGUUGCAUUUCAUAUAUUGAAACACGACAGUUGGCGGUGAAGUUUAAUUUCGCAUUAACAGUAAUAAUAUCCGGUUGUUCGUAUGGUUUUACAAAGUUUUAGACUCGGUCGUACGCGUUCCGACCGUGUAUAACUCGAACCUGAAACCAGGACCCGGCAGAGAUUUUCUUUUGAAAACUCACGAUCGGCUUAUUCUCGUUGUAUUAUAUCGUCUCAUUCGAGCCGAAUUGUACGAUACGCUCGUAUUGUAUUUCCGUUGUACACUUGCACGAUUCGGAUCAAAGACGUCUGUACAUUUAUAUUUUAUACUCCUCGGCCAUUCCGCGUGCGUGUUAACUGCCGUGCUACCUCCUCAAUCGUGUGCCCAUACGUCAACUACACAAAACACAAUCGCGGUUUCGAAACGUGCGGUGUAUUCUCGGUCUUCGCUUUUAUCUCGCAUCCAAACCGGGUCAGCUGUAUACUCUCGCCCUCCACAUCGCCGCGAUUUUCCACCUAUACUCCACACCUUAUUAUAUGCGCGCUCGUAUCUCCCCUAAACAACCUCUAGGACGUCACUUCCCUGCGGUAUUCUAACCGGCCGCACCUUUGGUUAUAUUACGCGUAUCUGCCAUCCGCAUCUACAACUCCGCCGUAGUGUGCACCCGUACUAAAUACACACUCGAACGGUACGACUCGAUUUAUAAUGUUUACUUUCGAGCCUUACACCGCGCGGUGACCUCUAUUUAUUUAUUUUUUCUUCUCGCUGCCAAACCCGAACCAUACACUACUUAUUAUAGUGUGUUAAUUCGAUAACACCGCCGUAUCAUUUUAUCGAGACGGCGGCGGCGGAGAACCGUGUAAAAUUUCGGCGGUCCGGUACGUCACGCGUUCCCGUGGCACACAUAUAAUUUAUCGCAGGUAUAUGCGAUACGAUAAAAUGAUAUUAUAACCUUAUUGUUGUUGUGUACGGGCGUUAUGAAAAAAAAACAAAGCGAAACAAAACAAUACGGUCCAAACACGUCGAUAACACGUAUAACUCGCGAUAUAUCACACAUUAUUAUUAUCAUAUCGUAUAAUAACAUUAUAAUGCCCGGCGGUCCAGAACAAUGAUGGCCGAAACGGGGUCGAUCCCGUGUGUAAACACCGUCGUCCGUCCGUCCGCCGAAUUAUCUCCGGUCGAACUCCCGCGAUCUGUUCAACUCCGUACUAAAUCGCGCACUUAAUAUCGUAUACUGCGUGCCACUAUUACCCCGCCGCGUCUCUCGCGUUUAACGGUAUUUUAAAUUCCACUAUUAUAAUGUUAUGCGCACGUCGUUAUAUUAUUAUAACGACGCCGGUCGUCAAUACGACACCGCAGCGUACAUUUUACGACAGUCUGCAAUAUGACGGCCGAAUCUAAAACGGCCGGAUGGAAAAAAUUCGAUUUCAAUUGUGAUGUAAAAUCGGGUAUUGCGGUUUUCGGGCCGAGAUUUGCGAGACGCUGUAACGCGAUAGACGCGACGCCGUUGAAUCGUCUCCGCAGUAAUGACAACAGUAAAAACAAAUGAAAAUGCCCGGCACGAUGGGUGAGCCACUGUUUGAGGCGAGCCGUUCGAUAAGGAAGAGGGGAAAUUUAACGAUUUGAAAAUAAUACAUUUUGUACAUUUACCUGUUUUCCCUACGUUUUUUUCCGGCUUUUCCCAUUUAUUAUGAAAACUUUGGAGAAAACAAAAAAAAAAAAAACGACCUCCUUAAAGUACCACCCCAUACGAAUUUUCUUUCAGAAAAAGUGCUACACCUGAAAAUCGAAGCAAAAUUUCUGGUAGAAAAGUUGUUCACAGAAAAAAAAUAAAUAAACAUUGUAAAACUUAUACAUUCCUCGCUCUGCUCACGUUCUAAAAUUAAUAUACGACGUGAUUUAAAUUGUCGAGCGAGAUAACAGACAUUACAAAAUUGUGAUAUUUUCAUAAAAGUAUUCAAAUUUCUCUUGAAAAUUAAAAUAUCGAAAAAAUAGUGCCCCACCGUUGCAUUAAAAAUAACGUUUUUAUCUUUAAAAUUGACAACAGAUCGGUUCACCGUAAUAUUAAAAUUAACAGCACAAUGUUAUGUCUCAGCCGAACGCAAAUUGUCUGUGUCAUAACGCACGCACAAAUAUCACGCACUCUUACACACAAAACAUAUCAAUUUUUUUUUUUUUUUGCAGUAUAGCGGAGAAAAUAAAUUUCUUUUAAAUUUUUUCCAUGUCCACUCUUAAUCUGGCCAUUAAUAUCCAUAUAAUCAACUAUUUAUGUAUGGCGUCUUAAUCGCUUCAUACAACAAUCGGUCGUUUUUUAUGAUAUUUUCGAUCCCCGAUCGUUUCUGUACUGACUCAUCGCGUUAAACCAACACAAUAUCACAAUGUAUUUCGUCGAUGUGAUUAAUCGAUCCAAUCGGCGCAGUAUAUAAUAUAUUAGAUAAUAAUAUUAUAUUGGGCGCGUCGUUACGAUACUCGCGUGAUCAACGGUUUUGAAAAGAAACGAACAGAAUAAAAGGCUUUUAAACGGUUUUCGAUUAAAUCUCCCGCGCGAUGACCUUAAACGGUUUGCCCUCUUCUGUUCAAAUAUUAUAGGACACCGCGGGCGAUACUGCAGCAGCAGCAGCAGCAGCAGCAGCAGUACGACGUGAUCGGUAAAUUAAACUGCGGCGUGCAUCACUAUAGGGAGUCUAUCGACUUGUGUGUACGGCCAUAUAAUAGCAAUAUGUGUGGAAAAUGUUACGAAAUUGCGCCGAAAAGUACUUGGGCAAUAAAAAUUACGUAUCGAAACCGAGCAGAGUAUUGUGCUAGCCGUAUUUUCAGCCCGCCGCGGUUUUGCUUUCUUUUGAUUACGCGUCUAAAAUAUCAUUAUCUUCAAACUUCGUCUACGUCGGCUCUCUCUAUUGCGCUCGUGCACGCAUCACAGUAUAGCAGCGCGGGUCCAUGGUGUUACGCACUCGUACGCGAACGUACGCUCUUCUGUCUACCGCCGUAGACAGCUACAUGCUUUCCGAGACUUUUUUUUUUUCCUCUUCUGUACUCUCAACGGCGCCUUUUAAUCGCGGACGCGCUUCGAAGUAUGCCCGUACGUGGUCGGAGUGCAGCGUUCCGGACAAUAUAUGUAUACACACACACACACACACACACACACACACACGAAUGCGUUAUUACGACGUCGCGGCGCGCCGAUCGAUACGCGCCCUUGCUUGGCGGCGGCGGUCUUGUCCGAAUAACCGCAUGACGUUUUACGUAAACGGGUCGCACGGAGCGUCCGUUAGUAAAAAUAAUAACGACGCGAUGGCGCGCGCACGGAAAACAAUGGCCACUAUAUUAUACAGCGGUGACGCGUAGCAGGCAACCGGGCCGGGUACGCGUUAUACACAACAACAACAACAACAAUAAUAAUAAUAAUAAUAAUAAUAACACGGCGACCGGGACGUGCGUCGUCUUCUUACGCCGGGGCCGCGAGUAUCACAGGAAUCCGACCGGCCGCGACCUCUCUGGCGGCGGCGGCGGCGGCGGCUCUGUGUGAUCAAGGGGUGUCUAUAGGGUAUUGUUUUUUGACUCGCGAGCCGACAGGAUGUUUCAGACCUUGACGUGCGUACGUUCGUUCGUGUAACGUCCGAAUAGGUGUAACGUGCCCGCGGUCGUUAAUGGCCGUUGUCAGUGCUUAUGCGUUUCGUCCGGGCAACGCCGCGCGCGACGUAAUGUACACCAUGCGAUACAAUAAUGUAUAGACGUUUGAUUUUGUUUCUUUCGACAAAAAAAAAAAGUAUAUUAUAUGUACGGAAAAAAAAAAUAUAUAUAUAUAUUUAUUCCGUAUAGGUCGGUACGUGACAGUAAUAAUUUAUAUGGAUUUCGGACGAUGCGGUCGUAUACACUGUGCAUUUUCGUCGAUUAAAAUAUGCAGUUUUCAACGCGGUGUUUUACAUUCCGUAAGCGUAACACCGAAAUAAUAAUAAACUGCGAUAUAAGUAGGCACGUAAACAUAAUACCUGUAGGUACACCAAUGACGUAAUCGUAUUGCUCGCAGUAUUUUUUUAAAACGAUUCAAAACGAAAUGUGCAAUCGUUUCCGGUUGUGAAUAUUGACGAUAAAAAUACGACGGCAAACAUGCAUUUAUAAACGUUUUUUAUUUAUUUAUUUUUUUUUUUUUUUAUUGUAAAAAGCUAUUCAAUUUUAUUCUCUCGUACGUUUAUAGUUUUAUUGAUGUACUUUGUGCCCGAGCGUCGGAGUCUCUUCCGAUGAAAAUUUUCUUGUUUCUCGUCUUCGUCUUAACGCGGCUCAACGCAUUCGGUUACUUUUGGGAAGAUUUUCCGGUAUCGGGUAUGAUAUCCAUAACCAAUUUUGUCGUGACCGUGAGACGCAAGCGACUGCCACGCACAGUAUUGCUACACUCUCCCAGAAAUGCAAUACACGCUAAUUACGACAAAUUUAUUAGGUAUAGUGGCUGACGUUACGACAGAUAACAUGUUAUUGUUGUUCGGUCGAACAAUUAGAAAAAAAAAAACCAACGACGACGACUCCGCGAGUUUUUCGCAGGCCGCACCGCAAUAAUGCCGAUAUUGUAAUGUCGUUUUGCGCAAACGAGCGUAUCGCGGCGAAUCUUUCGUUGUUCAGUUCGCGCGAGAACAAUGACUUUUGUGCGCGCGGGUACAAACCGCCGCGGAGCGUACGCACGCGCGCCAUUAACGAUCGCACGAGAACGUAAAUCGAGCAUCGGCGGCGGACGCGUACCGCGGUAUCGCAUGCGUAUUGUAUACGCCGCGUGCCGUGUAUGCCUGCGUUUCAAGGGUGCGCGGUCGGAAAUUUAAAAGUAUAAUAAUGUACGGGCGUACAAAUGUAAUAUGUAAUUUUUGUUUUUUUACGUUUUCGUCGGCUAGCCGCCGCUCUUUUUUUCUUUUUUUUUUUUAUACGCGCACACACAUUAUAUAUAUCAUGCGUGCGCGGCGCACACUGCGCGUAAUAACAUACGGACGGGCGGUCUGCGCAUAAAAUAUACAUACGAUUAAGUAACGCGGCGACGGCGACGGCGGCGAAUCGUUUCGCGGGGAACGGGGUCGGCGGACACUCGCGGCGGCGAAACGAAACAGUCCCGCAGACGCCGACGUCGGCGUUAAAAGAAAAAAAAAAACCCGCGGGUCCGGUCGGCGUCCGGACGGAUUCGCCGGACGGACCGGAAACCGUUCGACGGGCGGACGGCGCGCGGCGAUUACGCGUUACCGUCGCGCGACGGCGGCCCAACCGUUUCGCGGAGAACGGGUCGGCGGACCGAUCCCGCGGGGUGACGAUACGGAUCUGCGGCGCGUACGGUUUCGCGCGCGUACGGCCGCCACGCCGCCCCUCACCGCGGUGGACGGAGACGGGAAACAAUGACGUAUUGCGUGCGGGGCGUAUUACGAGAAUCGGAUUAUCGCGAACGUGAGAUUAAGCGCACGGUGCGCUCGGUACCUAGCCGCGCACUGCCUACACGCGUGCACGCCGCCGCGUCGUGCGUGUAGCGCGCUGGCACAAAAACGUCGUGCGCGGAAUUCGAUUGUUGGAAACGAAUAGCGGUCGUGCGGACGCGAGCGUGCGGCGCGCAUAACGGCGACGCGCGCGCGUAUCGUAACCGUCGCGGCGAUUCCGCGUCCGGCCCGGGCGCGGUCCGCGGGCCCCGGUCUGCCGUCCAGCAACACCGCGGACGUAACGAAACGGCCGCGCGGACCGCCGACCGCGCCGGUUCGGACACCGGCUCCCGCGGGCCGUUCCGACGGGACGGCGUCGGACGAACCGGCCGCGGCGUCUCCCCCCGCGCGCCGAGCGGGCGAACCGUGCCGGUUGACCGGCCGCGGUGUUGUUUUUUUACCGUUCGCGCGCCGCGAGAGUUAUACCGUACGCGACGAUAACGAUUGCCUCGUCCGAGAACCGUCCGGUUCCUCGAGAAAAAAACCACUAAUAGACUGUUGAACGGGGGGAAAGAAAUCGUCUUUUUUGUUUUCGUUUUUAAGCUUACCUCGGGUGUUUCGGUCUUAAUCGGCCACCGGGAUACCGGUAGCGCGGCAACGGUUCCGAAUAGCGCGGAAACAACCGCACUUUCAAUUGUACGGACAUUAAUAGAACCUUUUCAAAGCGAAGCGAAUUCGAGAGAGACGUUAAUGAGUGCUAGUGUAAUCAAUAUUUACGUAUUCCGAAUAAAUCGAAAGGUUCCGUCUCGCGGCAGUCAUUUCGAAAAGGUCUGUAACAGCAGUGGUCACUCCGACAAUUUUAUUCGACCUGUCAGUACGAAAUUAUUGGUUUGAUGCAUACUCGUGUAUGAUCAUGGGAAACGAUUGGAAUUGAAGAGCGCGACUAUUUCGAUCCGCCCUGUUCGACAACGAAUCGAACAACAUAGCCGGUAUUCGGCGUCAAAAUAUGAAUUUUUAAUAGUUAAACCGCUUCUCCCGAACAGUUUCAAAACAGUGACCCAGAACCUUUUCGUUUUCGGGUGACGGAUCAAUGCAAUCAAAUAUUGUUUGUGAUUGAUUUCAAAAAUAUUUCACGCGGGUGAACGAAUUCGAAUUUGCCCGCGUACGAUCACUGCCGAUUAGCUUUUCGUUUACUCGCGGAGUCGGUUAUCUUGAAUUAUUAUCCGCCCGCGAAACUCUAUUCGUCGGGCGCACGAAUCUUUUAUCGCGAACUCAACUCGAACGAAAAUCUUCGUGUUUUCAUAUAGCCGACCCCAGGGCUGAACCGUGGGGAGGUUUGGGGGGGGGGCUGUAGUCCGAGGCCGCAAGUUGAAAGGAGCCGCACAAUAUGCGUUUUUGUUCACGGCUUUCCUUUUCGCUUCCAUACGAAUGUUAGCACAUCAUAAGUGCGAAUCAAUUGCUCACACUUUUUUUUCUUCUUUUUUCUUUUUGCUUAUUGGUCCCCAGGCUCCCGUAUUCCGGCCCCGGCUGACCCCAGUCGGCGGUAAUACGGCGAUCGGCCGUGUAAACGCAUGAUCUACGCCGUUUAAAAAAAAAACGAUCGAACGUACGCUCUCGGGGCACGGCUAAUAUAUUACAAUAUUAAUACCCAUAGGCGUAGCGAUCGGUUUUCUCGUAUAUCUCGCAGUACGCGGGCACAAUACUGCAGGAUCUGGGGCUUGUGAGUGAAUCGAAAAUAACGUGGCCGCGGGCAAGGACGCAUCGCGACGAAUCUUUUGUAUUAACGUGUGUACGUUUUCAUUACGGGCAUUGUUGUCUCCGAAUUAUUAUUAUUGUAGAGAAAGUACCGUAUAUUAUAAUAUAUUAUACGCAUUUAACGGAGAUAAUUAUUUAUAAUACCGCGUGCGACCGAGUAUAAUAUUAUAUAUAUAUAUAUAAAUUUUUUUGUUAAUUCAAGGACGAUGCACCGUGUGUGUGUGUGUGUGUGUGUGUGGGGCGAAAAAAGAAUAUAAUAUAUCGUAAAAAAAUACAAUGCACAUUUCACCGUCGGAACGAUAUACUGUCUAAUAAUAAUAAUAUAUUCGUAUUAUAGUUUAAAAUGUAAAUUAAACGAGACGUUACAAUGAUUUUUUUUUUUUUAUUUUAUUAUUAUUUUUUUUUUAUAUAUAUAAUACACGGUUUUAUUUCGAUAUAUACGCGUAAUACGCGUAGAAUUCCGUUUAAAAUUCUACAGGACGUGUACCGAACCGCAGACGAUAUAAUAUUUUGAUGUUUAUAACCUUCGAUUCGACUAACGCGUCCGCGAACCGCGUUUUUACCACGCGAUUUUUCAUUAAGAUGUAAUAAUAUUCUAAUAGUUUAUGUAUAUCAUAAUUUUUUUUUACCAUAUAAAUAAUUAAUUUUUUCUCUUCAGACUAAAAUAAAAAAAAAAAAAUAAAAAAAUUUACUGCAUUCGAUUAUUUAAAUAAUAACGAACACAGACGCAAUGUCAUAAUUUUGUAUGUAAAUUCCAUAAAUGACGUAUAUUAUUAUUAUAUAGGUAAGGUAUACGUACAGUAAUAUUUACGUUUUGUAAUCUGAAAUCGCGUCACGGUGAUGCAAUUAUUUAGAUCGGAUCCGAUUGACUAGGCGUGUGUGUGUGUGUGUGUGUGCGCGCGCAUAAGUAAUCAAAAAUUCAAAAAAAAAAAUAAAACCCAUUCGAUAAAUACGGCGCGGGGUCGGCCCGGGAGCGUAUUAACGUUGACUACUCGUAAACGGGCCGCAGACUCGUAUGAAAUCCUCCGAUUAUCCGGACAUAUGACGUUAUUCGUUUUAAGUAUAGGUAUCCUACACCUCAUAGCGUCAUACGGCUGAACAUCCGUUUCACAAUGGAUUAACGCAGCGCCCGUGCGAUGACCAUUGCGUAGUCGGAUCCGAAUCAGACGAACCACGUUUACGUUUUUCCCAUUUUUAUAAUUAAAUCUUUCGUGGUUUUUCAUCGAGUUGAGUUUUCGGUUUCACACUGUGCGCGCUACGGCGCUUUCGGAGCAAUAUCGGCUGUUUGAACGGACAGUGAAAAACACUUACCUGCAGUGUCGCGUUAUCCGCGAUUAAAACAUAUACCGAAUAUAUAGCACGUGUACUCCGCCCGUAGUUGUUUAGCAUCGGGAGAGGCGCUUGUUUUCAAUUUACCCACGCAUAUUUGAAACCAAGACGAAAAAAUAAAACUGGAAAUUUGUGAAAUCUAAAACGGAAAUUAGUUUAUACGUGUAGUUGGUAUAGUUAAAUGAACGUUCGAUUUCGCAUAGAUUAAAAUGUAAACAAAAAAAUAACUAACGAUAACACUUGGCCAUAAAGUCAUGUGAUAAACAUAGAGUUGUACCCGUACGCUACCCAUUAAUUUACUUUUGAUUUGAUAACACCAAAGCGUAUAAAUUGGUUUAUUUCAAUUUCGAUAUUUUCAAUGGUAUACAUUUGCGAUAAGCGAUCGAAGAGCUGAGGAGAAUUGCGUAUCGGUUUCUGCGGCUCGUUUCGAGUAGGGACUGGUAAUGCGCGGCCCGGGCAGUAUAAUGUUUUAAGAACUAUAUUAUUGGUAUUAUGCGGCGAGCGUUUGUAAAUUGUAAAUUUACAACUUUUACACGCAGGAGGGCGCAGUUUCCAUCAAUAAGUAUAGGUUUUUUUUUUAAUGCUCGGGUAGUGUUGUGUCGGCAAAUUACAUAAGGUGGCUCGUAUAAAUAUCGUUUAAAGGCUGUCAAGAGGUGUGUGUAGUUUUCGCUGUCGCCCACUUUCACGCGCGGCAUGCGAUUCCAGCAUAUUAGGUAUCUUGUAUACUAUAAACUUACUCGCCUAACAACAACAACAACAUUAAUAAACUACAAGAGAUACGAAUCCGCCGCCGACGGUUUCGGGAUCUUUAUGUGUGUUCGCGACACCGCUCUUUCGGUAGUUUAUCUAACCGCCGCCUACCACGACUGGACCGGAUGUUUUAAACGUCGAUUUUUCUACUGUAUAUAUAGCCAAGGAAAUCCGACAAAACCAAAACAAACGAAAAAAAAAAAAAAACCAACAUUUUAAAAAUUAAAACACAAACCAUCGCACGUGAAGAAAUCCGAAUUUAAAAUUCCGGCUUCGUGAUGUUCAAAAUCUCAGAGUUUUCAGAUUCCGAGAAAAUGAUAAAUUUUAAAACAUUCACUUUUCUUCCAUACCAUUAUUAUGAACGUCGUAUAUCUACUGUGCACAUCAUUUCCCUGUAGGCGUUAAACAUUACAUUUCAGAGACGGUGUAAAUCGAUAAGCAUUUGGUGAUACCCAUACCUUCGCAGUACAAAAUAAAUUAAAGGUAUAAAAGAGCUAAAUGAAGUUUAUACGUUUAUUUUUUCGUUAACAGUUCUACGUGUCGGUGAAAACGCGAAAUGUUACCGAUUUGCACGCGUUCGAAUCGCAAUGCACUUUUCUCUCUGUAUUAUUAUCGCAAUACCUAUAUCCGGACCCGAUCGCGUAUAUCGCGUCGUUCGUGUCUGUAAGUGCAAAAGUGGAAAAGAAAAAAAAAAAAAAAACAAUGUCCGUUAAAAUAAUAAUCGACCCGCGAUACCAGCCGAGCGUCAAUAAAUUGCCGACAUUCCGGCAAUCACUGUGGCCGCCGUCGUCGUCGCACACGAUACCGACCGCGAGCGGUAACACGCACGCGAGCAAUUUUUCUCACCCCGCGAAUUAUCGCGGCCCGCCUACUCCGCGUACGUCUUGGCGAACGGCCAAAUUGCGCGCCGCGGCACCACGGGUACGGCUGUUAUCAGGUCCGCACUCGGAUUUACCGCCCGCCGGACGCGGGGACGUCGUGCAGGGCGAUCGGCGUAACGUAAGACGGCCGUUAUCCCGGGGACCGUUACUUUUUGAUAUGGAAAAACGGUCACAUUUUUCGGGCGACGAGACUGCUACAAUUACUUUCGAUUUUCAAAUAGCGGCCCGACGUAUUAGAAAAUAUUCCGGAAAAAUAGACGCAGCGAAUAAACGUCGGCGUUGAAAUCCCGUCGACCCGUCGACGCGUGACGAUAUUCCGUUUUUGAGUCUGUCGCUUCGCAGGUCGGACGGCAGCAGCCGCGUAUAAACGAAACCUCGGUCCGAAUCGUUUUCUCGUCAACAACGGUUCAUCGUCGCUGUACAGAUAUAAAUUAAAUUUUCCUCCGCGUCCCGUGACUUCCCGACUGCUCACCCACAUUGCUGUUCAUUCGGUUGUACUCGUACGCGGACGAAAUCGUUUCGGAACGAACGGAAACGAUCGACGGUUUUACGCCGGGUUCCCGUCGCGAGUCGCACCAACGUUGCCGCCUACAACAGCGAUCCGCCCCGUCAGCGUGCACCGGCUAUUUUUUCGCUACGCGAUUUUCGACAUUUCCAGACGUUUCGACCUCGGGUUUGGCGAACGCACGGUACGACGAUGAAGCGUAUAAUAUGCGGUGACGUUAAAACGCGUACGGUCGUCGCUGUCGAAUUAUCUAUCGGUUGGACCGCGCGUCGUCCGUGCGACGGGGGACCACUACGUCGGCAGGUGAUCUUCGCGUCUGCGAGGAUGACGCCGACGUUUUCGGCCCGCGUUUCAGCCGGCCGUUUUCGCACAUGUUCUUUUCGUUUUCGUCCCGUCGCCGGCUCCGGCGGCGACCGUGUUGCGCGGGCCGCGCCGCAAGUAACAUCGUUUUUGUAGACGUCGAAGUCGCGCGGUUUUUUUUUUUUUUUUAAAUAUUUUCCAUACCCGCCGAAUCGCAACGUGGUCGCACGUACCUACGCGCAUACUUGCCAAAUCAUACUUUUUAAUUCGCGGCAAACGUAAUAAACGUACGUACGCACACAUUAUAUUAUUCGUUCGCCUUGAAACGAAACGGCCGCCCGGACCGCCGCCGGUUCGUGAUCCGCGAAACCGUCUUUGUGUGCACGCGCGGAUAUCGCCGCGGCGAUAGCCCCGUACGCGCGGCGACCGGGAGACGCAAUUAUUCAUGGUUCGGCGCGUCGGCCGGAUAAAAAUUUAAAAGAAAUAAUAAUAAAAAAAUAAAGGAAAAAUAUUCGUCGACCGGCCGACGGUUUACCGGUCGAAACGCCGCGAUCAGGUCGCGGCCCGUGCGGUCUCCCGGCCGGAUCCGUCCGCGGGCCGAACCCGGGACCCCGUCUCGCGGAUCCGGCGGGACGAUUGCGAUCAAUUGGAGCGGUUCAGAAAGGAAGAAAAAAAAACCGACAAAUAAAAAAAAAAUACACGUAUUAUUAAUAUCGGUACGGCUCUGUGGGGGUACGGUACUCGCGCAGGUCGUCUCGCGGCUUUUUUUUUUUUCGAUAAUCUCCCCUCCCGCCACACGCGAGUCCGGUCCGCGUUCGUCGCGUUUCACAUUUUCGACCAUCGAUCAUCCCGGGGUACGCAACAGUACGUUUACGUGUGCCCGCGGUACGUAUACGCGCUAUACGUAUACAUUAUUGUGCGUACACACACAGUGUUACGUUUUUCCGAUGCGCGGCCGCGUCUGACGGUCGUGCGUUCUCAUAAAUCACUCGGAAACGUCAUAAUUUUUUUUUUUUUUUCCUACGAGAGACGCCCCGGUACGUACGUAUACCGUAUGGGCGCGCGCGCGCUCGUUGUAAGGUAUUGUGAUGUACGUGAUUUUUUUUCUUUUCCUAUCACCGGAACCCGGCGACGGCGGCGUAAAUCAUGUAUCGUUUGUUAUUGAUAUGCCCGUAGAACACGGCUGUAUCGUUUCCUCGGUGCAGGGAAACGCCGUCCCCGAAUAAUAAUAACAACAACGACAAUAAUAAUAACGACAAACGGUCACCCUCCCUUCAUCUCCUCCUCCAACCCCACCCCGUUUCCCUUCCCCCCCUCGGACGGCGACAAGGUCUCGGUUCUCGCGGGCGCUACAAGGUCGAGGAGACGCCGUCGUCGGUGUAUUACGUAACGCGGUCGUGUGUACGCUUAAACGAAAGCGCCCGCUCGCGCAACAUAAAUAAUAAUAUUUUUUAUUGUUAUUAUUAUUUUUAAUUUUUUUUUUUUUUUUUAUUAUCAUUCGCCGCACAAGUCCCCGAAGAAUCGGAAAGGCGCGGAACGUUUCACGACGCCGACGCCGCAGAGUCCGCGGCCACGCUACACAACAAUGUAACAACCGAGUGCACCCGGGCACUCGGGGACAGCCCGGGAGGAGACCGCCCGUCGGCCUUUUCGGUUGUUGCCGCGCGGAUUUCUUGAGAUUUUUUUGUUUUUCGACCUUCCUAGUCGCACUGGCGUGGUGGCGCCGUACGAUUCGACGGACCGUCAGUCGGCCUGCAAUCCGUACGGGCGAAUUACACGUCGGUAGACGAGAUUAUACUGCACUACAGUCAUAGGCGCAACUAGGGCCUUUGGCGUUUACGCAAUUGUGCAUGUAGUCAACUCUUGCACGAAUCGUGUAAAGCGGAUUGUGUGGGCGUAGACCCAGUGGGUCUUUGAAAAGUCGGUAGUUUUAGCGGCCCCGGAGUUGGCGGUCCAGUUGCGCCUAUGAUUACAGACCGCACAGGAGCGGGGAAAAACCGUGCGAGAACGUGGAUCGCGGUGGGCGUGUGGCGGGAAGCGCGAGAGGGGAAUGAGAGCGGACGUGGGGAGUAGACGGAGAAGAAAUACCGGUGGACGCGGGAAGGCGUGGAGGGCGAGAGGUCGCACGGGCCGCACUGUAUAGUGACACCGAAACCGCGCGUAAGCAGCGGUGUUUUUUUUUACUUUUUUAAGACUUGCGUCGUUAGAUCACCAAAAAGAAAACGGGAAAAAAAAACAAUACGCGCCCGGACAUCGUCGGCCGCGCACACGGUCGUCAACAGUACGAACCGACGGACGACGGGGUAUAGUAACCGGACGCGUUGUUUUCGUCCCCGUCCGUCGCCGUUCAUAUCCCCGGACGACCCGACGAUAACGCGCGGCAUCGUACGGCCCGACGGCCCAGGAACCCGGCGCGCGGACGCGGCCCGCGUCGCGACGAAAACAAUUAAAAACGCGUUCGUCGCGGGGAGGACGGCCGAAAAACCUCGCGUGUCCCCGCGCGUUUGUUAUCGCAGGGCCACUCGCGGCGGCCGAUCGGUCCGCGCGGUUCCGCGCCGGUAGUCCCGGUGGCGUGUACGCGGCGCGCGAUUGUAACGACAAUGGACAAUGCGACAUUACAAUCGUGACGUUUCACGGUGAUAUUUACCGAGCCCGGUCUAGGGUUUUGUCCAGGGCCCGGGACAAAAAGAAAAAGCCGUCCCGUUUAUCAUCUAUUUGAUACGAAUAUUUCUCGUCGCAUACCCGUAUAUUUCGUACGAAACUGACAAAAAUUAUUUAUGUUUUUACAAGUAUUUUUGACUGUGUAAACUCUUUUUGGUAUUUUUCGGUUUUGAGGAUUAACUAAAACCAAACGAAUAAUCGAAUCCAGUAGGCGAGCCCCUGGAUCCGCACGGGCCCCGGACAAACACCCACGACGUCCUUGCGUGAAUAGGGCCCCCGGCAUAGUAAUAUACGUAUUGUUCGCGGCGGCGGCGAUCGAUUGUCACCCGGCUUCGGUUGCUGUAAAAUCGCGAUCGUCGACGGACGGUCUGCUGUUUGAAAAAAAAAAAAAUAACGAAUAUUAUGUCCGGUCAUAUUCGUACGCCGAAGCCGCGCAUUCAAUUCAAAUUAUACGGAUAAUUUUUUUUUCAAAUGAGCGCGGGCAAAUUCGUGCGAUUUUAAUCGCGCACGUUCCGAUGCCGUACGCUACGCACGCGACGUCGGCGGAAACGUUCUUGGAAUACCGUCGAAUUGAUAAUGUGGACUGCACUGCGUACACGCCGAAUCAUCAAUACCAGUUCGCAGUAGAAUAUUCGCGAAGUGGUUUUUUUUUCUCUCUAAUCAUUCGACUACGCGAAAAACAACGCGCGUAAAAAACCGGAGAGAAAAAAAAAACCGAACGCGUUCGACGGAUUUUCGAAACCCGCCGCUGUCCGCGCCUACCUACGCGGCCGCGUACAAAAAUCGCCGUCCUUUUUUCCGACCCGACCGUACGUAGUUCGCCCGCAACCGCGCGUAUACGGAGUCGCGGACGUCCGCACGACGCUAAUGUAUAUUGUACAUUGACCACGCGGCGAAAGGGAGGGGAGGGGGAGGGAGAAAUAAAUAAAAAAUCAUUCAAGGUCGAUUUUAGGCGGGCCCGAGACGUAUCGUACCGUGCGACGAUCACCGGGUACGCAAUGUACCACUACCACUGUUUUACAAUACGGCACCGUCGUCGUUAAUAUGAUUGCAACGAGAUUCCCGGGCGGUGAGACGUCCGACGCGGUCCCGACGUCGGUACACCGGCUGCGUACACGAAUAUAUUGAGAAAAAAAAAAAUAAAAAUAAAAUACUAAUAACAACGAAAAAAAAUCCGUCCGGUGUUUCAAGAUAAAACCGACGACGGUUCGACGUUCGACGAUGGUAAUUUAUUGCGGCUCGUCGGCGAACACGCUGCUAUUCUUAUGCCAUUGUUGCUUUUUAGACAUUUGAAAAUACGUACGUACCAUCCGUACCGACGUCCUAUAUAAAUUAUACCGUACUGCGACGUCCGACGGUUGUGUUGCGCGUACUCGACACGCAAAUGUAUACCGCAAUCGCUUUCGAUAUUCUAUUGUAUCGAAUUUUCUCAAUGACGCCCGUUGCGGUUUUCAAUUUUUAUCGCGUUUCGGUGGUGCUGAUGACGAAAAACUAUGGACGAACGCGUGCAUCAUGCAGUCGAACUUGACAUCGACAAAUCGGGUGUAUUGAUUAUCCCCGAACCAAAAACUCGCCGUCUUCGGCCACCGGAGGAAAAAUUGUAUUCGGCUAACAGGACGCAGAAAGGCUGCGGAAACUAUAGCGAGAAGACUCGAAACCGGCGGUGGACAAAACUGGACGACGCGAUCGAUCGUGCGAGGCGAACCCUAAGCGGAAUGUGUAGCGAAGGGCCUUCAAAACGACAAACGGGUACCGUGUCAUUUUCCAAGUCGACGAUAUCGAUAUUGCCAACAGCCGGGGCAACGUCACAGCGUGAAAACAAUUUCGCGGACGUUCAGGAUUUAUUGGCGAAAUUGCCCGAAGGACGCAGUCUUCGUUGUCGUAGGACGAAAACAGAAAGUGACUAGAAAACGGACCGGCGGGUAACGAUUAAUAUUCGAAUCACUAUGUAGGAAGGUAUCGUCGAAUUCUCUCGUACCACCCACCCACGAAAUUUGUGCGAUUUUCGAUAAAAUUCUCAUAUCCGAAAGUCAUCUGCCCACUUCGCCGUUGUCCCAUCGCGCAAUAAGAUUCACUAUAUUUUUAUUCCGCAUCUCCAAAUACCCAUCGCCAUUUCUUCAUCUACUCUACCGUCGUACGUCCGAACAAAUCUGCCGUAAUAACUCCUAUGGCCUUCUAUAGUCUUACCGUAUCCGCAGCCACAAACGAAACUGGACAUUUUCCUUAGGCCGUGCUAAAAUAUAUCAAUACCGUCCAUCACAGAAUAGUGUUCUACUAGUAACGCCGAAUUAACGCGCAUGUUAAAAAUAUUAUCAGGUUAAGAACUCGUAUUUUAACUGUGGGUUAUUAAAUUUCAAAUACAAAAUUGUUUACAGACAAUUUCACGUUGAAACACUACCGAGCGGUUGAACUCUUCAACGGUACCGCCGAAGUUAACAUUAUUAAUCAUAUAGUUUCGUUAGCUUCGCCGUAGAAAUGGCUGUGGCGACAUCGGAUAGUAAUAUCGGUCAGUAACAUUGGACAAUAACAGGAUGCGUUAACCGUAUCCCGAUCCGUAGUUUCGUUUGCCGCAGUCACCCCCCCCAAUAAACCAUCUCUCGUUCGGAUUCAUUUCGGAUUUCAAGGGCUUUUCCGACAGGUUAUUGUCCGUCGGAAAGACGGGACGUUCAGCAAGCGCGACGGUAACGCGGCCUCUUGAAAAAUCGAUCACAAUGUUAUUACGAGUAGAUACCGUAGGCGCUAGGCGAUCCGUCCGCAUGAUGAAAUAUUAUAAUAUCGAUCGACCGCGACUUACGCACGACGACUGUCGGCGGGCUCGCGAACCGCGCGAACAAAUCGUACCGGGGGGGGGAAAUGUUAUAACACUUAAAGUGAAAAAAAAAAAAAAACCCGAAGAAACGUUUAACCCGAUCGUUGAUCCGUAUCGCUACUAUUUAGGUAGGUAUUACCUGUGAUAAAACCUGUUUUCGUUUUCGCUUUUGCCGUUUUUCGAACGCCGUGCGAGCUCUGCAGCAACGGCAACGGCAGCGGCUGGCGGUCGGUGUUUUGACAAGUCGGCCGUUUAACACCGCCGCCGCCCGAAUAAAUCAAACGCCGCGGCCGCUUUUUCGCACGUACGCGUACGCGUAUUGAAAUGUCCGUCGAUCUAUAGUGUGUUACGAGAAAAAAAAAAUAAAAAAAUACAAAUACCGUGCGAACGGACAGCCGCGCAGACGUGUCUACGCACGAUAUUAUAAUAUCCGUACAUCGACGGGCGUGUGUCGAUAGUAAUAAUAAUAAUAAUAUUGUAAUCGGACGAGUUUUGUGCGUCCUACUGACCGGAAACCACAUAAUAAAAAUAAUAAUAUAUUAUAAUUAUUAUUUCCACUUUGGUAGAAAAAAAAAACGUCAGAUCGCUAUAUUAUAAUAUUCGACGCCGAAUAAUAUUAUAACAACACACUGCGCGACCGGGGGUUAUGAUGUAACAAUUACUUUAGUUCGUACCUUUCGAAAAAAUGUUAACUGUAAAUCUCAAUAGGGACGCGUAAGUCGUAAUAAUAAUUAUAUUGUAUUAUGUUCCGCGAGUAACUUUUUUUUUUUUUUUUCUCCGGAACACCGUACAGUUAAGUGGAUAUGUACGAUUUUCGGUACCUAUACAUGUAUUAUAAUAGGUCGCGGACGAAUCGACGCGUUAAUGCGAAUCGAAAUCGUUUUCUUUAAACGACUUUAAUGCGCUCGAUUUCGGUAAAAAUACGAAAAAUAAUAAUAAAUAAAACGUUAUUUUCGAACAUCAAACUGUGUCUUUUUGCCGAAUUUCCUCCUCCUCCCCCCACCUGUAAAAUUAGAAACUGUAUGCGUACAAUAAUAUACGUGUAUAUUUUUUUUUUUCCGUUACUUUUGGACAAUUUUUGCGACUCUCUCUGGACCAAUCGAGCGAAAAUUCGACAGUGAGAGAUGUUCAACAGAGAGAUUCGGUGGUGUUUUUACGGGGGAGACGGGAGGGGGGCUACUGGACUCAGAGGUACUAGGCUCUCUCAAAACUAAACAAAUUUAAUUUGAAUUAAAUCAGACAAAUUUACCUGCGCGCAGCAUAGUUAAGUAAUUAAUAUUGAAAUUAUACAUUGUAGUCGCCUCGGUGUGCUAUUGCAAAUGCGAAUGACAAAUACAAGGCGUCUUUAUGACGAGGACUUUAUCCAUCAGAAAUGUUGAUUAUUGAUGAAUACUUAUAGUUCGGUACAGUCGGGAGAUUUACGAUUGAAAUUUACGUACACAUUUAAUAUUGACCCCCCCCCCACCUGAAAAAAGCCUCAUACGUAAUUUUAUGAACUACGCACCUCUCAUUAGAAAAAAUUGAAAAUACGCUACUAAGCGGAUCUGAGUAAUAACAUUUUGGUUGAAUUUCACGAUAUUAUUGCGGGAUGGUAUUUUUUAAUUUUUACGCCUACAGGCCUCAAAGCUUAAACCAGAGUUGUGUGAUUUUGCGUGUGCGCGAUGUGAGUAUCGAAGAUGUUCCUUUUAGGGGUUUCAACGUUGAACACCUAACCCUACCGGUUUUAUGAUGACAUUUCCCCAUUUGUUUGUAAUUAGUAUGAUAAAUUAUAUCAGUGUUAUAAUAUUAUACAAUCAUAUCGGAUCGUUACAACGUACGCGGGUUAUUUAUUGUUUUGCAUAUUACAUUUGUAUGAUACAAAAUAUAAACGGGGGAAAUUCGGCUCUAGCGACAGGGCUCGGUUGUUCGCGUCGUUUCACUUUUAUCACCUGUCGCCAAGAACGAAAAAUCGGCACUUGUAGAUUAAUACUGGAAGACGAUGGCGGCCAGGUCAUAGACACGGUGCGAGUUAAUCGCGUGUAUACUUUCGCGUUAUUUAAAUCGAGACGACGAAGUAAUAGUGUUCAACGGUCUUUGGGAAAUCGCCGGUCCGUUAGGGAGUUUAUUUUCUUGUCGGGCGAGCGCAACCUCGAAGCCGAAAAAAAAACACUGAUAACCAUUUAACGGAACCAUCGAAUCGAAAUAUUAUGUUAAAUUAACGCCAGCGCGUUUUUACGUUCACCGAAAUCAUAAUAAUAUAAUAUUACGUGUACGGUGCUCUCCGCGAUAAAAUUAUGAAAUUUUUUUUUUUUUUUACGUAUAUUAUCCACAACGUUCUAGACGAAAAAUCGCAAUCAUUUACGAGCGAGUCCUUGUAGCGCAUUUCGAAUAUUAUUUGUUUUGCACGAUCGCGAAAACAGCCGUGCGUCAGAAACAAAAUGUACGUUCAAAGCCAUCUAAUUACCUAGGUUUUUUUUUUUUUUUUAUGAAAACAUUUAUAAAAACGUUAAAACUGUUCGCGAGUAGGCCACUUUUGCGGGCGGGUAUUCGGGAACUUGCGAAGGCGGGAUGUACAGGAGGAGGAUUUAAUUUACAUACUGUGUAUACAAUGAUUAAUUUUCGCAAACGAAAAAUCCCACUCUGAGCGGACACUAGUAUUAGUCGUGUUUUUAAAGCGUGUACCUCUAUUACCCGCUGUGCGAAAAAACCUUUUUCCGAGAAAAGAAACGAAAAGUACACGUCUUCGAAAAACGAAUAGAUUUUACGCGUAACACUCGGAACCUACAAAAAUACAACGAUUUUAUGAAAAUGUUCAACGUACCGAUCAUAAUAUACUACACCGGUAAAAGUAUCCGUACGGACACCCGCGCAAGUUUAAACGUUUAAACAAAUAUUAUCAUCUUUUAGAAAUCGACCUUUUCAAAUCUACACGCCCGAGUAUAUUUUUUACGCACCGUUGCGUUACGGGUGUACAGUCACGUGAAAAUAUUACACUUUAAUUUCAUAAUAUUAUGUUGUAACGUCAAGACGUUCGCUUAACGAUCGCUCAAAGUCGAAAUUUUCUAUUCGACCGUAUUUUUUUUUUUUUGUUUUAUUUUUUUUACCUUCGACUUAAUAACAUAUUAUUAUAGUUGUCUCCGCGGUUAUAAUACAUAAUAUUAUUUUGACGACGUCGUCGGUACCUAUAUUAGUCACGGUGUUUACGAUGACGUUGGUUUUUCAAAGAACCGUCUAUGAAAUAUUAUACAUGUAGGUACACACGCAAGCGUUAUGCGCCUCCGCGUUUUUUAUGGAUUUAGAAACAUGUUGUACGUCCGCAUAGUCUCGUCUCGUAAUAUUUUAAUAUUUACUGUGCGUACAUACACGAAUAUUAUACAGAAAUUGAUACGAAAUCCCGUCGUUCGUAUAAUAUCAGUUCAGUAAACACGGUAUAUUUAUAUAUUAUAAGCGGGUAAAUUUCAUAAAACGCCCAAGUCCACUGACUUCGUGGCAUAAAACCGUGAUUUUGAAUAGUAGUUUGAGGAUAAAUACGUUUUUGCUUGAGAAAACAAGGUGGGUGGGGGGGAAUAAGGAGGAUAUUAUAAUACUAUCCGUGAAUAAUCGUCGUAUACCAGUAUCGCAAAAUAAUAUCGUGAACCCAACUUCUGCGAGCAGUAGUAGCGUAGCCAGCGGUAAGGUCUGGUAGGCCCGGGCCUCCCCGUUUUUCUCCAAAAAUUAACACAAUUUUAAAAUAAAAAAAAAAAAAUCUGUAUUAGUAAUCUUUCCCAUUCAAACAUUCGUAUUGUCUUACGUGGCCUACCUAGAAAACCACGUCUAGCUACGUCUCCGACGAGGAGCGCGGGCGAAAAGUCGAAAACAGUAUUGAAAUAAAACCGAAAUGGCUCCGUAACGAUCGUGGAAAACAGAAAUCGAAUUAUUUUCAAGUCCUACGAGAAAAUCGCCGGUUGGUUCGCGCGUAAGUGGAUCGUUCUGUACAAGCGUCCGAACGCGCUGCGCAGCGUUGUGCCGGGCUUUAUGCGCGCAGUGCGUACGUCCGCGGAAAUAAAUUCCCGGUUUAACGGCAGGCGGAAUAAUACGCGUUUAUCGCGUAUUGUAACAAUGCGAAACGGGUAAUGUUACGUAGAACCGCGCAUCUGCGCGUGUGGCGUCGGUACACGGGAUUUUAUCGCGGCGCAUUCUGCAACGCAGAAUCCGGUACGCGCACGCGUAACAUAUAAGACGAUAGGACGACAAGGGUUUUCAUUGCGGUCUCGCGUUACAGCCGUUUCGCGGCCGUUACAGAGUAAUCCGAAUACGUCGGCGGGAGUCGCGGUUCAUUUCAAUAUCUUCCGCCGACAGCCGCAGCCGGCCGGCAUGCGCGGUUAGGUUUAUAAUUACUCGCGGACGGAGUGCAAUAUUAUUAUAUUACGGUCGCUAUCGGUAUGUGCCGUCUCAUCGGAAACUCCGCCGUGUCGUGACGCUCGCCCGGCCGCGGUCGAACGGCGGUAAUGGUAAUUGUGCGCUCCGAACGGGGGACACGAAAAUCUAUGCCGGGACGGCCGAUCCGUUUAUUCCGGCGACGGGACGACAGCGCGCAACGCGUCCGAAUCGAAAACCAUACGUAGUUUUCUACACGCGGCCGCGCGCUCGCCCGGAUGCUCACUCGCUCCGCGGGAGGGUGCUUUUCGACGAUAUACGACCGAAAGAGUCCGUUGUGUACAUAUUAUUAUUAUUAUUAUUAUAAAAUUACCUGUUUUUCGUAUUUUAUCACGUCGUCGUCGUCGGCCACACGACCGCCGUAGACGCGAAAUAAUAUUGUUAAUUGUAUAACGGAACCCUAUGAAGAACGUAAUAACAUUUCCCACUGCUAUUCGAAAAACACAUUCCGGAACGUAUAUUAUUACGGUCGUAUUUGUCGGCCGUGAGAGGACGGUGGGAAGAAGACCAAAAAGUGACGGUUGGAUGUUUACAGUUUAAGAAUGACACGAGAAGUACCGGAGUGCGUGUUAACGUUCCUUUCUAGAAACGAGCCGCACGGAAGCGAAUGAAAUCCUCCAGUCGGUUUUUUUGAUUGUUUAUCGUAAAUUCAUAACGCAAAUAACUUGGUUUUCACCGAUAAAAUUAAUAGAAAAGCUAAUUUAUCGAAUGAUUUUCACUGUCAAUUUAAACCUAUAUACUGCUCUAAGAGAGUUGUACCUAGAGAAAAUCUAAAAUCUGCCAUCGCUUAAUCAAUAAAAAGACCAUCACGGGCGUAACUGAAGAAAAAUGGGAAAAACUAACAUGCCUGGUCCGAACCUAUUGUUUUUCCUAUAAGGAAGUUAGCGUCUUAAGUUUAAACACAAAGCCCUGCCAGUCAAUGCUGUCGGAGCAUUCUAUGUUUGUCUGUGUCAUCGUUUCAAAUUGAGACCGUUAAUACGCUAUCGGGGUGUGGAAAUCGACGAUUCAGGAGACAAUGUACGGUACAGUAACCUUACCUUACCUUACCUUACCCUGAUGACAAUUCCAAUUUGGAUUCGACUGGCCAGGUAAGAAAAUGAGGUUUUAUUGUAUAUAAUUUUUUUUUUUUUUUUUGUUAUUUCAUUAUCACUCAGCCAGUAAAUACCCUGUGCGCUCAAUUCCUAAUCUAAUACCGGAGUCACGGUUUUUAUCAUCCGCAACCCGUUCCAUUAUAUACGGUUUAGUUUAUAAUUAACGACCGCGGAGUACUAGUCGGUUACACACGAGCGCGAAAACUCAUUAUCAUACCCCCCCCCCUCUCUCCCCGGUAAACGUAUUAUGUAUCUACAGUCUCGGCAAUUGAAGUUCAGUAAUAUUGUUUUACCAUUAAAAUACAUAAUAAUAUUUAAUAUAUAGUUCUGGUAUAAAUGUAAAAAAAAAAGAACUAGCUAGAAAAGCUCACUCUAAACGAGAACGUGCACAUUUUCCGGAUUGUUGUACAUUUUACAGAAUAGGUUUUUUACUGCGUGCAUUAUUAAUUAUUAUAUUAUACAUAAUGUGCAAUUUAACGGAAAAGUGGGUUUUAACGAACACAUAUCCGAAAGAUGAUGGCAUUUUGAAAAAUAAGAAAAUAUGAGACGACGGACAAGAUGGCAGGUGAAUCGUGUGUACAGAGAUGAUAGUCAGGUAAUUUAAAAACUAUGAGAGAUAUGAGGGAAUGUGGAGUAGAUGAGAGAAUCGUAGUGGACAUAAGGAGAUAUAUACGUAUGGAGGGCAUCAAUACGAGUCAGUUGAUUCUUUUUGCGCGAGAUAAAGACUAAGGGGAAAAUGAUAAUUAAAAUUAAUUUAAAACGUGUUAUUUUGCAUUAAUUAAUGUAAAUAAUAAGUUACCGUGGCAAUAAAUUAUAACAGGACAACAUUACGCACGUAAAAAAACACUGUUGUUAUACGGUAUUGUUGUACAGUAAUAUACAUUUGUUUGGUUUUCCUACAAUCUUACUUGCCAGUAAUUUUCAUCACAGUAUUUACAAAAUGAGUAAAAUCACAAAUAAAUUAGCUCAUAUUAGCUCAAUUUGCAUUAAAACGGCUAAGCCAAACUUGAAAGUAUUUAUGAAGUACGCCAAAGUAGAGUUGACUCCACCCGCGCCAUGGGAAUGGCCCGUGAUCAAAAAUGAAAUUUCGGAAAUAAUUCAAACCGCCAAAUGCGGAUACUGGAAGGAUAUCACCGUUGUGGACGCCACCGUCAGGUCACUGGUCGCCAUUGAAGUAGGAACGUGGUUCUUUUUCGGCGAAUGUAUUGGAAAGAAGCAUUUAAUUGGUUAUAAUAUCAAAUUAUAAAAUGUGCUUUUAUUCUUGACUCGAAAUACAUUUCGCAUACUUCAGAUUGUAUACAAAAUGUUUUGUGAAUUUAUAUUAUUAUUCUAGCGUACGUACAUUUAACGAAAUACAACUUCGUCCAAGUACGUAUUUUAUAGGUUAAACGUACUUUCGAAAUUCGGUUUUUGAGCGGUACUGUGACAAUAUCAAUAUGAUUUCGCCCCGUCCGUACACAUAAAAAACGAUAAUUUCGGUGAAAUUAAACGUAAGCACCCACAAUUCCGUUUCGAACCGUUCUUCUCGACAACGUCUUUUCGGUUCGUAUCGGUACGGUUUCCAGGACGUCGACCCGGGAAAUGUGAAAAAUGACCUCUCCAUAGCAUAGCGUGUCUCGAUUAUUAUAUUAAUCUGAAAUACAGUCGCCGCACGAAAUUCACCCUGUACCAAAUAUCGUUAUACGCUCGGCUCGAGUACAGAGAUCUGAAUAUCGGAGUCACGGUUUUUUAUCUUAUUCCACUACAGUUAGUUUAUAAUUACCGGCGUAUACACUCGUCGGCAGCUACCACCACUGUGUGCACUGCACACGGGCACACGACCGUAGAAACCCGUCGUCGUGACCUCCCGGUGUACUUGCGCAAGCGAAUAAUAAUAAUAAUAAUAAUAUCUGCACAUAACGCACUCUAAUAUCGCAUUAUGUUCCGUCGUGUUUGACCGCAACUUACAAAAAAAAAUCAAAAACAAGACAAUGGCCAGGAAAACGAAUCUAAACGCUUAUGUAGGUGCAUAACAUUAACAGUGACGGGUUUGGGGAUAUUGCGGCGCGCAUACGGUUUCUUUGUAAAUUGUAUUUUAUGCGCGUGCCUAUUGCCGCGUAUGUAUCGGACACUUUUAUAUGUAACGGCCGGUAGUCGUUUCGGAUGAAAAUCGCGUCGGGACAAUGCUAUCGGGCGACACAACGAUAAAAUAUUGCGGUGCCCCGCGCUGCGGAAACCAAUUACUAUUAUCAUUAUUAUUAUCGCCGUUGUUGUUGUUGUUGGUACCGCGCGUCCGAUCACGGAAAACGCUCUGUGUGGGAAUUUUAAUAAUCCCUUUUGCGCUAGAACGAAUCACGAUUUCAUGACCGCUAAAAUCGAUUUUUUUUUUUUUUUCUUUUCGUUUCAUCUCCCCGCGUUGACGAAAACAUACCUGCGUACCUGCCGUACAUUUAUGUAUAACAGUAAUAACGGAAUAUCACUCUAGAAAUAACGUCCGGCUGUUGAUUAAUAAAAAAUAGCCAAUUGAAAAGAAAUCAAUGAUUACCGUCUGUGGAAAAACAUGACGGAAUAUUGUAAAAAAAAAGAAAAAAAAAAAAAAAGAAACCCCGAGUAAAUUAGUUAAUUAUUAUAGAAAUUUUUAGAAACUCGCAAAAACAAAACCCGUCAAAAAUGAACUGCGUGAACGCCGAUGUAAUUGUUCUGCAAUUUGUUCAUUUUUGAAAUGUUUAUAUUCGAAUGGGAAAAAAAUGAAUGUUAUUUUUUUUAUUAUUCUUUAGACAUACCUAUCUCUUAAGAGUUUUUGAAGUCGUAACUACAAUUUGCCGUCUGUAUUUAUUUUGAACUAGCUCCCUCCGAUUUUCAAAUCCCUAUCUUUUUUCAAAUAUCCUUCUACCACGCCCGAUCCAUCUUUUUCAUCUUGGUCUUCAUCGAGGUCUUUUCAAAAAAGGCUCGGGCACUGGGGGUUUCAUUCAGUUACUGUCCUAAAUAUUUCGGUUUUUUCUUUCGUCAUUAAAUGUGACCUUUAACCGCCGUAUCCUUUGUCCCUUAAAAAAGCUCAUCUUAUGAAGGAAAAAAAUUUUGAUCAACAGGGAUAGUUAGGUUUGGUUAUUGGGUCACAUAAACCACACUUGUCUUUAGGUUCAAUAAGAAUCAAAAAAGUUUUUACGAAUAUUAUCUUAGAGCAGGGGGUCGUGAACCCCUAAAUGAGGGGUCUCAUCGGUCAAAAAUAAUUAAACGUUGACGUAGAAAACGACCUUUUUAACCUUUUUAAUCAGUUUUUUUAAUAGGGAGUUGUGAGAUGAUUGACGUUAAUUUUUACCUAUUUUAAGGGACGCCACAUUAAAAAGGUUGUGAAACACUGACUUUUAAGGUUUUUUCUGGGUUUCUCUGAAACUAUGUAUGUACAUUUAAAUAAAAACACGUGUAAAAAAAAAAAAAAAACAUAAUAAUUAUAAAAUAAAUAUGUCAAAACGAAAUUAUAAAAAAAAUAUUCGGGAACCAGUUUUUACUAUUCAAGUAACAAUAUAAAUAUGUUUAUUAUGCUAAUAGGACUACAAUGCAAUACUAUUAAAAACAAACAAAUAAUAAGCGAUAUUUUUUUUUAUUACCCGGUUGUUUUUAAAUAGGUAGGCAGAUCUAAUGCAAUUUAUUCUGUUAAAUUUCACCUGAACGCCGUAUUUGGUAACGCGAUGGGAUAUUUAUUAUCAUAUCAUUAUAAGUAUACAGUAUUAUGCUACCGUAAAAAAAAAUUUAAAAAAAUACGUGACACCGGAGAGAGGAGUAAUUUAUUGUUAAACGAAAAAUAAUAAUAUAUAGCUAAUGUAAAUAUUAAGUAAUAUAUAAUAGGUAUACAUCGGUACAUAAUAUGUAAUUGGUAACAAUUUAAUAAUUCAAUUUGUUAUACCACAAUGAGAACACUCGUAUCGUUUUUUUUUUUUUUUUUUUAGUAUAAUAUCGCUUGUUAUAAAAUUAAAAAAAUAAUUUUAUUAUUGUUAUUCGGUCGAAAAUAUCGUCGAUUUAAAAUUGAAACAGUACAAUAGUCACGCGUUUCACCUACUAUUGCAUUAACAACGCGCGUAUAAUAGAGCGUUAUUAUUAUGUACGUUUUUUUUUUUUUCGCUUUCAGAACAUUUUUUUUCGGUCAAAUACUUCGAGUCACCCGAUACGCUUUAGACGUUUUUUUACCCGUAAAGAUCGGAGCUCUCUGCGUUCAGUGUGGACGUGUGCACACAGCACCUAUAUAGGUGCCGUAUUCUGGGUUGGUUCUAAACCCUAAUUAGGCGAACGCGAAUCGGAGUAAACAGUCAAGUUACACAAUGAGACGAGACGUUAUAGUUAGGUCCGAUCAUCGUGUUACGUAGUCCAACGAGAGCGUCCGGAGCACGCUGAUCUCGUGUACCAUUACUUUUUAAUCGAUGUUUCCAAACCGUAUUUCCGCGGCGGUCAUUUCGCGGGACGUAGACACAAAACAUUCAAUGAAUUAAUAGAAAACUUUUUGAAUUAUAUUUCGAACUGUGUAAUUGCCGAACAAGCGGAGCUAUAGGUGAAACGUAAGACAGUUACACUAUCGUCGUUGGCGCCAGACGAAUAGCGAAUUGAGAAAAAUAACGAGCGCGGAGCGGGUUCCGACGAUGCCGUAAAAAGUUCUACGACAAAUUAGCUCUGUACGCUUCGCGCUAUCUACGGCGAAUUUCUUCGUAGUUUGCACCGCUAAUGUAGUCUGGUUGGAAAAUAUACGCAGCGCCUCCAGUCCCAAAGGCCAUCGAUAUCCCGUAUCGCUACUCCACAUCGCCUCGUCGUCUAUUCUUCUCUACUGUUAGUCAUUUCACUCGGACUGCCGGUACUCUAACAACAGGUAUUCGGAGAUCUCGAUUUAGUCGUCUAUACCUUAUGGUUUUCGUUAUAGCGCGUCUUUCCCUAUUAUUUCCCUCGCACGCGCCCUAAGUCCUAAGUUCGUUGUAUACGUGUCCGGGGAGCGCGUCCACUUUUUCGAAAUGUCCACCAUCACGUCGCCUCUAUACAGUACAUACAAUACAUUCCACAUGAAACAUACGUUUCUAACACAACUGCGUAUUUUAAUGCACCUGUAUGUGGUUCGCGUGUACACAUUUUAGCAGACAACAUUCGUGACGUCGGCUUUUUAAAUCGGGUACGACGUUGUUUGUUUCGCACGCGAGAACACAAUCGUAUUUUAUACGAAAGCGAGAAAACACCGCGUUGUACUCGCGCGUUAAUUUUAUUGUUUGUUAUAUCUAAUAUAAUAUACAUUCAUGACAAUAUCUCCCGAGUAGUAAAAUAUUGAAAAAAAAAAAAAACAAUAUUAAUAUAUAUAUAUCCGCGAAAGCAUAAUAUUAUUGUCACGCGCGUGCGCCACGGACCGUAUUGAUUUACGGCCGCGCGGCUGUUGAUUAAUUUCGAAAACGUUUUUUUAACGCACCUUUAUACCCGACAUCGCGAGCGCAAUAUUCGUGCGCACAUUAGCCGGUUUAUAAUAUAGAGUAUUAUUAUUAUUAUUAUUUUUUUUUUUUUAUUAUUCAUUCCAAAAGUAUCGCGCGGUACGAAACAUUGUUAUUAUUAUAAUUACAAGUCAUAAUACAUAGGUACCGCGCCUCGAAAGAUGUAAACACGCGUUGCAGAGGUACACAUAAAUAAUUUAUCAACCGAUUAUUGUUGAUUUUACUGUUAGACGAGCGCGUCCCUUGUAAAAUACACUUAUAGGUUCACGUAUUAUACGUUACGAACACACAACCUCGGCGAUCUAAAACCGUAAUUACGCACGUAUAUACAUGUGUGUGCAUGUGCAUGUGUGUAUGUGUGUGUGUGUGUGUGUGUGUGUGUGUGUGUGUGUGUAUUAUAGUCGAGGAAUGUGUAAAUCGACGGACUGCGCGAAUGACACGUCCAUCACGUCGAACGCUAAACCCGACACGACUUAAAACCCGAGCACCGGUAAUAACAUUACGAUCAGCGGUCGACAAAAAUUACGACCAAACGCUGUAUGUAGGUAUUAAAUAUGGCGUAUAUCCUCGUGAGCGAAUUUUUCCUUUUUUCCUUUUUUUUUUUUUUAUAAAUUUGGUGUUUUGUGUUGUUCGCGAAAUUCGCACAAAUUACGACGGCUUCAGAUAGAUUCUGCUUGCUUAUAUGUGGAUAAAGACUUGUCUGUACUUUCAAAUAGAUAAAGCGCGCGGUUGGCGUAAUCCCGAUUCUCCGUACGUAUUAUCACGAAGACACGCGCAGUUUUUUUUUUCUCUGCAGGCGUAUUUGAUCGCGUAUAAUACGUAUAUAUCUGUAUAAGUAUAGGCGCUAUAAGCGUUCGAGCAGCUGUCUUUUUCACGACCAUUACGGCGCUAUAGAUUCUGAACGGAAUGACAAUGUAUUGAUAACUAUGAUGCAUUUUUUUUUUUUUUGUUUCUAAAAGACACUUUUUCCAUCAGAACUCUCGAUUUUCUUAAUAAAUGGGAAAACUGAGAAAUUUUGUUUGUAAUUUAUGUCAAUUGAACCUAGGCAACAAGAAAAAAAAAUACAACCAAUCUCUGCUCAGAAUCGGUUUUCGUUAGCAACAGUUUAUAGUCGCGCAUAGAUUAAAAUAUAAUUAUUCUAUAUCUCUUGUCUCCCAACUUCCAAUCUAAAACCGUGGAACACCCAUCGACAGUAUCAGCCUUUUUAUAUUGUGGGAUCACGAGAUUAUCUAUAAUAUACAACGUUUACUCAUCUAGCUAUUUCAAACAAGAUAAUUUUUUCCCGUGUGUAAAUACAAUUUUUACCAAAACUUUUGCUCCGAUCAUCGACUAUAGGGUUACUUUCUGGUUACAAACUCAGUUUAGUCGUUGCAUUGAGGAUAUCGUUUUUUUUAUUGUCCUUGUAAUUUUCUUAAUAAUGAAGGAAAAGGUCGGAAAAACGGGAAUAUUUAUUCAAUAAAAGUUUAUGUUAUUAUCGAUUUUGUUUUUUCGUUUGAAAUUCUAUUCGAAAUAAUUGUUGAGAUCUGAUACUUUCUCCGGACACUCAUAUUUAUCACUUUCUAGAUCGCUGUGCGAUUUUUGUUUUUUUGAGCUAUUUAUACAGAUAUUUGGAAUUGUUGAGAUAUUGUUUUUUUCAUUAUUUAUGGGGAUACAAAUUUUGUUGCAAUCCGUUUUAAGUUCAAUGUUGACGUUUAAAUCAUAAAAAGACGAACAAUUGUAAUAUAUUAUUUGCAGUUGCAAAUUGACACUAUUUUAAAUUGAAAUUUAUCAAUUACACGCGUUCGACCGAAUUUCGCUCUGAAUCGUUAUUCGUUCGUAAUGAUACAUAUUUGCGCAUAUAUUAUACAAAUUAAAAUAUCCUACCUUCGACCUUCUCGAAUUCUCGUUUGUGGCUACUGCGGCCCACCUGUGGUGCGAGUAUGUCACUUUUUUUUUUUUUGUUAACCUAUUUAAUCACAACUCAAUAUUUGAAUUGGUUUUAUUAUUAUUAUGUUGCUCAACAAUGUUUAAAUAUUUCGAAGUUCCUAUUGCGUAGGAAUACCGUGAUUUGAGUAGACUUCAUUAUGUCAUCUCCACAAUAUUUCGUUCUCGUUGCGUAUUUUUUUCUUCGAUCGCACGGUGUGUACACGGACUGUGUACCUACGAGUACAUCGUUUAUUCGUUUAUGUAUACGAAUCAAUGGACUAGUAUAGGAUUUUAUCCCCAAACCGGUAACAUAUAAUCCAUUGAAAACGUUUUGAAGUGAAUUGUUGAUAGUAUUUCUCGCACGUGCGAGUCUCCGACUAUCUGUCGCGUCGCUCAUGCUUUCCAGAUCUAUAGACACAACUACCGACGGCAUUUCAAUUUCCGUACAUGUAAGGCUGCUUACACUUUCGGCAAUUUCGAUUUAGAUUUUCGCUUCCAUUCGCCCAGGGCCACUGAUUGUUACUCGGCCGACGCAUCUGCGCUACGUGGCAAUAACACGACCGCAUAACCGCGUACCCGUGCACACCCAAAACGCCCGUCGUCGCGUAUAUAUGUGUACGUUUUGGAGUUGUGAAAACGUCCAAUUGAAACGCGUUAAAAAUAGCGCAUUCCACAAAUAUUUACGGUAUUGUUAUGCUGUAUGUUAAUGACUCUCGCUCACCCAGACCGUCACGAAGACGUGUUUUCACACCAUGAUGGUGCGACACACGUUUCGUUUAUUGUGGCCGGGACAGUGACGGCGAAGAAAAAAAAUAAAAAUAAAAAUAUGUCAGAAAUAUGGAAAAUAACCCGUGAAAUCGGAUAUCCGUCUAUGUAUAUAUACACGCGUAUAAUAUAAUAUGUAGUGCAGUGUUGUACACCGCCGACGCGCCGUCGGACGUGCCAUUGAAACGUCUGACAGAAACGACAAUAGCAUACGCGUAGUACGGAGUCGCGUAUCAGUAUUGGUGUAAAUUAAAAAAUCUAGUUCAGACCGACCGUACAUGAAAAAAAAAAAUAACAACUGAUGCCGCUGAUGGCUGUGCCGCUGUUUUAGGAGGAAAGUUGAAUGGGAGGAUAUCAUAUAAUAUAAUAUAUAUUGAAUUACUAUAUUACAGUAGGUCGAUUCAAAUCUGUACUCAAUGAUAAACUAUUACUAAAAUAUCGAUUAUGGACAUAGUGUUUUAUCAGUCGUAUUUUCAUUCCUGUUGCCAAGGUAACUCAUAAAUCGACAAAAACUAUAGAAACGAUUUCCAAUUUUCCCGUUUAUUAAGAAAUCGCACGGAAAAUCAAAAAAUUAUCUUCUCAACACACCAUCAAGAUCAAAAUUCUUACGAAAACCUUUCUAUAAAGUUUUUGAUCGGAGCAACAUUUUUCGGUAUACAAAUUACAUUUACGGACGCGAACGAAAAACUAAACUAGUUGGAAAGUUGAGACAUUAGAAUACCUCAUUAUUUAGGGAAAGUAUAGUGUAUUUUUUCGAAAUUUGUUUUGUAGAACAUUUAAGAGACAAACCGUUCUAAAAUAUUAUAUUGAUUCUAUUUUUUUAUCACCCUUUUAUUUUUUAUUUUUUUUAGUGAAAUCAACCACUAAAAAAAAACAUACUUUUGGGUUUUAUAUAAGUAACCUAUCAAGGUCCGGUAUCUACAAAUCUACACGAAACCCAAUUGAAUGACUAUAAAUAACUUCGUAAACCGCCAGGAUGUUUUAAAAAUUGUACUGCGCACGCAGAAUAUACUAAUAUAUUUAUAUUAUUCGGGGAUAUUCGGGGAAAAGUUCGCUUAGGAAAAGUACGUUUUCGCUUCUGUAACCGGACUGCAACAAAAAAACCCGAUUCGGAUAAAAACCACAGACCGCUGCGGCGUACAGUUGUUUUCCCGCUUUUCUCGCGCGAUUUCUCAACAUCGUUAAGAAAACGCUGUGAGGGAAAUCAAACGGCGCACAGCCUCCGCGGCGCGCCGACCAGACGGGAUUUCGCCGCGAGAGACCACUCCUACACCGCAGCUGACGUUCGGACCAAGACCGCCGGCAGGCGUAAAGCGCGUACCGUGCAAUAUGGUAAAACCGACACCGCUCCGCCCGGAAUCUACGGUAAAAACAAUAAAAAUAUUUAACCGCGCGCAAUCUUAAACGCGUUUGUCGAAACGUUGGCCGAUUGAAAACGGAUAUUAAUAAACGCGUCGCGGUCGUAUUACCGUUGGACACCGACGCCGUUUUAUGCGUUGUAAUACAGUUUUCGUUGCGCAAGAAGCCCCCGUCUCGGCUGCUCGGCUCUUUCGCUUGCGAUACGCGCGCGCUCAUUUCGCGUUUGACGUACGCAAUUAACUGUCGGCGACAAUGUCUCGAACGAGUCCCAAUAAGGAACCAACGCGUUAAUUUAAGCAUUUCAACGCGGCCGCCGCGCUCAUUGAAAGUUCGUAAUCGUUAUUAUUAUUCGUCAAGGACGUGUUUUUUUUUUUUUUUUAUAUACACACGAAACGUACCCGUACCUAAUAGCGUGGUUAUAGACAAAGAUAUAUCGCGUAGAUAAUGUCUUUAAUACAGUGUCGUCGUAGGUAGGUGCGUUUUUAAAACGAGACGGAAAGACCAACAACACCCGACUAUUUCGAUAAAAAUCAACCGAAUGUGUGUUUGUUUUUUUUUGUUUACGAACGGUGAAAUACACGCGUCGAAUACGCAACGUCGUCUCGCCGUCGUCCGUGAUGAUAAUCGGGUUUUUCGUUUUUUAUGUAUAGACUUUAAACAAACAUCCUAAUAUCGUUACCGUCGCCGCCGAUGAUCUUUGAUUGUCGAGUCGGCGGCACGUCCUUUGGCGACCGUACAGUGUAUAUAUUUUUUUAUUUACGCCGGCGAUUUUAUUCUCACGCGAUUGCAUCGCACUAUUAGGCGCCGCGACGAUACGCAAUAAUGCGCAGCGACUCCGCAAAAGUCGGAAGGGACUACGACAAAUCGAGUUGUUGUUGUUGUUUAACAAUAACUAUUGUGACGCGCGUGGCGUCAUUCGUCGAAAUCACCAACAUCCGAUAGGUUCCCACCCACCACCCACAGUAUAUUGCGCGCCGUAGUAUUCAUUUUUCCGUCACUCGAAUUCCCCGCGUGCAGGGUGUUCAGUCCGACGAACACGUUCGUUAACUCGGAGAGGAUUACAUUUUACGUGCAGGCGAUUCGUGAAACGGUCGACUCUAAAACGUUACAUUUCCGUUACAUUUUCCCAUCGCUCUUAUUUACGGGGUCGGAAACGCUACUUACUUUUGGUUUUCGAAUAGCGACUUGCAUGCCGUACAUUGAUGGAGUAUUGGUUUAAACGCGUUUUCAGGUUGACAUUUUCAGUUUCCGUCAACCGUUGACGAGAUAUUCCGUUUUCAAGUUCGGGCUACGACAUUGUAUAGGGAAGCAUCGGUUACACUAUCAAAAUGUAAUGGUAUCUUUUCUCCGUUUUGUCGCAUAUCCUAAUGUCUCCUCGUGUUCUCCGUGUAGUUCGUAUCCGAUUCGGAGCGUUUCGCUGAUACUAUAAUAUUCACCGCACGAGUCAGAAAUCCGACUCGAAGGACCCGAGUUCGGGCGUCUGUCGCGGCGUCGGUUUUGAUAGCGUUAAUCGAUUUGCCCGGAAACGGCCGUUUAGCGUGCGGGGUGCUGGCCGAGGCGUGUUUUAGGCAGUCGGCCGUAUGUUAUCGCAAUAUAACAUGGGCUGUACACCAGCUUUUGACGCGUUCCGCGCUUUCGUGUCCGACCGCAAUACGUAAUCGCGCGUCCCGCACUCGGAGAAUAAUAUACGCGUCUAUCGCGUGCGUAAAAUGAGCGGCAAAAACGCGAAAAAAAAAAAAGUAAAAAAAAAAAAAAACUAGUGCUACGGCUCGCGCUCGCGACCGUAAGUACAGCGCGAGAACAGGUCGUUCCCGUUAUGUCCUUGUCGGGCGCGCGUUCGCUCGCACGCAGUACAUAAUAUACAGCCCGGUUAAUCGGUUUUAAUGGCUUAACUGUAUACGACUGUAAUCUCUCUCUCGGCCGGGAUAGAUCUUUUCAUUGUACAAUUAUUAUUAUUAUUAUUAUUAUUAUUAUAUAUUUUUUUUUUCCAUUUGGUUUUUUUACGCCGCAUCGGCGGCGGCGAUGACGGCGACGAUACGGCGAAAACAAUAACAAACGGAGUGCGCAAAGUGCGGCACCGACGAUCUCGUUCGCGCGCGAAUACUUCGCGGAUAACAUACGUAUACGCGCCCGCACUGGUAUCGUCUAUGACGACGGUGACUCCGGAAUAAAACGCGAAAAAUCGGCACGGCAUCGUGUUUUUCUCGACAUAUUUUUCGAAAUUUUAGAUUCCGUGGCGCGCGAGAGACGCAUUGGUUUUACUAUGAUUUUACGCUCCGCAAACGCCUGGUUUCCGAGACCGUUUUUGUUGAUUUUCGGACAUUUCGAAAGUCGUUCUUUUCGUUUUCCAAGCGGUUUUCGGUUAAUAAUUGUGAAAAACCCGAUCAAAUAUAUUUGGAAAAAUCGACAUGAGCUUUUGUACCGCGGUCGUGUUCAACGCUCGAACAUCAAACGCGAGGUUCGUUAUAACAGUUGUGCUUAAUAGCCCCCCUCCCUCCCCCGUAAAGCACGAGUCGAGUGUGUAGUUUGUGUAUUUUUUUCGUCAAAGAUCAAAUUUCGACGAACGCCGUACAAAUAACGGUAUACCGAAACACGUACGACGGAACUUCGCUCAGAAUCGUUUUACGCCGCGUAUACAAAUAUAAGAAAAAAAAAAAAAAAACAAACCCCAAACACCGUGGACCCUAUAUAUACCUGGCCAACUCGCCGCAAUACGGUGCCCCGCCCGUCCCCGGUCUUGUUUUUUUUUGUUUUUUCCUCUUCCUCUUUUUACUAUCGCGACUGUGCAGGCGACAACCGUCACGGCGCUUAAUUGGGCGUAACGCGACUGCGGGGCGCCCGUGUUGGCGGUCGACGACGGCGUGAAAUCAAAGUCACGGAAACGGUACAGAAUGCGUCUCUCGCGUACACAACACGGUUAGCGCGAAAUAAUAACACGACGACGGCCGCCAUUCGAUUCGCGAGUCCGAUAAAAGCAAAUAAAUACUACGCGUUCUCCGAUUGUCCGCGACCGCGUAAUUGUAUUAUUGUUAUCAUUAUCGUUAUCGGUCGGUCCGCGGCCAACGGCCGGUGGACGGUACAGGACGGGCGUGUUUUCUAAGCGUUCGACGACGUCCGUUCGCCAACGGCCGUUAGUCAGCAGUCCGCGCGGGUCGGUUCUCGAUCGGAUUUCGUUUACACUCGUUAUUUUGAAAGCCGUACCGGAAAGAAAAAAAAAAAUAAAUAACCAAUCCGCAGAUCGGUUAGGUUAUAUAAAACGAUAAUACGAUUACGGACAACGGACGUAACCGAUCGGGAAAACGCGACACGUCUCGUUGUUCGCGCGUCGAAAUCUCUAACGUACGUAAAUGUUAUGCGACCGCGACGUUCGUUUUCCGCCGCCGCAAUAACAAUAAAGCUGCCGGCGCCGGUUUCCGUUUUCGUUUUCGUUUUUUUUUUUUUUUCAUAUCGAGGUGUGUUCGCGACAAUAAUAGCGGUAGCGCACGGUAUUAUAUUAUCCGGGUUAACCCAGAAAUCCUCGCGGGUAUCCGAGACGUCGCCGUCACCGAAUUCACUCUCGCGGUCCAGAGUUGUUUUCCGUCGACGUCUCGUUACGCGGUAUCUUAAAAACACGCAUUUCGGAUACGAUUGUCCAGCGUAGUGGGCGAUACACGGUUCUGGUAAUUACCGCGAGUGCAGUCGCAUUGUGUCGCGAUACUGAAAUCAAUGCGUUUACAGUGUAUCGAUUUUCUAGUCAUCACCAAGGGGGAGAGCCGAGUAAUUUCCGACGACUUUUAAAAAAAAAAAACACGUAACAAAUUGAAAGUACCGAAACGGGCGGAAAUUCGAAAAAUGUUUCGAAUAAAUAACCACUUUCACGUUCGUGAAAAAUCGAAUCGAUAUUUAUUAAUUUUUGUACGUCCAGUGUCGAGUAUUUAAACACGUACACCAUAUUGUAAAUAUCGAGUAUAUUAAUUAUUGUGUAUUGUAUUGAAUUGUCCAGAAUGUAGAUGAGUAUUCGCGUUUAGAGGGUAUCUCACGUUCUUGUCAAUCCCAGAGUCUGUUUCGCGUUUCGUAAAAUGGAAAACUGCAAACAAAUAAAAAAACGUCGUCGACGAGCUGUCCUAUCGUGAUACGUUUUUGUAGUUUUUUUUCAUCUCGUUCUCAUAAUAUAAAUUCCGACACAAACUUAAAUAUGUAGGAAAUUGAAUUAUUAUUUUUAUUCAACCGUGUAUAGAUGAUAAUAUUUAUUGCAAUUUAUUUGAUCGACGCGUCGUCAACGGGCGAGAACGACGACCGUUCGUAGAUGAGCUGCGGAACGUGACAAAAUAUUGUUACGAUCGAAACGCGUUAUUAUUAAACGAUUAUUUAAACUGACGUCGAAAUACAAUCGGAAUGGAGGAAAAAUUCGAUUCCGUCGACAAUGCAACGGAUAUCGUGUGUUUUCUCAGUUUUUAGAUUCCGAGCGAAGCGAGGGGUCUAUUCGUUUUACGGUUUUGUUAUCGACUCUUCUUUUUUUUAUUUAUGUAUACAAUAUACAGUUUGGAUCAUAUUUCAUUCGUAUAUCCGAAAUGUUAUAAUUUAUUAUACUCGCGGUGGCGUUACAAAUGCCAUUAGUUGAACUGAAAAACAAUAUGCGGACGAUUUUUGUAUUGUUAUCCUAAAACUGGUACAUCAGAUUUAAUUCGAAUACACACAAUUCAAGACCGUUGUAAUCGAACUCGUUGCGGCGAAAUUAUCCAAGCGGCAAAUUCACGCGGUCGUUAAAAUAUUACCCAGCGCCGAUUAUAUGAUCGUUGCAGAAACAAUACGCAAAACUAUUCUGAACAGAGUAUUAUAUUAAUAGUAUUUUUUUCGCUCGUUGUCAAAGUAACCCGGAAAUCCAUAAAAAUUCAACCGAGACUUACCAGGUGUACCCAUUUAUUAAGAAAACUACGGGGCGAAUCGACAAUCGACCGUCUCGAUGCACCGGCUAGACGAAAAACGCUACAAGAAGGUUCCUGUAAAGUUUCUGAUCGGAAACCAGAUUUCUGGUAGAAAAGUUGUUUACAGGUGCGCAAAAAAAAAAAAUUAAAAACACACCACAUAGUAAAACCAAUACAUUUCUCGCUUCGCUCUGUAUCCGAUAGAUACGUAUCGAUUUUGGGGAUACCGUGUCCGUUCAUGGCUUAGCACGUAAUAUUAUUCAAUUAUGAUUAUGCGUUCUCUGCUCGCGACCCGGCGUAAACUCGAUAAAAAAAAAAAAAAAUAAAUAAAAAACCGCCAUCAACGACGGAAAAUCACAUUAUUUUUGACAUUGUUAUACUCGUGCGAUAAACCGCAUACGGUGUUGCGUAAACUGCAUUAAACACCCACAGACAUUGACCCGAUUUUCGUAUACACAUACGGUUAAUAUUUUUUCGAGUAUGUGUUUCGCAACAAUAAAACGUGACUUUAAGCUCGUCUUUAAGACGAGUAUGUACGCAUCAGUUUUGAUUUCAAGAGACCGUCUCCGAUAAAACUCAAUAAGCUCGUUCGAACGGAAUAAAAUUAAAAAAAAUAAAUAAUAGCCUGAUUUCUGCCAACUUCAAAAGCCAGUUGGUUCACACCCCACUAUUUUCAAUGUUUCGAUUACGACAUUUUUUUUUAAGAAUAUUUUCGUUACACGCUUACGCACCUCGUCGUAGAAGACGGUCGAAAACGGAACGAUAUUAUAUAUUCUUUUAUGCAACGUUAUUAUAUUUUGUUGAACGAGAAAAAUUAUGAGAUGGAUUAAAAUUUGAAUUUUUACAGUUAGUGUACAAUGUAAAUUAUGUUUGUAGACAAAUUUAAAAUUUAAAUUGCCCCCUCCCUUUUUUUACAAAAAUGACCUCGGUAGUUGAUGUUUCUUCAAAGCUAAAGGAUUGUUCGAUAAACCGUGGAAAAAAAAAACAAUAAUAUUUUUUUAUUAUAAAAAAAUAAUAAACGACAAUGUUUUAAAACCACGGUAAUCGUAAAUAUUGAAUUUUAAUUUGCGAUCGUUUUAUUGCUUGUCAUGUGUAUGUUGUCCAUAAUUCGAAUUAAAGACGAUUCUACAUUACACAAUCGAAGCGAACAAAUAAAAACGCAAAGAUUUAAAAGCGUUUCGUCGUUUUUUUUUUUUUUUUUUAUUUAAUCUUUAUCAUUUAUGAUAUUUAACACCCGACAAUGGUUAAUAAUCUAUAAAAAAAUAUUAUUAUAUGAUUUUCAAACGUUUUAAAUUAUGUAUUCGAUCGUAUAUUUUAAUGCAUUAUGAAUUCGUAUAGUGCAGACGUCGUGCUAACGAAUGAAUCAGUCGUAGACGUGUUUCGAAUCGUUUUUAGAAUUUAAAAUACAAUACAAUUUUAAACAAUCCGGACAUACUUAUCAACAUGGGCAGAUCACCGUUGUUGGGUUUCAGUUCGCCGAAGAACGUUAUUGGAUACAGAGUAAUAAUUUAAUUUAUACAUUGCAAAAAGCAACGAUAAAUCAUCGCAAUCGAAAAACAAACCUAAACGGACCUCGGUCAACUACAAUUAUGGUUGUAUAUUUUAUCUGUCUGUACCGACUCCCCCCCUCCACCCCCCGAUUGUAGCUAAAAGGUAACACAAGAAUCGACGAAAAUAAAACGGAUUUUCCGUCGUUUGUUGUGAGUUUUUUGACAUUUUUCCGGAAAAACUGUUGGAAAUCUAACGUUGUAAACGGUUCGGAUAAUUUUUUAGUAACGAAAAAAAACCACGCAUCUUAAUGAAGCUAAUAGAUUUCAUUGCUACGUCGACAAAAAAAAAAAAAAAAAAAACUCGUCUACUUAUUGAAUUCCGCGUGUGUUUAUCGUACACGACGACCAGAUACACUCGAGUGACACGGCGACAAUAGUGUACGAAUAUUGUUAUUGUUGUUGUCCGCGAUCGGAAUGUAUACGCAGAAAAAAAUAACAAUAAUAAAAAAACCGAAAUGAAAAACGCGGGACGACGAGAUAAACGAACAAUAUUUUCCGCCUCUCUACCGCGCUCUCCCGGAGCUCGCGUGAAUACCGUACGGGUCCGCCGCCGCACACGAGGAUGCGUCGUCGCCGUUUCGCGCGAAAAUACCGCCGCGGCGAGCCGAUCGGGUUAUUCUCCGUCCGCCGUACUCUGCCGUCCCGCGCGGUUUAAUCGCCUCGGACGCGUGCGAAACGAAUAUUUUUCGUCGCCGUCGUUUGCGCGCGCGCGCGUAUAACGAACGUAUAGGCGCGCGGGAUUUCGCGUUUCGCGUUUUGUAUUUAUUUAUUUAUUAUUAUUUUUUUUUUUUUUUCGUCAUUAUUAUUAUCGUUAUCGUCGAGUCCGAUCGGUCGCGGAGAGAAAUCGCCCGCGGCGGCGUCUGCGGCGAGUCGCCGGGAAAACGGCGGAAACAACGGAACGAAAACCGGUGCCCGGCGGCUAUUACGUUUGUCGUAUACGGCGGGACGGGUUUCGGGAGGCGAAGGAACGACAAGAGUCGCGGACGGGCGGGAGACGGCUGUUACAGGCGUUAUUAUGUAGCGGUGACGUUCUAAAUAUAAUAAUAACAAUAACAAUAAUAACGACGGUAACAACAACGACGGCGGCGGCGGAACAAUAACGACGGCGGCGGCGGCGGUCGACGACGAUACUGUACAGUGUGCGAUCGGGUCGGCGUCGGUGGCGGAUGUGCGGCUACGGGAACAGGAUUCCGUCACGCGGUGUCGUCGUCAUUGUCGUACGGUUUCCGUUUUACCGCGCAGUACCGCCGCCGCCGUGUCGUUCGCGCGACGUUUCCGACGGUUUUCGCGGCGUUCCCUCGAGCACAUCGCGAUUUCGCGGCUCUCGUACCCCGACGUCGGUCGGACCGGCCGGUUUAACGCCGUGAUCGCCGCGGGUCCCAACCGUAUUGCUCACCCCCACAACCCCCCCGAGACUUUGUGCGCGAACGUACCGACGGAAUCGCAACGAUAUCACCCGAUGGUCCGCACCUCGUUCAGACCGCACGUCAUCGUGGUGGCCGGCCGACGACUCCACCAGCACCGCGCGCAGAUGACGGCAACGGCCGACGACGCGCCGGACGCCGUCGCGGACGUCGACGUUAACGGAACGGAUUGCGAUUAUUAUUUUUACAAACAGGUAACCUAUACGACAGUCGUCGAACCGUUCGGAGUGCACGCCAUUCAAUUGGUCGUCAUCCCCGUCGGCCGUCCUCGGUCUUUAUAAUCCCGCGGAAGUGUCGGCAACGCCGGUCUCUGUCGUCCAUCCCUGUCGCUUCGUCCGUGUACUGUCCCCGUAUCGCUCUCCUCUUGCGGUAACCCGUGUAAACGGAGACGCGACUGGGCGACACUCGGGGGGGGGGAUUCGGCACCGGGUGUGCGAAUAAGCUCCCCCCCUCCCCCACCACCCGAACGUUUCAAACAGAUAUCGUUUUAUGACUACUAAUGUAAUUAGUUUAAUACAAUACAAUAUCGGUACAGUUGUGUGCCCGUCAUACAGACGGAAUUAAAUAUUAUUCGAUUAUUAAAACGUCGAAACGCGAUCAUUUAUCGCGCGUACGAAAACUGCGCGUUUGCCUUCGACGGACCGAAACGUAAACGAUACUAAACGGUCAGAGAUCCGCGCCGGCAAUGUCCGUCACGCGAAUUCAAUCCUAACCGCGCCCGCGCGCAAACGCUUUUGCUCGGGCACGAACACCGGCUGUUCCGCGGCCGUUCCGUAAAUAUUGUCGUUCGUUGAAAAAUACGAGACCGAAAACUCGUACGGUCAUCGCGGCGGUACUCGGCCGCGAUUAUUCGUCGGAAAUAUUAUCGUUUUAUGUUGUCCGCGGCGAAUCGGCUCCGGGGCACCUACUUGCCGGUAUGAAUGACGCUGCAGGUAGUCGCGCGUAUACUUAAUGUAUACACACACACACACACACAUAUAUAGUAUAUAGUAUAAUAUUAUAGAAUCGUAGAAUACGUACACGACGUGUGUAUUAUAUAUACGAGCGUUUACGACGGUUCGUCCUCAUGUUCUCCGAAUCGGUUUGCCCUAAUAAAGGCGAGAGGCGGGUAAUAAAAAUUACAUAAAAAAAAAACCGCCGUCGCCCGUUUACCUUACUCAAAAACGCCUUAACCGCGACAGUCGACGGCCCGUUGGAUAAUUUUAUCUCACUCGUUUUACCGCUACCUAUAUAUAUAUAUAUAUCUGAUAUUUGUACAGGGUGAUUCGUUUCUGCCAGCGCCAACUGUCGGGCUAUGCAAUACUAUUACAACCGUUUGAUAUUUGUUUUUUCUCUCCUGUACACAUAUAUGUACGAGUAUGUAUAUAAUUUAUAGUUUUCGUACGUUCGACCGAUUGUUAUUCAGGUCAAACACCGUGUUGGAAUCCGUAUUUUUAGAUUAAUACAUAAUAUAUGUUAUUAUUGUUAGUGCCAAAGUAAAAAAAAUAAAAAAUGUCUUUAUAAGUACUUAAACGCUCUCUUUCUCUAACUCUCAAAAAGUUCUUUCGAUCAACUCCAUGUCGCAUGAUAAUAAUGUUACACGGACGCCUCAUUAGCCCGGGUAAUCGAUUUAUGCAGUUGCGUCACGAAAAUACCUUCGUACCUAACGAAGUUAAUUCGCGCGGCACUGGCUUUAAUAUAAAUAGAAUUUCUUUUUUUUUUUUUUCUAGAAAACUAGGUUGAUAUUCGCAAUAGUAAAUGGCAAUAAUUUGACUUGUCGUCGUGUUUCGCGCGGAGAAUUCACACUUAUUAUUCACACAAUAAAAUAUAUAUUUAUAGAGAGAGAGAGAGAGAGAGAGAGAGAGAGAGAGAGAGGGAAUUUAUUCGACUCCGUGCGAACUGCGAUGUUAUUAUUGCACUGCUGCUUCGGCAGUUAUUGUGGUAUAGGCGUGCAAUUAUUAUACUUAACUCGCUGCGCGCUGCGACUCUCAAUAGAAAUAUAAUAUAAUUUUGAUAGUUCGGUAGGAAUAAUUUCAAAAUUGUUUCGCGCACAAUUAUAUUGUCUGAAGCAUAAUAAUUAACUGUCUGUUCACUGUGCCUAUAUGUGCGUAUAUAAUUAAACCCACAGUGAUCGAAAAGUGUAAUUUCUCGUUGAAUAAUUUAAAAAAAUAAAAAUAGUCUGGAGAAAAUCAGAUAUCCCUUAGUAGGUAAUUUAAUGUGCAUUAUUUUCAAUUAUGUCUAUUGUUAGUUUCUAUAAAAACCGUACCGUGGGUAUUUUGAAAUUUGAAAACCGUUCGCCAUUAAACAUAGAAUCGCAUAAAUCGAAUAAAACGUAGAUACAACAAACAACGUUGAUUUCGUGUCAUCAAAUGAGUAUUUUUACGGGGCAUUCGGCGCCUAGCUGGACGAUACCGGUAAGAACUGAACAGUACCGCAUGCAUGUCAAUUUAUGGCGUGCAUCGAAAAAUCGUCAGUAUUCCGAGUUAUCGAAGACGAUGGUAUUUUUCGUAGACAUAAUAUAAUAACAACGAUAACGAUUAAAACCGGACAACACAGUAUACCCAGAACAUCUGCUGUUUUCCCGAUUGCGUCUCGUUAGUUUUGUUUUUAACGUUUAUCCAAAGUUUACGUCUAUUGUGACGCGGCCCAACUGUGGCGGCUGCUGUUGCCCGCGUCCAUACGUCCAAACGAUAUAAUGUAACAUGGCGAUGUCGUGUUAUUCGACAUUUCGACGCGUUCCGUUUCCUUGUCUACCGUGUACUAUGAUAAAAUGACGUCACGACAGGCGACUAUGUAACGGGAACAACCGUCUUGUAUACAACAGAAAUGUAUGGAUACGGAUAUAGAAACGCCGUCGUUGAAAUUUUCGUCAGCGAUAGCAGCACAAUAAUAUAUUAUGACGCGUGGACACGAGCCACCCAUCGUGCCGGUCACAACAGUGAAUCGGUUUUUUUUUUCCCGCUCGGUGUCGAAACCCUCACAAACCCCGCGACAAUCGAUGUUUAUUCGCGAUCCGAUAUAUUAUAAUAAAAUAAACAUAAUACUAUAAUACGGUUCAUUAUAAAAUUAUAAUUCUACAUUGCGUAUACAAUAUUAUGAUUAUGCAAACUGGAGUCGCUAUGCGCGCACUGCAAAAUGCGAACGAUAACAAUUACAUCUGAAUAAUAUAUUAUUAUCAUGUUUAUAGAAUAUCGAUUCAAUUCAUAAUAAUAGUCUCGUCGAGUUCACGCCCAUUCGAUUUUUACUUUGGAGACUUUAACGCGCGCGCACCGGUUAUUGAAUAGGAAAUAAUAAUAAUAACAAUAAUAAUAAUAAUAAUAUCUCAUAACGGAGCAGAGCAAACAAGAAAUAGUGUAUCAUUAUAAUAUUAUUAUUAUUAUUCGUCUAUCAAUAGAUACCUACGAGUUGUUGCGCGUUUUCAUGUUCGGAUCGUCAAAAUUCAAAACCGGGAAUAAAUUAUAAUGACGUACAGUAUAAUACUAUAAUUUAUACGUAGUCCGUGUACAGAUACCGUAAUAUUAUGCUUCUUUUUCUUCCCCGGUGUUGUAGGCCUCUGACCUCUGUAGACGAUGUUUAUAGUCCGUAAGAACAAUUCCACCGUACUCAUAAUCCUCUACGCUGGGCCGUAGAUAUAUAGGCGCCAAACGACCGUUGCAUAGUUUUCUAGACACAGCGGAAACGAUUUUGUUUUAAUAUUUUUAAAACAGGAAAAUGUCAUCUUAAACGGUUUUCUUAUAUAUAUAUAUAAAAAAAAAAAGUAUUAGCUACAUUAAACGAAAAAAAAAUACUUUCUUCUCUACCGUAUAUAUUAAAUAAAAACUACCUAAUAAUUAUUUGCGCACCGGCAAUUUACACCGAAGUAAUUUGCUAACCAUUGUAUUUUAUUGUCUCUCGGAUUAUAAAUUCGCAAUCAAUUAUGAUAAGAGUUAUUAUAAUAGUUAGGCGUCAACAGUAGAAAAAACGUGAUUAUUAUUUCGGGCACAAUAUUCUAAAAAAGUGAAACAGCGACCGCGCGCAAUUGCAGAACCAUCAGGUUUAUUAUAACCGGCCGGUAUGGUUAAUGUACACUGUACAGUAUUAUGUUACGUAAAAAAUGGCCGACUCUAUGGGUGAACCUGAAGCUCGGCGGCCGUACGGCCGCGAGUGGGUAAAUUAUAUACACACAUAUAUGUAUAUAUCGGAUUAACCCGUAAAAUAUGUCGUUUUCGCCGUGAAAUAUGUGUUUGUGUACGAAGAAAUAUUUAAAUCGUUUCCGAAUAAUAAUAUUUAUCCUCUCACAUACAAAUAUUUCGCGGGACGAUCGAUACAGUUUUCCCUAUCGGUGAACGGUUGCGGACUCGUGCGUACACAGAGUCAGUCAUUUAGUCAGCCGUCUAGUCGUUUUGUACGUUUAUUAUCUAGGUACGAUUAGGCGGUUAUACGAACGAAUAUUUUGAAUAGACAGACCGCGUUGUUUUUGUUUUUUUUUUUUUUUUUUUCCGGUGCGCUCGGCGUAACGCAAUGCAUCACUUUCGGUUUCGUUUAUUUCAACGUGUUACCGUCCGAUGGACGGAAAAGAAAAUACCUCGGAAACGUAUGUAUCAAUAGACCAAUAAGAGGGCCCGUAUGUUUUUCAUAUAGUGUACAUUCUUUUCUAAAACAUAUUUUCAAUCCGAUAAUAUUAUGUGAUGAUGUCGACGAAGCGCCACGGAAAUGUUAUUCGCUUUAGUCUGACGCGAGAGUACGAUAUAUACACUUGUGUAGUACAUUUGAAGUGUGUAUCACUUAAAACUAACGGAACGACCGAAAAAUGCUGAAAAAACGCCGCAAAUAUGAAAAAACAGCGAAAAAUGCAGAGUGAAAUUUUCGCUUUCGAAGUACAAUAUCUGUUACCCGGAUCGAACUCGGAAUGCAUUGUCUCUUAUGACCCGCCAGAAGUAUGAAUUUUCCAUUUGAUCCGGGCUUUGUAUAAUUACUCACAUAUAUAGUUACUGUGGUUUAUUUUUUAACCGCGUAGCACGUCGUGACGUUGAUUGCAAUAGUAGUAAUAAUUUAAUCGACAAUGUUAAUGCGCAGUUAACGGCAUAAUAAAACAAAAUAUUAUUAUUUUUUUUUUUUUACAACAUCCUGAAUUAUUUUUAUUUGCAGUUCGUGCGGUUUUGCUGUAGGUUCGCGCGCAGGAAUUCGAAAUGCGUAUCGAAAGAAUUUUUUUUUUUAAUUUUUCUCGUAACGGUGCAAACUUUUUACGACGCGUCCGCCGCGCCGAUACGAUAUUUUUAUAAAUUAAAAUAUCGCGCGUAAUACCCUCCUCCGUUUUAACGAUGACGACGACGACGCCGAGACGGUUUCUCUGCGGGCGACUCGUCGACCGGAGAGCAAAGGUGAAACUUGACCGACGCGACGUGCUGUGUGUCACAACGAGUUUCCCCGUUAUCGUACACACACAUAUAUAUAUAGGUAUAUGUUUUCAAGACGCGUUAGGAACGUAAUGACGAUAAUUGCGAUUGGAAAAGAAAGAAAGAAAGAAAAGAAAAAACUGAAAAAUACCGUAUAGAAAGUAAUUUGUUGUUGUUAUUUUUUCGAGUUAUUUCGUAUGGACCAUAAUGGCCGGGCAGGUAGCGUUUCGAAUCCGAGAUCUAGUUUACUCGCCUCUAUAGCCUCCGUUUUCGUCGGUGUCGUGUCGACGGCGCGUAAAUGUCUGCCGCGGUGUUUACGGUGUUUACGCUAUAGCGUUUCGGACGGGAAAAAACCGUCCGGUACACUCCCCCCCCUCCACCUCCUGUUUUCGUCUGCUGCAGAUUAUCGUUUUUCUGCGAUAGGUUCAGCGGCGGGAAAUCCAAGUUCGAUAAUCCGGAUUUUCGAAAUCCAAAACGAACAAAAAAAAAAAAAAAAUCAAAUAUGUUAUAAAUACCGAACAGCAUACACGGGAUAUCGCAUACAUUUUAUAGAUUAAAAAAUAAUAAAAACUCGAAUUUCGAAAUCCGGAUUUAUGUGACAUCACUGCAGUUACUAUUAACUGUAUCCAAUUUUAUACUCGUGGCCGGCCGGCCCGAGGCCCGGAAGUGCGUCGGGCUUUCGUUGCUGUUUCGGUACCGCGAGAAAGCGUUAAAAAUACGCAACAAUAUUGUGUAGUACGAUAAUUUAAAUUAAUAAUACGCGUACGGUCGUUUAAAUACGGUUAUCAACCGAAAUUAACUCGCGUAGGUGUGUUAGACCUCGAGGUGUUGUAUUAUUAUAUUGUUGCUCGUCCGCGGACCGAAUCGCAAUAAUUCCACGAGCUUUUUAUACCGACAUGUCUGCGAGCGAAUACCAGAAUCGCAUUUAUCUCAUCUUGUUUAACCCUUUCUAAAUUUCUCGGUAACUUUUUAGUUUUUUUCGUUUUUUCUAGCUUUCUCGAGCCCGUUUCAGUACCGUUAUUAUAGGUAAUGUAACUGUAAAUAAGUACGCCAAUUUGUAAAAGCGCGAUAUGGUUAACGGUGGUCACAAUUCAAAGGAGCUAGAACCCAACGAUGUAGUUCUAAUAUUUUACGGAAUACGUGGAAAAAUAAUUCACUGCAGAUAGGUCACUAUGAUAGUAGGUGGGAAGUUUGAAAUGUUUAAGCGUUUACGUACAUAAGGUAUAGACAACAAUUUCGCCUCUGUUAUUUAAAAAAAAAAAAAAAAAAACCAGAAAGAGCAAUUUGAGCAGUUUUUCGAUAAAAAUAUUAUGGAAAACGACCACCGGAUACGCGAAUCCGUGUAUUUCGAUGUAUUUCGCGAAAAGCUGAGAUGGUUUUUUAUUAACCGAAAAAGUGUUUUUCGAGAAAAAUAAUAGAUCCUUCACGCAACACGCGGAAUUUAAAACACAGAUAUUAUGGACAUUGUGGAGAUCCCUCAAACGUGGUUUUACCUGACAAAUUCGACGAAUUAUCCAUAACGUUUCGCCGCCGGCCCGCGUAUCAGGCCUUGACCGUACACGGCCACCGUCGUUCCCGCACACCCGCCGUCUUGUUCCACCACGGGAGAAAUACGUUUCGUCCGCGUUCGCCCUUAUAACAACAACAGUACGAUAGUGUAUCGUUAACGGUUGUUGUUUUUUUUUUUUUACCUUCCCGUUCUCUCCGCAAAGGUCAUCGAAUCGGCCGGUCGCUGCCCUCCCCCGCCGUAUUGCGAUACGUUUUUUUUUACCGUCCCCCGGGGGACGAUAAAACCACGAAAACGCCACCGGCGCGCGCGUUUCAAUUGAGUUGCGUCACACGCGAUUUAGCGAGUCCGCGUGUGCUGCGCGUGUAAGCGCGCCGGUUAAUUAAUCGCGGUGGCGGGCGUUUCGAAACGCGCGCCGUUUCGGCGGCGGCGUAAUUCAACAUCGCGUAAUAACCCGGGCGCACACUAUAAACGGUCGCGUAUUGUGCCCGUUCGGAAACGGCUUUUUCUCUCUCUCUCUCUCUCUCCGGUUCUCUACGCGCGCACACACCUAUUACGAUCGCCGUGCAUGACACGAGCGCAAUUAUCGUUUGCCCGCCGCGCGGUUCACGUAACCGCCGCGGCCCGAAAACGGAAACGGUAACGGUCGCCGUCCGAUCCGAACCCGCUCGCGCGCUGCGCCGCGUCGCGCCACCCGCACGGCGCGCGCGCGUAUCCGUGAGCCGUCGACCCGCGCGACCGUUCGACCAUUGGCGGCGCCGCCGAAUCCGUCGUGCGCGCGCGCGUUCGAACCGCCCGCGUACGAGUAACGAGUACGACGCAACGACGCGCGUAUUGCGCCGAGAAAAAAAAAAAGAUAAAUGAAUAAAAAAACAAAAACAAAAACAAACCGCACUGUUGUGUGGGCCGACGAAGCGAACGAGUUGAGGCACCGCAGUGACGGGUCAAAUGCGGGUAUUCGAUCGAGGCGCGUACGUGUGUAUCGUUUCCGGGGGAUUCCGUAUUCCGCUACGUUUCGUAUUUGAUUCUGAUAAAGAAGUAUUGUUUGCUACUGCGAAACAUCGUUUAUUUUCAGUGGCCACAAUGCGUAGCCUUAUCCCGAGUCUGGUAUGUAACCGAUUCGUUUAUGGCCGUUGUAGACGACACGGUCCAAAAGAGUGAAGUAGACCCACGCACGUUUCGAGGACGGAUUCCGUAACCGGUUAAUUUACGGUCGUUUGAGUUCUCAAAAUCUGCUAGAGGCGUGCAAUCGAAAGGUAGUGACCGCGGCGCCCGACGUGGGGCUCGAACCACACAUACAUUUUACAGGAACUUUCUGGUAGCGUUUUCGAUCCAGUCAGCGGAUUUUUGAUUUUCGUAAUAUAAUGGAAAAAAGUAAAAAUUGUUUGCAUCAUUUUUGUCGAUUUCCACGUUAUCUUGCACGCGACAAGAGGCGAAAUACGACUAAUAACAUACUGCUCAAAAUCGAUUUUCGUUAACGACGGUUUAUCGUUUCGUACAGAUAUAACUUAAAUUACUCUUUGUACAUACUCGCCUUUUUUCGAAUUUUCCUUCCAAAACGUCGCCACGUCCAUUAGAGGUAUCAGAUUUUUUUUUUUUUUUGAUUAUGGCGUAUUCGUAUUUAAAACCGUUCAGCUCGUUAAAAAACUUCGGAAAGUUAAAAAUGCGUGAGUAAAAUCGAUUGCUGUAUCGAAAAAGUAACAUUUUUUUCGGAAACGGUCUCAAAUAAAUGAUGAUAAUAUCGUUCCGAGCAGGUAAGAAAUUACUUUAAAACGGUGAAUUUUCAAGUGUGCCGAGUGUUUUUUUCGUCACUCCCGUAAAAACGUGUAAAAUCGGCUCGGCGGAGGGUUCGCCACGUGGCCACGACGUUGAUGUGUACACAUAAAUCGCACGGUCUUCGGUUCGGGCAGACGUUCGGACGAUGCAUUGCGCUCCCCGCGAAAUAUUAUUGAGUACCCGUGUAAUAAUAUCGUUACGUCAAUGAUUACGGGUCUGAUGCUCGUGGGUGCGGAGAGCCGUUAAUGUUUUUUACCAUGAUUUUUGGAAAGCGCCUCGGUCCUAGGGAAAACGAUGCUGUGUCGGGAAAAUAGCCGAUACGGGUUUUCAUUAGUUUCGCGAAAAUGUACGCCGGCAAUUAUGACGGUUAUUUUGACGCCGUUCUCGAUAUUGAAAAAUGGAAAUUUCCCGCGCAAACGGUCACGACGUAUUAGGUGUUAUUAUUAAUACGGAAUUCGCAUUACGUUACGGACGACCGAAUAAUAAUGUAUCAUAAUUUACGUAUUUAUUAUUAUUUUUUUUACGCUCUAUAUUCCGCGUUGUUAUCGGAUUAUCGGUAUAGGCACGUUUUUUACGCGUCUCAACAAAUUGUCCGAAUCGCGUUACCUACACGCAUAACCGUCGUAAAACGUAUACAGACGCGUAGGAAUACCUAUUAUAAUAUUCCUGUACGUUUUCGUUCAGAACCGGCAUUUACAAUAGUCCCGUGUGAAUUCGACUCGCUUUUAGCAUUUUUGUUCUGCAUGAUAUACGCAUUAAGCGCGCCUAUUGGAUUUUAAGAUUGUGAUCGAAGCGAGGAAUGUAUUGGUUUCGCUAAGGUGUGUUUGUAAACUCUUAUAAACAUCUAUUUCUAUUGGCAAUCUCAUUUCAAUCAAAAACUCUAUUGGAAUUACUUUCUUGUAGAAUUUUCCAUCUAAUUGAUGCAAUGGGGGCGUAGAUUUUCGGUUUUCCUUGUAGUUUUUCUUAAUGAACGGAAAAUACCGACAAUUUCCGUUGAUUUUCGUGUUACCUUGGCAACAAGAGGAAAACUUUUACCAAUAAUACUCUUCUCGUUUUUAGUUUACAACGGUUUGUCGUUUCGUACAUAUAUAAAUUUAACUAACGUAUAAAUCCUGCUUUCAAACUUCCCUUUAAAAACAGCGGCACAUUCAUCAGUACAGGCUUUUUUUUUUUUUUUGUAUAAUUCCAUAGUAUUAUACAGGUAUUAAGGUCUUUUGUCCGACGAUAAAACGUCAUUAUCGCGUACGAAAAGCGAACAAAAAAAAAAAAAAAAUUAUUUCAAAUAAAAAAAAUACAUAUAUAUAUAAAACCCACGAAUUCUGUUUAUUAUUCUGAAAGUAAAUUGAGCGUUACCUCGUUAAUAAAACGUGCAUGCGGUUUUCGGAGCACGUUGUAUAACGACGAUGAGGGACGUAAACAUAACGACGGAUCGAUUAUAAUAUACUCGAGUAUUAUAAAAAAAAAAAAAAAAAUAUAAUAUUAUUAUGUAUGUAUCUACUCGCUAGUAUAUUUCGUGCGUGUCUCUCGCAUAUCGUAUUAAAAUAACGUACUCACACGCACGCAAACACUCAGCUGGUACCCGAGAUUUUUUUUUCACUUUCGUUCGAUACCGACGACGCUUUUAACAAUAACACAUUUACUAACUAUUAUGACGUGCCUAUCUGCUUCGUUCUAACGGCCGAGUGCAGUGGUAAGUGGCAAUCAUAUAAUACACACGUGUAUACAAACGCCCAACUGCAUUGUGGUUUUGCUACACUCGGCCGCCUCCGUGAGCAACGGUGCAGCACGAAAAUAUUGACGAUUUCGUGCAAUGUUUACUAGGACGUUUUGAUUUUUAACUUUUUUAAUUUUUAUUCGAAUUAAGACUGGAAAUUGCUUUCUUGCGGUCUCAAAUGUACCCAAAACAAUUUGAGCCCAAACAAAAAAUGUUUAGAACUUGCUCAUCACAUAUUUAGUUUUUCCAUUUAAAUAACAUAGGGAAGUAAUAGCGAUACUUUCAACUAAAUCACAUUUACUCAUAAGUUCAAAAGUUAUAAGAUUGAGCGUGUAUACUGUGUAUACUCCAUAUUCGGACUUAUCGUUGAAUAAUAAUAAUAAUGUCGUAUCGAACACGAGUUGUGGCUGAAUUCCCGAGGUUACUGUAGUUUGUAAUUUAUUCGUUUUAUACGGUGCAAGAAAGUUGUAGAAUUUCAGAGGAUCCGGAAUUAGGUGUGACGACGUGGACGAAAACCCAAGGAGUAUAAGAGCGUGGCCGUCACGAAGAAGUAUCUACGUGUACUUUUGUUAUCCCAUAAAUCGGUUUGCGGUGCCUAAUGUAUCAUUUUCAUAGCACCCGAAAAAAUAUUUAAAUUUUUGAAAUAUAUUAAAUUAUAUUCGAUUUAUCUUUUCAUUCAAGUCUUGAUGAAAAUGAUUCAUCUUCAUAGUUGUAAGUUGUGACUUGCAAUAUGAAGUCAAAUAUCACGAAACUUUUGAUUAUUGAUGUAUGCCAUACAAUAUACCUAACCUGACCAAACCUCACCUAAUCUAACCUAUACUGUGUUUAAAGUGCUAUUGACCCGAAAAAUUUUAAUAAUAAAUAAUAAAUAUACUCUGUAACAGUGCGAUAACAUUAUACGAUAUUAUAUCGAUACAAGGUGUACAGGUUUUUUUUUCUAGAAAAACAACUUCUUUGAUAGUUUGUUAUUAUAAUUCAAAAUACGAAAAUCUAAUUAAAUAGAAUUGAAAAAAUUGGGCAAGUUACAAACAAUAAAAUCGGUAUUUAGUUACUAUAGUAAAAGUUUGCAUUAAUUUUUUUUUUAUUAUUAUGAAUGCAACAAGCCAAUAAGUAUAAAAGAAUACUUUAAACCAGUAAUUUCCCUUACGCGUAGUUCUACACAAAAUGUCGAGAUUUUAUUUAAAUUUAAAUAUUGACAAUAAUUUUUGCAUUGGCAUAAAAUUAUCUGUAGUUUUAAAUAAACAUUUUUAAGUAUAAAAUUUUGGAUGUUCACGAGCGAUGCGAUCGACAAUGAUUUCUUUCACUUUCGAAAAAUUAACAGAACGAAAAUUCCUUGAAUGUAAUUUUUUUUUGCAACCUCAGAAUUUUGACUGUAGUGACGCCCAUGUGUAAGACGAUAUAAAAAUAAUAUUUGAGAAAACUGUUGUGGGAUCUGCAGCGAUAAUGACGUGUUUUGCAAAAUGUUUAACAUUGAAUAAAAAAUAUAAAAUUAAAAUUAAAAUAUAGCGAAAAUGAGAAUACUUAAGCUGGGUAGGUAUGUAUUCGUCAUCAUACAAAAUCGUAUGAUAUAGGAGUAAGCAGGAAAAAUAAGAGGUAGAAUAUAUUUAAGAUCCGAGUAAUUGUUAUGUGAAUUAAGUUCGCACUGUAGAUGGAAACCAUGUAAUAGAUAGGCCUAGAGAAGUGUCUAGGGAUUAUUGUAAUGGUUAAGAUUCGAGGACGUGGUAUCGUAGGAGUAGAUGAAGAAUAAUGGUGGCGGAUGUAUUAGAGAGAUGUGAAAAUACGUGGACAAGAUGGCGUAGAGCAAGGAAGUGGGGGAAAAUUUAGUUUAAAAUUGACUUUGGUAUUCUUAUUGUAUCAAAACUGUUAUUGUUGUAGUGACAAUCGCAUUAACGAAUCGGUAUAUAGGACGGACACAAUGAGUACGACAACAUGCCCAGGUACAGCAAAAAAAAAAUUAAAAAAAAAAAUCGAAUAACUUUUCUAGGGACGUCGAAUAAAUUCUGGAAACUAUACCGAAGAACUAACGUGACAGAAUAUACUUACGCGCUCCGUAACACCGAACGCGGAAACGGCAGCCGGCGGAACACACGUGAUAGAAGAGAAUUUAAAUGUAAUAUAUUAUAAUCAUAAUAUACACGUACGCAAAACGGAAACACUAUAGGCGAAAAAUAAAAAUAAAAAAUCACCGUCGAUGGCGAAAUGCAUGUGCGAAAUACGGUGUCGUCGCCGGGUAUCCCACGGUCGGGUUUAAGCGCUAAAACCAGUCGGGGUUCCAUACAGACGUCUAUUUAGGUUAAUCAAUAUUAUUAUGAUUAUUUCGCGGUCAAACGGGUAAAGAAAAAAAAAAAAAAGCAUAAUAAUUUUAAACGGUACCCGCGCGUGUAUCGGUACGCGUAAAAUAUUACGCCGAGUACCGUUCUCCGGAGAUUAUUAAUAUUGCCACGACGAGGAGUCUGUAACGUUGUUACAUAAAUUGCCCGAGGCCCGUGCGUAAUAACAAACGGAAAUUGUGCCAAAUCGCGAAUAUUUUAUUCGCCGCCCCGACGCGGAUUGCACGCAAUUAAAACGGAUUCUCCGCGCCGAGACCGGGUCGCGGAUAAUCGUAAAACUAUAACGCGACGGCCGAACACUGGUCGAAAACCAAAAAAAAAGGCGGCUAAAAAUAUAUAAUUGAAACAAUGAUACUUAUAAAUAUACAAUUAUCGUCGAAAAACAUUUUUUAUUGAUAUUGAACACAUUACAAUGGUUUUUUUUAUUAUUAAUUAUUACUCAUUCUGAUUCUUCAUCACUGCAAUAAUUAGUGUCCAGCGACAAAUCUUCGUCUUCUGGAAGCAGCUUAUUUAGAUAUUUAUCGACUUUUCUGAGACCGCUUACAAGAGGAUCCGAAGAUAAUAAUAGUCUUUGAAAAAUAUCAGUACUAAUAUUAAUUCUUGAAGACUUUCGGCUGUAAAACUCUCUGUGCCUCUUAGUAUCUUUAUUCUUGAGCUUCCUCACUUAAAAUUCCAAUCGGCAAACUAAACGAUUUCACUAUUGAUGAGCUGUGUAUUAAAAUCUUAUGAACACUUGGUGGCGUGUAAUACCAACUGUAUAAAUUUGUAUUAUAUUGGAAUUUUGACAACGAACAUGAAAUAAUUAAAGACAGAGCGACUUCUGGACUCAUCACAGACGGCUUUAAUUUAUUUUUAUUUUUAAUCCAAACACCACGAAUUUUGCUUCCUCUUGUCGGAGUAAUGUUUGUUGCUUCUUUUACUGAUUUCGCUGUAUCUUUAUUUCCUUUUUUUCCUUAACGCAUAUGCAGUUGUCUCAGUAAGUUCAUUUAAACUUGAUUUAUUAUAUACGAGACGUUCACGUUUUCGUCGUUUUGAACGCUCACUACUUCCGCCAAACGUUAUAGUCGGACGACCGCGACCACGACCUCGAGGUUCAGAACUAUCUGUAUCUCUUAUAUUAGUAUAUCUGUAUACAGACAUCGGGGAAUUUACAGUAGAACACAGCCACUCCUCGUUUUCUUUACAAUAUCUUUCGUUUUUUCUGUUACUUCUAUUCCAUUUUAUAAUGUAUCUGUAAUUUUAUUACAAGUUCAAACCAAAUGUACGGUCCACACUGCACACAUACCUUUAUCUUUAUGUAUUAUGUAAGUAUCGACGACAAUGACUCAAUUCAAUACCAUAUCUAUCAGUGAAUAUUAUGACUAUUCCGAAUGAACCGGAGUUUUAUCCCCAUUAGAGUUAUGCUGUAAACGGCAUUUGGCGUACUUAAAAUCGGCGUUUUGUCAAACGAAAAAAAACAUUUUUAAAUACCGUAGGAUGUGCGCGAAUGAAAAUUAAAUCUUUUAAAUAUUUAAAUUACCGAUUUUUCGGCCGCCUUUCUUUCGUUUCUCGACCAGCGUGCGGCGGCGGCGGCGGCGGCAACAGAACCCGAGCGUUCGUCGCGGCGGCACAGCGUCGUGUAACAUUAUAGGCGCGUGAACCGAUAUCGCAAAAGCGAUGCGCGAUAGGGACCGCCCGAACGUGCCGCGUCACACGUACGGGGAUGUCUCCACCGCCAGACGUCUCCAGUUUCCGACGGGAUUCCGCGAGCACUGAAAUAAAAAAUGUUAUCCGCGAAACACGUUGCGUGGUUUCCGGGGCGGCGGUUUCGUGCGUUGCGGUUUUUCGCCCGACGCGAAACGCCACGACGGUGUUUAUAACGACGUCGCGUAGUGCCGACGAAAUCGAUAUCGAAACCGAUCGGUUUUUUCUCGCCGCCGUGUUCCGUCGGAUGCGCGCUCUCCGGUACGACUCGCGUUCACAUACGCGCGAUGAAAAACGAAACCGAAUUUUCCGUCGAAAAAAAUAUUAUUUCGUCUCACUGAAAGUCGUCUAGGUACCCGGACAACCGCAACCGUCACCGUACUGUAAGUUAAUUGGAUGGUUAGUCUAUAGCUCUGGUUCGAAAUACAAUGCGGAUGAAUUGCAGUUUAGUUUUGUUUUCGUUGUAUAUAAUUUAAUACACGGCUAAUAGCUAAAACUAUUACUAAAUUCGAAAAUACCUAUUUUCUAGUUAUUUAUUUACAGUACGAAGAAAAAAACAAUUUCGAUAGCAGGCGAAUUCACGUAAGAAUUUAUACAGCGGUUCUUGAUUUUUUUUUUUUUAUUUUAGACCAUUAUAAAAGGGAGGCUAUUAUAGUCAUGUAUUACAUUAAAAAAAAAAAAACUAUACUACAAUAUCCACGUUGUAUUUCGAAUUACAGCUACUGACUUUCCAAUUAAUUUACAAACUGUAUAAUAAGGAGGCGUGCAGAUGAAUAUAAUUGUUUAAAUACAAUUCGUAAAUUGAAUACGAGCGCUUGUUAACAUAAAACAAUUGUAACAAAUCUCGACGAGUAGCAAUUGAAAAACAUAACGUGAAAUCUAAAACUCAAGUUUGAGCUCGCAUAAACUUAAUAGAAAUUUAACGUAAAAAAUCCUUCUUUUUGCUGUCGGGCAAUACGUCUAUUUACUGUGCGCAGUUGUAUAGCUGGUCCGAAACCGACGAGCCUCUAUAUAUAAUAUUCUCGUAAUAUUAUCAAAAAAAAAAAGUACCGGGAAUUUCGAGAAAAAAUGCACCGUAAAGUUUAAAAAAAAAAAUUCUUUCAGAAUUCUUCCUCGUGAUGCUUUUCGAUAAAUUCUUGUCGAAAUCUUUCAUUACAAAAAAAAAAAAAAAAAACACACAUCAUAGUAAAACUAUAUUCUAUAUACAUUUCUCGUUCCGAAUCUAAAACUAUUCGUCGACAUAUCAUAAAAUGAUAUAAAUAAAAAAAAAAAAAAAAAUUACUGGAUGCCAUUUCGUGCGUUUAGUAUAUUAUACCGUCUCCUCGUGUAUUAGAUUCCGAACGAUGCGAGGAAUGUAUUGAUUCUUCUAUGAUGUGUGUGCACUAUUUGUGCUUGUAAAAAAGAUUUGCAAGACAUAUACCAGAAGUCUCGACCCCCUGUCCAAAACUUUAUAGAAACAUUCUUAUAGAAUUUAGAUCUAGUUGGUGAAUUGAGAAGGUUAUUUUUUUAUUUUCCUUGUGGUUUUCUUAAUAAAUUGGAAAAACUUGACAUUUGUUGCGUGGUUUUUAUCAAUUUUUAACGUAAACCCUUGGCGUCAAAAGAUCAUAGGAUUCUGAUCUGAAUCGUUUUUUGCUAUCGACAGUUAGUAAUCGCGUACAGAUAUAAAUCGAAGUACUCUAUCCUCCCUUCUGACUUGCUUCCUUCCAAAAACACCCAGCAGACCCAUCGGCAGUAUAAAUCUUUUUUUCUUAAUUUUUCUCCGGCGGAACGCGUACCGUAAUAUUAUUACACUUGGUGCGUAGGUAUUUUUUUCGGCGCAAAUUGUGUAACGACGAUGCUUUUCGAGAUUGGGGUUUAUUACCAUGUUGUACCGCUAUAAUAUAAUAGUACUAUAAUAAACUGCAGCAGAGCAGUGUUUGUCGAAUAACGGGUUUACGAAAACGCGCAAAAGUCACCGAUGUUAUUUACGCGAAAGAAAAAAUCGAACCGUUCCCGAACGGGAGGAAAGGAAUAAAAAAAAUAAAUAUUUGGUGAUAAACUGCAGCGGCCGACGACUAAACGCUCGCGAAGAAAGUGUAAAAAAAAAAGUGUAUUAUAAGUGUAGUAAUUAGAUACGUGUCGAAUGGUUUAUUUGUUUUAUGUUUUGGUCCACCGCACCGGGACGGUGUUUGCGUGAAAAAAAAAAACAAUAAUACCUAUUAUACAUGUAUGUACAGUUCGGCGGUGUAAUAAUAUCCGGAACGCGUUAUCACGUCGUCGUCGUCGUCGUCGUCAUCGUCGGAAUACCUACUUUUUUUUUUUUUUCCUAUCGCCGUCCAAAACUGGUUUUCGGUUUAGGUACCUAUAUGCGGAGAGACUAAUCCAAAUUUUUUUUUUUUUUACUGCUCACCUCAUUAUUUCGUUCAUUUUUUUUUUUUUAUUCGGUAGGAUGUUGACCCUCAUAAUAUUAUUACUACUAAUAAAUUUACAUAUACACACACACACACACUCACACACACGCGCGCGCGCGCGGUUUAAUGGAACGCAAUGUAUAUAAUAGUAAUAAGAAUAUUAUACGCGCUCAUUCGGGCGUACGACUACGGUCGUGUUUAUGUACACACGUAAAUUAUAGUUUCGCGGGGAUUUUUUUUUUGUUUUUUUUGUUCCAUAGGUAAUAUUAUUAUGUGCAGCAAAUCGAAAUGAUAAUGACAUUUACGCGCGUAGUCGUAAAUAAAUUGCAAUAAUUUUGAGAUCGCUCGAUUUGAGCGGUGUACCUAACCUGUAGUUGCAAUUUCUUAAUCAAUUGUAUUGUUACAUUAUUAUACAUGCAUACAUUGACUAACCGCCUAUGUGAGUAUUAUGAACGUGAGGUGUGACUGACCACCAAAGAAAAAAAAAAAAAAUUGAAAGAACAAGAUUAUUAAUCAUUGUCUGUGAACAAAAUUGGUAUAACGCGAUCAAUAUGCGCUACGGUCAUUUAUGUUGAUAAGUGACUAUGGCGUGGGCGGUAGACACUAUAAGGAGUCGUGUGACGAAAUUGUCUAACAUAAAGAAUUUUAUCAAAGAACAGUGGUUCGGACACGCGAUAGAUAGACGAAAUCGGAGCAUUACAUUUAUAACGGAGACCAACGGAUAAAAGGCCAAGCAUGAGACCGGGAUAGCGUUGGUUGGUCGGAAUUAAAGAACGCGCGUAGAAAAUGGGAAAUAUUGAAUGGCAAAAAUGUACCGUAAUAAUGGUAACGACAGACGGAAUGGAGGUGUGUUGACCGCUAAGGCUGUUGAAGAGAUGUUAAAUUUGAGAAGGAAGAGGAAUCGUAUAGAUUAACUAAAAUAUUUCGUUUUUAUUGUGUUGGACGGUAUUUAUGGUGUGUUUCUUCUCUCUACAUUACGUCGCGGUAUUAUUGUCUUGUAGUAUAUUUGAGUUUAAAUUCUAUUUCAUUCUCUUGCGAUCUAAAUCAUAUAAUAUGCUGCCUGUUACUACGAACUCGCUCUAAUCCCAGCCACAGGAUCCGCUCCUCGGAAUACCGUCGUCGUCGGUUUCAAUUUGGAUAUUAUUUUUUAUACCGAUCGGCGAUUAAUGUUGGUCAUUGAAUUUUAUUCGAUAAAAGAAAUACAGUCGCUUUUAUUUUUUAACGUCAAAGUUUAUUAGCCGCGUGCGUAUUAUUGAUGAUUGUUUUUCUUUUCGCAGAUAUCGACCAAAUCCGGCAACAAGACCAAUAACGAUCACGUGGCCCGGUUGCGGGUGGUACAAGAGGUGUCGUCCCGGAACAGUUCGGCCAGUUGGAACAGUUCCUGCACGUUUUCCACGGAACAGAGUCUACAGGUAAGCGAAUACACCUGUAUAGAAACCUCGGGGGUCAUUGUCAAUAAGAAACGUUUGACUUUUGCAUUCCAUUUGCAGUUUUGAAAACGUUUACUAUAGAAAUUCGUCCCGCGGUGCAUCGUUAACGCGGUAGAUUGGGCCCGACAGAUUUCUUAAAUGUACGAAACCACGAAAAACGACAGUGCAAUUGUAAUCGCAUAUUAUAACGUCCCGGUAGUAGGCCUGCACAUCAGGAGGCCGUUUCCCGGACGUCGUAAAGUCUUCCCCCCCCACACACACACACAUUGUGCGGGCGAAUUAUCGAUCCUUCAGUCAUGACAGUGAUAACCGCAUAGGUCCACGCGAACACCCGGACUGAACCGAAUGCCCACACAAUGUCCGGUCUGCAAAUAACCAUCACCGGGGCGGCACGGUGUAUGCGGGAACGCGUGUGGCCGGCUCUAGCGAAAAUCGUUUUGACCGUCGCGGUGAAAACAUUACACUCGCGGGUGUAUGCAAAACGACACACGUUUUAUAUUUUUUUUGUUUGUUGUUUAUUUUCGUUCGGGGGAGAUGGCGACGUGAUGAUUAUUCGUGCAGUUAUUCGGUGUUCCUCGAGUCCGUCCGUUUUAUCGGUUCGCUGCUGUUUUACAGGUUAUCAACGUCGGAAAUUCGAUUUCACAGUUUUAUCGCACUAGGGGAUUUAGCGUACGCGCGCGCUGUGGGAUUUCUUCACUUGUUUUGUUUUAUGUUUUUUUGCCGCGCGAUUGCAAUGUAACAAUACGACGCAAUGCGAAUAAUUAUCGUCGGAGACCACGUCACAGUCCGCGGGACUUUUGCAACGCGCGAACAAUGGUUAAAAAAAAAAUAAAAUAAAUAGUAAUAAUAUCAGCUCGUUUGAUAGGAAUCGGCGCGUGGGCGGCACACUCGAAUAGACUCGCACGCGUUAACCCGUUCGGGGGCCUCGUGAUUUUUUUUUUUUUUUUUGUCGACAUUGAAAUUGGACAAUGUAAUUUAGGAAAUACGAAACGAGCGCGGCUACUCUUUUGGUCUAUAAUCGCCGGCCGCGUAAUAUUUUACGUACCUAUAUUAUAUGUUAGGUACCUACGACCGCCCACAGGGAUCCUGUGGGUGUUUUCGGUUUUUUUUAAAUAUUUUUUAUUAAUAGGUUUCUUUUCCUACCUCGUGCAGAUGUCGAGGUAAACCGCCGCCCGUAGUUAAAAACCGCCAAUAAAACAUAACGUAAACGGGCGAAAAUGUGCGGAUCGCUCGCGGAUACAUCCGAUAUCAUAUCAUUAUUUUAAGUAAGGUAUAUAGUAUAUUAUAGUUUUCUGCGUAUCGAAAAAUGUCUAGAAAAAAUAAUCUCUUUUCGAAACGGAGUUUAAAAGUAUGCGGUUUAAAACCCGAUUGCUAUUGCUAAAAAAUCACAAGUCGAUAUACAUUCACGUUUGCGGUACACGGCUUUUAUAAAGGUAACAUUUUAAAAAUCAAAUUUACUCAAAGUCUAACAGGAAAAUCCAUUGAACGUUGGUUGGACAGAAUUAAACAAGACCCAUAGAAAAUUGAAAACGUUGACUGGCGAAAAUGCGUAUCAGUGAUUGAGGCGACAGCUGCGUGUUCUCGGAGAGCGGUUACCAUAGAAGUGUAUUUGGAGGGGAGGUGCUGUAAAGAGUAUUUAACGGAAGGGCAUUUUUUAACAUAUUUCUGUACUCAAUGCUAACACUAUUCAAAUACGUGCACUCGUCUCUCAAUAUUCCGAUCGAUGAUAAUAUUUGAAUUAUCACUUAUAUUUGUUUGUUAUCUCAUUAUUAUACUAGAACUAUAGUCGAAAUAAUGAACUGUGAAAAAGGAAAAAUGUUCGAUUUUGAAAUUAUAUCACGGCCUUAGAUAGAUAAUAUGAAUUAUAAAUGAAGUCAAUUAAAGGUGAUUCAGUCAUUUUCGUAUAAAUAAAACAUUUAUAUAAUACACAGUUCAAUAAAUUACUUAAAUAAAAAUAAAAAAAAAACUAAAAGCGUAUUGAUAUUUACUCCGCCAACGGUUGAAUAUGUGUAACGUAAUAUUAUGCAUAAAAUAAAAUACAAAAAAAAAAGAUUUUCCGUCAAAAGUCGAUAUUUAUUGUGUGUGUGUGUGUGUGUGUGUGUGUGGGUGGGUGUAGGGUGGGGGCAAAGACUCGAAUACGACUCCGGUUGUUAAACUAUAGAAGACGAACGGAUAUCAAAAGUCAAAAUAAUAAUUUAUGGAAAAACAAUUAAGAGUACGGUUUUUUUUCCUAUAACCCGCGAGUACUUGCAUGCAUACUCGUUUUACGAAAAAACAGCGCUCGGUGUAUAGCACAGAUUUACAGCCGACGAGUAUAUAAUAUACAAAAGCGCUUGUGUAAUACGCUUUUGGCGUUUCGUCAACGGGUAUUUUUAUUGUUUUUUGGUCUGGUUUCCCCUCCCCCUCCCCCCGUUGUAUCUCCCGUUUACACGCGCGGUCUCCGUCCGCAGAGACAAUAAUAAUUAAUUUAAUAUCGUUCCAAAGUGAAAAUAAAUGUAUUCCGGACGAUACGACGACUACGGCGGCGGCGGCGGACGUCUAUAAAACAUCGGACGAUAAUAUUACAUAUGCACGUAGGCGUAUAUAUACAUAUAUUCCGAGUCGAUGUUUCGUUUUGCCGACCGUCGUCGUCGACGUCGUAAUAAUAUAUAAGAAAGAAUGAAAAAAAAAAAAAAAAACACCCUGCUUUUUACGUCCGACCGUGUUUUACACGGUCCUCCCGGACGGCUCGCGCGGAUAUACGUGUAUUGUAUUUUACGGAAAUAUUAUGAUACACGAACGACACGGUAUAUUAUGUGCAAGGAUAAAACGUGCUUGCGGAAAAAUAAAAAAAAAACAAAACAAAACAAAAGGUUCGAUGUUAUAUUUUAUAGGGUAAUUUAGUUUAUUUGUAUUUUUCAUUUUGUUGUGAACACGGACGGAAACCCUUCAAAAACGAAUUUAUACGAAUUGUCUGCAUUUAAAUCUAUAACAUGGACCGAUACUGUUGGCGGGCGUACCGCUGUUUUAGGAUAGGAGAAUAGGAUAGAAGGACGAACGUGUCAGGUUAGGUUCUGGUGGAAAAGCUGUUCGUGGAAAAAAAACACAAAACACUAUUGCAAUACUGCAAUGAAUUCCUCGCUCCGAUCAGAAUCUAAAAUUUCUGAAAAACUUCUAAAACGGAUACAGCUAAUAUAUAGGCGAAUGCCGUCGAAAGAGGCGAAAUAUAUUUCGGGUAUAAUAAUGUCCAGAAAAUUCAACAAUACUUCCGUUUUUCCGGUUUCCUCUUCCCCCUCCGUUUUGCGCCGUUAUUGAGACGGCAAAGGAAAAUCCUCCCAAAACACCGAUCUAACAGAUCCAGAAUAGUAUUUACCGCGAGAUUAUUCUCGCGAUACAUUACUAUGAAGAUGGCGUCUUUGUUAUGAUAUUAUUUAUUACGUCUUCUAGUCGAAACCGGGUUCACGAAGUCAGGGAGGAAAAAUAAAUGCCGAAAACGAACACGCAUCACGAAUAUAAUGGAAACCAAUUCCUCAUCGUUGCGCUCAGAAUCUAAAACCAACGGUUAGACCGUGCGCCGCGCCGCGCGAUGUUGUUUAAUAAUAUAGUAUUAUAUUUUAUUUUUAUAACAAUAUAACGGAGAAAAAAAAAAAAAAACUAAAAAAUUAUACAUGCCCUCGAAGGUGUGCUCGCGGUGCACAAGCGGCGCACUUAACGAAGAUUGAUGGCCCUUAAUAGGGUAUUGUGUUCCGAUCCCUCUCUUUUAGGCACAGGUACACAGGUAGGCAAACGCAUCGCCCGAAACUCGGCACGUAUAUUUUCGAUACAGGGUGUGUCACGUUUCUGUUGCGUUUAUUUUAUAACCGCGGGGCGCACGUAUUCGACCGCGCGCGACCGUCGAAACAUGCGCGAUCAUAAUGUUGCCGGCACAUUUUCAACGGCCGUUUUUCAAUAAUUUCGCCAAAUCUAAUCCGACGGCGGUAUUCAAUACAUUUAACAUUUUUUUUUCUCCGAAAGCGCGAGGUGUUUGGACGCGAUCACAUUUGUAUCCUCUCCGCCAUUAGGAUAUAGGUACCUAUACAAUAAUGUAUAUUUUUUUAUUUUUUUUGAAGAGGGGAAAAUAAAAACAACUUCCUACGUACCAGUUAAUAAACGAAUACGUUUGUUAAUGAUAAUUCACGGUUUUAGCGUAGGUAUUAUACUUCGAUAAAUUGUAAAAAAUAAAUACAUUUUACACCACAGAGUGUUUAAAAAAAGAACUAUUCGCACUGCGAUCGCGGAAAAUUGUCUACAAUGAGCGGUAUCUCGUGCGUUAUCUGGAUACGAAUAUUUGUCUUUUUAUCUUAUCUAUGUGUCUAACUAAUUUGAUUUUUUGUUUAUGUACACGCAUCAUUUGUUAUAGUUACGAAAAACAAAAUCGAUUCGUAAUGCGCAGUGCAUUUUAUGCGCGUAUCGUCUGGGGAACCGAUAUCAUCGCGCGUAAACAAUUGUAAUUAUUAACGAAGCGGAUGUUUUUCGACGCGAACAUCUUGCACAUUCCACUUUUCACGAAAAUAACUGUUUUGCUGUAAACGGAUAAUGUGCCAUGUGUAUGCGAUAUGUAUUCAAUACUGCCAGCAUAUUAUGACUUGUUUUCGAUUUUAAAACUUUGAAAAAAAAAAAAAAAACCUCCGCAUGAAAACGCAAUAAUUCGCUAUGAUUCACUGUGUUGUAGUGCGUUUAAUUUAAAACCUGUAUAUAUAAGUGCACGAUAUUAGUACUUGUACAGAGUGAUUCUUUUAUCACGAACUAGCAAUUUUCUGGGAGGAUUUUAAGUGGAUUUAAUUUCUGUUUCUUUUUUUUUUUCUAAUCGUUACGGAAUCGCUUUGUUUUAACGCUAUUUUCGAUUUAUCGUUUAAAAAUAGAUACGCAGUUCAUUAUACCCUUCUCUAAUCUUCCGUUAAAACGUUAAACUUGUCUAACUCAUAAACGGUAAAUCCGUUAUUGGUGUUAUGCAUUGGUGUCAUGGUGUGUGCGAAUUUCCAGAAAAAUAUCCUCUAUUUAUUUGAAUCUGCGAUUGAAAGGAGGGGGCGUGGUUGUUCUGAUCUAAAAAUCCAAAGUGGAUACUCAUUUCGGGUGUAAACAAUUGUAAAUUGUGUUGAAAUAAGGCUUAAAUGAUUUCAUAAAAGUCAAAAAAAAAAAUCACAAAACACAAACACAAAAAAAUCAAAUUCGCAUAAAAUCCUCCGAGAAAAUAUUGCUAGGUUCGUGGUCAAAGAAUCACCAUGUAUAUACUCACAAUUGUUUUCGACACAGGUGUAUAAUAUUGUAUAAAUACGUGCAAAGACCCGGCGGAGGGUUGAGAUUGUAAUAUCGUCGUAUACGUUGUACGUGUGUCGUUCAUUAUCAAGUGCAUCACGUAUUUACCGACACCAUUGUCUGACAAGACGAAAACAGAGUAACCGACCGUGUGUGUAUGUGUGUGUGUGUGUGUGUGUGUGCGCGCGGGAAAAAUACGUCUAUAAAAUGUCGUCGAGUUUUUAUCGCUUGUACCAAAGUGGCAUUUGUUUUACAAUGGCAUUGUACUCGAUUGACACGUCGUACACGUACUUUUACUGUCGAGGGAAUAAAACCGAUAGCGGCCUGGCGACGUGUUGCGCACGACGCGCGCGAUACGACUGUGGACUUUCAAACCCGAAAUCGAGUAGUUUGUUAUUAUUAUCGUGUUUUUUUUUUUUUUCCAUAUCCCACAAAAACAUUAUAAUAAACAUCGUCUUACGCUGCUUACGUGUUUCGCGUCCUUACACACCAAUGCCGUCGCCGACCACAGGACGGCCGUACCGAAAAUUAUUAUCGUAUUCGACGACCCGGCAUUAUACAAAAGGUAUUUAUCGGGGCACCCACCUAACGUUUAUCCGUUCUCGAAAAAUAAGGCGCGUAAAUCAACGAAAUAUUUUUUUUCCCGCCGAAGGUUUUACUAUCGCGUUUACAAGCGUAAGUGGCCGUAAUUUAUAUAAACGAAAAAAAAAAAUAAAAAGACAAGCGGAAUCGGGGCUUUAUAUUACGUGUAAAAGUACGACGCGCGUGUAAUAUAAUAAUAUAUAGCGUCCGAGAUAAUAAUCGUUAAUACGGAUCACGACUGGAGCGGAUUAUUUUUAUUUUUUCCAUACACUUCUUCUUCUUCAUUCUCCUUUUUAUCCCGAACCGAGUGAUUGAUGAUAAUUUUAUGAUAAGAUAUUUCAACCAUAUACGCGGUUCGUGAGCUCUUUAUUUACAUUGUGUGUAAGAAAUGCGUCCCGCAGGUACGACGACGACGUAAUCGUCGCGCGCACACUCGUAAUAUUAUAAAUAUAUAAAUAUAGGCCCACAAUCGUCUACGGCUAUUUCUCCGCCGCUCUUUCUUCGUUUGCCUUAAUUCCAAGCAACAAGUGACCCUGUAUACUCAUUACUGUCUCUAUAUAUUUACACUAUUAUUCUCGCCCUUCAUUUCACCCUGUAGCCAUCACCUCAUUACUUCAUCUAUUCAAUAUAACCUCCAGUCACUUUUUCUCUGGCCGUCUACUCCCCCGGCUGCCAUAUGCCCCGGUCAGGUCGUUUCUCGUUCUCUCAACGUAUGCCUCAUUUAAACGUCUCAAUCAAUUUUCUCUCGUCAGUUUUCCGACUAUAUCAUCUUUUGCAUUUAUACACUUUCCAAUUUUCCGUACUUCUUUAUUUGCUGUCGGUCUUCCUCGUCGUUUCUUGAUACGAGUUCUAUUCGCGGCCUUCAUCUAAAAUGUUUCUCCCCUCAUAUAAGUAACUACUAAUUAUCUAACUUAUUCAAAAUCUCGUUGUCCUACAUCCCGAGUAUUUAUCCCCGUUACUCUUAAUCUCGCAUUCCACAAUUCCAUAUAUCACCCCUUAUACGAACGUGUAACCUCUAAUUCACAGUGUGUGCUCUUUUUAAGGCAUGACACUAUGCCUCCCAAUAAUCGCAAUCGAUUAACACGCAUUUACAGUUUUCCUGCUAUACAGACGUAUUAUUUUACAGGUUUCGCUCUGCCGUCCGCAGUAACGCCGCAUUUCGAACGCCAAUCCGACCCGGUCACGUAAUCUCAUUUUGUCACUUGCAUUUUAUUUAUUUAUUUAUUGAUUAUUAUUCAAUACCCGACACCGUGGACCGCACGAAUAAUACCAACGAUAAUACGGCGUGUACCUCGGUCGUCGGUGGGAAGCGGUGGCCGAGAGUCGUCGCCGUAAUAAUAUUAUUGCGGCGUUCACACGCGCGUAUAAUGUUAUAAUGUAUGCGUAUAACGUUGUGCUGUUGUGAUAUGUAAAACCGAUACUUUCGAUGUUAUCUCGUUCGACCGAUCGCACGGCCGACGACGGCGGAAAAACGAAGGAGGGGGGGUGGUGGGGAAAAAAAACCGACCGCCGUUUAAUUAGUGUCGGUUCGCGCGUAUAUACGCGAGGUGGUCCAGACACAAUGAGCCGGAAAUCUCCGGAGACGCGCCGCGAGUACGCAGCCGCGCCGCCGGACCGCUGCAGAUAAAUGGCUCCGGGAAAAAUAAUAAAUAUUAUCGCGCGACAUUUUUUUUUUUUUUUUUUUUUACAUCGCGUUUAUCCCGCCGACUCGACCGCACUGUAUAACAAUAAUAUCGCGUGUAAUAUACAUUUUAAUUAUUUACCGGCCGUGGAGUGUUCUCUUUUUUUUUUUUCAAUUUUUUUCUACAGUCCGAGUACGCGUUUUCGCGCCUCCUAUAAAUAACGUAACGAGAGAAAAGACGCAAUUAUAAUAAUGCGUUUUUAUUCUUCUGAAAACUCGUAUAAAAAAGUAAAAAAAACACACACACACACAUACCUACAUAUCGGAUGAGAUUAUCAAUCCGUCGCGUAUACGUUUUAUGUGUCCGUACAUGUUCUUUAAUAUUCACCUGCGACGGCAUCGGCGGUGGGCGUCACUGAUAACAAGCACAUCUGGUCCGUCACGUUUCGUCGACCGGCUUUGUGCACAAGGUGAGCGACAAAACCGUUUUAGACGAUCGCGGAUGAAUUAAGGAACAUACUUAGGGCAUACGGUUCUCGCAUUUGUACUCCGUAACUAACGCGUCGAUUCGGACAUUUUUUUUCUGUUCAUUUUAAAAUGUACCGCAUGUAUUAUUAUUCGCUUCCGAGAUACGUUCGUUUAUAUAUUCGUAUAAAUUCGAUCGUAAAUCCCGAAUAUAGACUUAUAUUAAUGCAAUAUCAUCAUAAACUGUGCGAAAUCGAAUGGACGAAAUGGGAUAACCGGGAGUGUUGUCGGCGUAUUGCGGACAGUGCCGUGCCUGACGAGAUCGGCACCUGGUAUCAGAAAAAUUAAAAAAAAAAAAUAAAACCUGUCUGUCGGGCGUUACUACUCGUACGUUUGUUGAAAAAAUAUUCAAUUACAGAACUGUAAAAAAAAAUAUAAUGUCGCUGCUGCAGUAAUCAUAGCGCCCGGUGCGUGGGCACCUCUCACAGCCCCCUAGGCACGGUCCCGAUUGCGGGUAGCCCGAGAUCGUAAAAUGGUUUUAAAUGUCAACACUGGGUAACGCCGAAACGUGUGUUGCGGAUUGGCUAAGGAGAAUAAUACUUACUAUGUACGAUAUGUUAUUGCAGAAAUAACGAUUUUAAUUUACGUGUUGUUUUUCGUGUUUAACUAAUUGUAUAAUUCAACGAUUCAAUUAAAAACCGUUUUAAACAGAAACCGUGACCUUGCCUUCCGAAAUUAAAAUUCAUCUGAACGGCCGAAUGGUUGAGAAACGUUGGUGGAUGCUAAAAACAUUUAGAUUGCCUUGGAUAAUUGAACAUGACCAUAGAGUUGCAACAUUAUUCUCGUGUUAUCAAAUAUAUACGAUGCGAGACGCACCUUAUCCCUGGCGCGUAUUAAAAUCACGGCCGAAAAACUGUUAAGAACAAACACAAUAACUGAUUAAAAAUGUCAAUCGGACAAAUCGGUAAAAUAAACGUUAGAUCCGAUGAAAAUGUAUUCGAUAACGUUGAAUUCGGGAACGAGACUCAGCGAACAAAACGUUUUAAAACCGUUGAGUUUUGAAAUGUAUAUUAUCAUUUUGAUAAAACAUCGCUGAAUUUCGGAAGUCAGCUGUUACGGCACGUGUAAUCAGUGACGCCGAAGUUAGUGAAAUAGAAAAAAAUAAAAUAAAAUUAGCCUUGUAAAAAUAGUCCGACUUUUAAAGACGCGGGUUUUAUGAUUGCUGGUACUUUUUUUGAAAAAUUGUUCUAAUACUUUGUCUAUAAUUUUUGCUUCUUAUGUUUUUUUUUAAAUUUUAAAUACUUUUUCGGUUACGGAAAUGCUCCAAUCUUUUCACAGAGUACCCCAAAAGACGCGGAAAUUCUUCCCGGUGGUACUUUAUUCGAAACGUUUAUCGACAUUUUUCAUAGUUCAUACCACAGGCGUUUUUUGUUUCUGUCGAUUUUCGGAUUUCCUCGGCAACAUAAUAGGAAAUCGAACGAAAUGUUAUUACUAAGCUGAAAAUCGUUUUUCGUUAACAAAUGAUUUAUCGUCGCGUAUAGAUAUAAAUUAAAUUAAUUUAUAUCUUGAUUUCCGACUUUUUUUUGUUAAACAUUUUUUUUUUUUUUUUUUUAAAAAUUUUUUUUUUUUUUUUUUUUUUAAUAAGCGAUAGGUAUUAUUUCAUCGGCCGUAGGCGCAUCAAGUGUUUUUUUUCUUCUCUUCACGUCUCUCGUGAAUUCAAUUAAACGCACAUUACGCAUUUUAUCAUUUUACCUAAUCAUAUUUCCGUCGUGUCCGAUUAUGUACUCUAAUAUUAUGCCGAGUAAUUAUUAAUAUACGUAUAUAUAUUUUCGGCCUUCGGGUGAUGUGUUUUUUUUUUAUUUUUUUUUCACCGAACCCUACCAAACGUUCGGUUACGUCCAGAUACCUGUACAUACCUGAUAUUAAUAUUAUUAUAAUAAUCUCUAAACGUGAUAUUAUUAUCGGCCGUUCCGAGGGCGUAUUUUGUUUUAAUUUACGCUCUUGUCGUACCUAAUGACGAUAAUGAUAAUAAUAUUUUAAUAACGUGUUACGCGGCUAGUUGUACGUACCCGCGGAAGAAAAAAACAAAAAAAAAAAAUUAAAAUUAUCGGUAGGUUGGAACAAUCGAUUAAAUUUAACCGCGCGCGAUGAUAUCGAUUACGUGCAAACAUUAACGCGUGCAGGUUCGGUAACGUACCGGCGCGAGCGCGCGCGUUACUUUCUCCGCGGCUAAAAUACAUAAAUUACGUGUUAGGAGGCACCCAUAUUGUCCGCGGAGUGCCGCCACAGGAUUUUCCUCCGGUCCCCAGUCGAUUAUCGCGAUAUUUUAUACGUUACAGUUUUUUUCGGUUUGUUUGUGGGCGUUAAAACAACAGGAUUUCACACGGGAGUGGAUUGAAAAAUAACGAUACACUAUCGUAUACCCGGUUGUAUUUAUUUUUUUUGUUUUUUAUUAAACGGCGGGGCAAACUCUCAGGUCUCGAAAAAUAAUAAGACACGGAAAUUCCAGACAAAAAAAAAAAGAAAAAACGAUCGUAUUGUUAUUACGGUGGUCCGCGGUCUUUGCGGACACUAUACGAACGUUUACGUAAUUCCGGGGGGGGGAAGGGGUAAAUGAUCGUUUUGAACCGUAUGAUAUUGUGGGUACGACGCGUACAGGCACCCGGUCGUCGGAAAAAAAACGAUAACGGAAUAGUGCGCGUAGCCGAGACGGCGCGCGCGGCUGUCCGCAACGACGCCGUCGCCGGGAAACAAAGCCAGCCACGUCCGAACACGACGCCGCUCCGGUGAAAUCGGUGUGUUCCGAGCGAGAAGACCCGUAAAACCUUCGUGGAAAAACCGCCACGCGUACAGAAAUAAAGGGGGCGAGAAACGGGGAAUGGCGCGUCCGAAGGUUAGGUCGCUGUUCGAAGUGGAAUAGUCGCGUCGGGCCGGCGUCCCGACAAUGGUCAAGCGCGGCAAUAGAACAUCGAAGUGUUACAAUGUUUUUAAGCGGAAGCGGGUGACAACGGUGAAACGUCGUGUCCGGUCCUCGGUCAGCGUUCCGAGCACGCGUAACGUUAUGAAAUUCCGUCCGUCCGUUUCUCGCGGAGUUACGACAAACGCGCCUGACGUUUUUGUUACGGUCAGUAUUUUAAAACGAAUUUUUUUUUUUUCGCGUUAAUUCCUCUAUUUUGUAUUUUUGUAUUUUUUAUUUUAACGAACAAUUUUCAAUUCUCGAAAAUAUAAUUUUCACCGACUUCGAGACAUCAAAAUCGCGUGCACUUUUAUACACGUAUUUUGCAAUAAAACGUCGGCGUCGCGAAUCUAUUGAGCUGUUGGCGAUGUUGUUUUUUUAGUUUACGGAAAUCAUUGUCUUUCGCGGAUGAAUCGGGAAAACCGACUGACGUCAUUUGGAGCAUUUAGGCGGCGAACGAAAUUUGAACACGCUACCGCAAACAUCAAAAAGAAAAGAAAAAGAAAAUUCGCUACCGAUCGGGUACGCCAAAUUCGACCGCGAAAAUUAUCGUACUCCGUGCCGAUGUUCGUAACAGCACACGGUCGUUAUUGCGCCGGACAAUUGACCGCGGAAUAAAAAUUUCGGAAACGGGAGAGCGUGGCCGCGGCGGUAUUUGCACGAUGUCGUCGGAUAUCUAAAGGUGUUAUACAGUAUCGUCGUCGUGUUCAUUAUUCCGUCAACGAAACUCUCCGACAACCGCGGUUUCUAUGCGUUUCCCCUUAUAGUGUAAUAAUUUUAGACGGUUCGUCUCGGCUGCGGCGAAAGCGAACGAAAACGCGCGGUCCUGUGAGAUUUUCGCCGGGAAAUCGAACGAAACUACGCGUCUCGUACAGCGCGUUUAUUAUUAAUUAACGAGGCGAGUUUUUCUGCGACGCCAAAACGAGUUGUUUUUUUUUUUUUUUUGUUUUUUCCCGUAAUAAUAUGCAGAUUCGGGCCGACCGUUUUAUUUUGAUAUCGUUUUGCAUGCACGCGAACUGCAAUAACACGACGGCGAUGAUCGAUAAUUCGAAUUUUGAUCGAUUGGUAUUUUAUUCAAACAGCCAACGACCGCGAUAAGUCAUAUUGGGUAUUCAAUGUUUAUACAUUAUAUAUAGUAACGACAACUCAAUGAAUCACCGGCUUUUCGGACCGUUCGCCUGCAGUCUGUACGGCUUCUGAUCUUCCCACAUUAUCUUUUUACCGACGUGAUUUUAUUUCCUGAUCACAUUCGUCUCGCUAACCGAAUCAAUUAUAUAAAAACCGGGUACGGUUCGUGUGUACAUUGGUACCUACAUAUAUAUAUAUGACUACAGUGUCCGUCGAUAAUUUAUGUAGCUUUGCAAAAUAUAAUAUGUAUAAAAAAAAUUCUCCGCAAAUUAAUUUCGAAAAAUAGAGCGACACUAUUGUCGCUUUUACGACUUUUCAAAAGAUCCCUGUUUCGAUUUCCGUUCAAAUUUUAAAUUCGGAGCGUAACGAGAAAUGUUUUGGUUUUACAAUGAAGUUUAUUAUUAUUAUGAUUUUCUUCGUCUGUGAACAACAUGUGUACCAGAUAUCUUGCUCCGAUUUUCAAGUAUAGUACCAUUUCCGAAAGGAAAUUUUAUCCGGGUGGUACUCUUCCAGGUCAUUUUCCAAGCGGGAAAAACGGGACGAUUUACAUACGCGUAUACAAGAAACUUCGUUCCGAAUCGUUUUUCAUUACUACAACGGUUUAUCAUCGCGCACAGGUAUAAAUUUUAUUCCCAUCCAUAUCCUACCUUAUGUAUGUGCGUCUUUUUAUUUCUCUCGUUUAAAUGUCGUUCAAUAACUGAUAUUUACUGAUUUCACGUCCAUUUUGGUUCGUUUCGCCUUUUAAAGUUCCAUUAAUAGAUAUCGAAAAUAAUAUUAUGUAAAACGCGUUGGGGGGUGGCUAAAGGCCCUUCCCUUGGAUCAGCGCCCGACGAUAACGGGAAACUCUAUAAUAAUUAUGUUGUCAACGACGUGAAAUCCAUCCAUUUAAUAAAAAAAACUAAAACAAAUUAAAAACCAUUUUGUUUUCAUUUAAGUGUAUACUUGUACGAUUGAAAUGUAAUAUUAUGCAUAGACGGUAUUAUACGGCAUAUAUAAAAAAAAUAGCGCGUUGGCGAUUGAUUUUUUUUUUUUUUUUCAAAUGAAUAAAUUAGGUAAUCGUGAAAUCAAAUCGCGGUGAAAACUACUUGCCGAGAUAUUUAUAUUCAAUUAUGUAUAUAAAUUAUUCAACUUAACCGAUUUAAUUUAGUGUGUAACAAGGCUGUGUUUUAGCGGUGGAGAGGAGUGAUGAAUGGGUUCUAGGGGUCUCGAUAUUUUUGCUUAACGUUUUGGAGGACAGAUGCUUUAGGUAUCUUGCCUAAAACCUUCCCCGUCCUACGGUGGCACGUAUGUAUUCGUUACGUCUUAUCGGGUGUCCGAAUAGUUUUGUUGUCCUCAAAUUUACGGUUUAUACGAUUUCCCCAUUUUUUUUUUUUUUUUAUUUACUUCAACUCCCGCACUCCGUAAAACGUAUUUCGCGAGAAUAUUUAAAAAGACGUGUCGACACGCGUUCAGACCCCGAUUUUCUGCGAAACGUCAAAGACGCUCCCAAUGAAGCCCGUCUCUAAUUAUCGUAACCUUUAUCUGUAUAACGGUGUUGUAAAUGCCGUCGUUCGUGGCGCGCGCAGAAGAAUCACCAUUGAACCAUUCGUUAAAUUAAAAACGUAAAAAAAACAAAACACAUAUAUAUAUAUAUAUUCCGACAACCGAAUACACCUAAGUUCCGACAGAAAAUAUCUGUCAACGAAAUCAUAUCCAAUCAUACGGUAGUCGUUCGGUGGCCGAAUAACAUCGAGAGAGAGAGAAAAAAAAAAAAAAACAAAAAAACCCCCCUCGUAAAAACGUGAUCACGAUUGUAUAUUAUUAUUUCGAAAGCGUUGACGUUCCAAGAUCGCCGUACGCGAUAUUUUCGGACGCGGCGUACGUUCGGAAAUGUAUUUUACGUUAUUGCAUUAUCCACCGUUCGAGUCUUCUUUAAUAACAUCGUUGUUAUAAUAAUUCCGUCGCGGUCGAAAAUCCGUAAACACGAAACGACUGCGGAUGCACUACGGUAACGGCAACACGAUAAUACGGGUUUAUAAACGCCGCGGUAAAAAAUAUGUGCCGUAGGUGUCGAAUUUAGAGAGAGCGAGAGAGAGAGAGGGAGGGGGGAAUUAUAAGAAGAAGAAGCGGAACGAGAAGAAAUACUUUUGGAGAUUAUUACCGUUUUCACGGCCGAGCGUAAUGGUACGACGGCCCGGACGUACCUGACGGUCUGCCGUCGCCGCGUCGCCUCGCUCGGAACGUUAUUACGGCCCGAGACGGGUCCGGGGAGUUUUGAAAAAUUCACUACAGGCGUACGGGUAGUACUCGCUGUGUAGGAAUACUUGGGCGUACCGGCGCCCGGCUCUCGUGUGCCCGGUACACCGUGCGGGUGCCCGACCGACGCUCGUCCCGCUUGUCGCCGCCGUAUUUAUUUAUUGGCGCGCGCGGUCGGACCGCGCGCACGCAGCGUUUCGGACGGCGUUUAAACCGUUGCGAGCGGACGCGCGACGACGCAACAAUUGAAUUCGCUUCGAAUCGUCGCUGCGCUGCACUGACUUUCCAUUUAAAAAUCAACGUGCACCGAGCGUACGAAUGCCCGUCGUCCGUUGACGGCGUGAUAGUAUCGCACGGAACGACGUCCCGUAGUCCGUACGACGAUAUUACCGUUGUCUGCGUUACGAGCGCGUUUUUUGUUUUUUUUUUUUUUCCGUCUAAACACACCGAGAACAAUAAAUAUAAGCGCACAAUGUCGUCGUGUACACGCUGUACGGCCGGUAACCGGGAAAUCGUUCGUUAGUGGUCGAACCGUACGUGGUUGGUUCCACAGCAUUCAUCCACGGUCCCUCAGCGCCCUCCACUGCCACUGACCGGCCUCUUCACAGCCCGGCAUCUUUAACAUGACUUUAUUGAUUAUUGUUGAUCUUGAACGUAUUUCGCCUCUUUCGGCUUCAAUUCGUCCUUCUCAGAUCACGCGGCGCACUUCCUCGCGUCUUAAAGCGCGUCCGAUUAGUCUCCGUUUUCUUUCUUCAGUCGACCUUAAUAAUCCUCCGGGUCCAUCAAUUUUAUCGAGUACAUUGUCAUUAGUACGGGACUCCGUCCGGCACACUCUUAGUAGCCUCCGUCAGCAUCAAGCAUUUUGAAAUUUUCGAAAUACCUCUUUUCUGCUUGGUUUAUCACCCCCAAUUUCUGAAACCGUAUAAAGCCACGCUCCAUACAAGAACGUUAACAAAUCGUUCCCUCAUAUUCAUACUUAUCAGACUCAUUUUCUUAGAGCAAAGCCGUUUCAUAUGGAUCAUAAAUGCGGUUUUCGCCUGCGCUUAAUUUCCUUAGUACUCUGGCCAUCAUCGGUAAUUAGACUGUCCAGAUAUUUAUAGCUGUUAGCUUUCUCUGUAUGGUUGUUUUCCACUUGAAUUGUGUUUGUCGGCAUAACAUAUUUUAGAGCUAACUAGGAAAAAUUAAAAAAAAAAAAAAAAUUAAAAUCGAGCACUAGAGUCAAAUAUUCUCCCGGCUGUCUUGUUGCCAAUAGAAUAUUUCAUGGUGUUUUUUUUUAUCGUAUUUUGAUCAUAUCGGAUUUCGAAAUACGUAAUGUAGUUCUCGAGAUUUUCGGCAACUCACAAACAGACGGUAAGCUCUGGGGUUAAAUGUUGAAACCUUCUGAAGGCACGUUCACGGUACGUACGCUAUGCAUACACAAAAUAUUAUCCCCCCCUGGCUUCAUUUUGGGAGGGGUCUUAAAGAAUGUACAAAGCUAAAAAAAAAAACACCAUCAGUCUUCUCUCAAUAAAAUGGUAAUAAUAAAAUUCAAUCAAAAUUGGUUAUCGAAAGAAUAUUGAAAUGUUGACAGAUGUGUUAUAUUUGCCUUUUCUAGACGUAGUCGAAUUUCUAAAAUAAUAUGUGAUUUUCCGAGCUAUUUUUAGUCAUUUAACAUUUUCGAGUUUUUUUUUCAAAGUAUUCAUUUGGUAGAGUACGCACGCAAUUAUUUUACCAAACAUGCUUGACAAUUGCUCGACAAACAUGCUUAACUUGGUUAGUGAAAAAUUAAUGUAUUAAAGUACUAUUAACGUAGCAGAGAUGAGAGUGCUGAAAUGGAUAAGUGUAGGUAGUCACUAAAGAGGAUUUAUGAGAAAUAGUAUUUUAUUGACGUUGUUUUGAUAGGCCGCUAAGACAAUAGAGAAUAGAUUUAUAUGGUUCGGGUGUGUAAUAAAUAGAGACGAGUCGGAAGCUGUAAUAUCAGCUAUGUGAAUAAAUGAGUGUGGGAAAGGGGGAAAACAUAACCGUUACACCUUUUAUAUUAUAUUUAUGACAAAAUAAUGGAUAAUACACUUUGAAAUAGUUUUAAUUUUUUACAGUAGUUAGGUAUGUGCAAUCGUACAUUAUUCAUAUGGAUUUCAUAGAAGGGACAGAAGUGCACAGUUAUUAUCAACUAAUUGCAUAAAACAACUUUAGAUGUCCACAAGUUUUCUUCAUAUAUUUCGUUAGACAACCGUUUUACCUGUAAUCGUGAUGGUAAGAUACGGUUGAGGGCGCUGAGAGGACUGUUAGCCGGAGCGCAUGCAGAUGACGUGGAAGACCGAGUCAAGGGGAAUGUUACCGACGCCCGAAUAUAUUUGAGGAGUAGUUAGGGGAGAAGAACAACAACACUGUCCAUGCGGUAGCCGACAAUUUACAAUGACUACGGUUUGAUUUUAUCCGGCGAGCGUCUUUGCCAUCCGGAUAGGAUAAAGCUAACAAAAUACGGCCGCAGAGAUUAUGAGCAGAGACGUGUCCGGGUAUGCGGAGUAACGGGGAACAGGGGUGUUGGGCUAUAACGCGGAGAUGCGGAUGGCGAGAACGUAAGCAUAUUACCGACUUCAUUUGCCUGCGACAAAAACGAAGAGGAAGCAGCAAACGUUUAUCGCCGAGUCACUGGUAAUUCGAUUUUAGUUUGGUUCAGCCGAGCUCUCGUAACAGAUUAUUACGAACUAAAAUUAUGCGAUCGAAACACGGCUGUCCUUGAGUUGAAUAAUAUUCAGCAUAUUAUAUAUCGAUCAUUAACAAUAAUAAUAUUAUACACCGAUUAAAACGAAACCGGACGCGAAACUACUUUCGCGUAGUUGUUCCUUUUCACUCGGCGCGCGCAGUGUGUAUACUCGUAUUUUAUUAAAACGCUAUUUAAGUGAACCCGUUUCAGUCGCGGACGGUCGGUACGGGUAUGGGUAAAGGUCAUACUCGUACACUUUGUCAAUGAGUCCGUACAUUUUUAAUCGUUAAAUUAUAAUCCGAGUGGCUAUACCGGUACGGACAUGGUAUUUUAGGUAUUCUAACGGCGUCAAUGUGGACGAUACUACGUUACUAAUUCGUAAUAAAGUUGAAAACCUCGGAUUAUUUUACGAAAAUCGCACGCUGUUAUAUCACUGUUUCAGUGACGGGACGAUGGAGGGGCAGGCGUGGUGUGUUGUACGUUUGGCGAAAUCCUCCCUUGACCACACGGUAUAUCUAUUGCAGUUAUACGGAAAGGAGAACUGUUUUACAGUACGGCCAUAUACGUAAUUAAAUGGACAUUUCAUAACAAUGUUCGUAAUAUAUAAAAAUAAAAAAAUUGUACGUCCGAGAUCGGUUAUCGGUAUCGUACGAUAGUUAUUUACAGUUGUUCGUUAAUCGCGGUUAUUGAGAUAAUUGAUUACAACGGCUAUCAUUUUCCCGUCGAGAUAGAUACGAAUAUUGCCAUCCUAUUCGGUGCGUUUUUUUUAAGUUUUAACGUACCGUGAUAGUGGAAAAAAUAAUUGUGCAUUUUUAUCAAAGCUUACCUUUAGGAAACUCCCGGCUACACGCACCCGCGUGACGCAGGUAAAUUAUCGGGAAUUGAUCACAGCCGAAAGUUCGCAGAGUCCGUUAACUCGUCGCUCAGAAUAUGAUUCUAUUGACUCGCGAAUCGCACGGUAUUAUUGUAUUAACGCGGGGUUUUCAACGAGUCAUAUGCUACGACACGCGUGUGCAUUUUACCCGGAUAAUAAUAAUAACAUAAUAAUCCCGUCAUUUAAUUUAACCGCGGAUAAUAACUCGGCGGUAAGUACAGUUAUAAUAAAAAUGCAUAUCCCGUUAAGGCAAAACACAAUAUCAGGAUUUUUACCGGGGACGGGCAACAACCGCGCGAGAUCUGGCGGUGGGCAGGCCGACGAUGUUCUGCCGAUUCGCCGUUGUUGUCGUUGAGUAACGCGAACGAGAAGAAAAUCGGCCGCGUGUGGGAAGUUCCCAUAACGUGUACAGGAGUUUAUUUUUAUUUUAUUUUUUUUUUUUUUUUAUAUUUUUCUGCUCAUCGCGUUUUUCGUGUUAUAUUUCGUCGUAGUUUUAUUAUUGUGUUGCACGUCUAAAAUAAUUAUAAAAAAAAAAAAAAAAACCGAAGUUUUCAGUUACAUUUACAACGUAAUACACUCGUGCACGGCGGCGACGACCGUAAUAAUAUACACAGCGAAAUCCUUUUAACGUCCGUUCGUAUACAUAUAUUAUAACCGUGGGAUCCCAUUAAUGCGCUAUAAUCACGUAAUAACAUAUAAUAAUAAUUACAAUGUCGUAUUAACAUAACAUUAAAAAAAAACCAAUUUUUUUGUUUUGUUUCUCUUCAUUAUCUCUCGGCACCGGAAAAGUGAAAUUAUUAUUAUUAUUAUUAUUAUUUUCGUUUAUGCCGUUCGCGCGGACAGAGCAAUUAUAUUACACAAAACGAAAACCGUUUCAUAUUAUAUGAGAAUUUAACUGAAACCGGGCUCGAAUGUUACGCCCGUUUAGUCUCCUCGUGCCUCGCGCGCCGGAAUCAUGAGGUCGUCGUGUCGUCUCUGUUACCGCGAAAAAACGUCAUUGUCCCGUAUAUCUCAUGCUUGGGUGUUGCGGUUUUUAAAAGUGAGGUUUUACGUAGCGUUCGUUCGGAAAAGCAAAAAAAAAAAAAAAAAAGAACCCGUCACGAUAUAUGUUAUGCUCGAUUCGACCGAAAACAUUUUUUAUUAUUUUUCCUUUUUGUUAUUUUUUUUUUUGCUAUCGCAACAUCCGCGUGCGAUUCUGUGUGCUAAUGUUAUUACUAUUGUCUCCAGGAUCAGCCCAGACCGCCGGUGUACAAUGUCGAAGACUACGCCGGAUCACUGCGCAAAUUCGGGAAACGCGGACCGCAACUGCAGACCAACGCCGACGGCCAAAACGACGAUCCGCAUCAUCCGAAACAGACCGAAAUGACGCUAAAAGAAUUCACGUCGGCAACCGAACUGCUGGACAAACUCAAAGCCGAUUUAAAACUCGCGUAUUUCAGGUAAAUAACGCAUUGCACUACUCGAUUGUUAUUCCGUGUAAAUGUGUACAUACAUUUUAAAAAUCAGUACGAUUUCGUACCGUGUGCAGGCCACAACCGUUUCGACGUAGGACGUAGGCGAGUGGUUGAAAAGAUAUAAAAGAUAGGGUAGUUCAGUUUAUACGCCGAAUGCCGCGAUCAAUAAUUUCAAUGAGAAAACCAUUCUGAGUGGAGCGUAGUAUAGUAAUCGUAUUCCCCGAGAUAAUCCAGAAAUCGACAUUAAUAAAACCGAUGUAUCGAUAUUAAUUUGUAGUCAGUUUUUUUUUUUUUUUUUAAUUUUACAGAAAUACGAGCACGGUUUUACUAAAGAAAUAAUAUUAAUUUUUCGUUUAGUUUGGUUUGAUUUUUUUUUUUUUCAUCCUUAUUACCAAGGUUGUCCUUAAGCAACAAAAAUACAAACAACACUGUUUCAGCUCAUCUUUAGAGGUUUCAUUCGGUGGAGGAGAAAACAACCUAUAUGUCAUUCCUGUGUCUUGGUCUAGAACUGCGUAUAUGCAAUUUUUUCACUCAAUCCUUUCAGUUGUUUUGACAUAAAGAGAUACCAAACAUCUAACCAUCAACAGACUUUCGCAUUUAUAAUAGAUAUUAGUAGGAUUGUUGAGAAUCUAGAAAUCUGGCGAAAAUUCCACAUUAUAGUAAAACUAAUAGGUAUUGAUUAUUUGCUACACUCGGAAUAUAAAAUAUGUGUUUAUAUCUUUUAUGUAUAAUACUUUUAAAUACUUUUAGAUUCUGAGUGGAGCGAAGAAUGUAUUGGUAUAACAAUAAUGUUUAUUUUUAUUUUUUUACCCAUGAACAACUUUUCUACGAGCGAUUUUACUCCGAUUUAUAAUGAUAGCACUUUUUCUGAAAGGGAAUCUUGCUGGGGUGGUACUUUAAGAAGACAAUUUUCUAAUUUUCCCAGGAGUUUGCCGAAUAAAUUAGAAAACUGAAAAAAAAAACGGAAGAAAAAAGGGAAAAAACGUAAAAAGGAAAAACAGAAAAAUAGGUGCAAUAUUUAACACACAUUAUAAAAGAAAAUUUUUAAUGCAUAUGUAACUAUUUUACCUUAACAUAUUAUAUAUUAUUGACGAUGCAACACUAUCAACCGAACUCCGCUCAGAAUCGGUUUUUCGUUAGCAAUGGUUAAUCGUUACUUACUGACGUACAUUAAAUUACAUAUAACCGUAGCUGCACCCGUCCCCAAUAUCUUGGACAGCUUUUAUUUAUUUAAUAUUCCUAAAUUAUAUUGUACGUCGUUGUAAUUGACGUUACUUGACAUCAUGUCACUUAAUUUGUCUAUAUACACAUUUUGGAGCUUGAAAUUAAAAAAUUAUUUUUCUUAGAUUUCGCUCAUCUCCCCGUCCCGGCACGCGAAAACUUUUUUACGUGAAAAAAGACACGAAUAACGAAUACGAGACGAGAUUUGGUUCGCCGUCUCGGCGAAUUAUACGAUCUCGACGUCGUAGAUGUUUUUGAACCGAAAUUUAAACGUGGCUACGAUACAAUACGGUAUACGUCUUAAACCACAAAAAAAAUAAUAAUAAUAAUAAUAAUAAUAAAAAAAAAAAAUAAGACUAGUCGGAAAAAUCCGGACGAAAACCGCGGCCAAUAUCGGUACCGUACCGUGCGACGGACUCGACAGACCACUGCGAACAAGCGUACAGUUCUGUCUCGGCGACGUUCGGUGCGUUGAAUAACGCGAAAUAAAUUUGAAAAAAAAAAAAAAAAAAUAAUAAUAAUAAUACACGAAUAACGUAUAGAUACGUCUGCGCGAGAGCGAAAAUACGAAAAUAUCUCGGCGGGGUUUACGACGGACGAACGGUGGUCCGGACGCGGCGACGUCGCGUCGUACGGGCCGGACACUCUGACGGGUCGGCGUGGACGAACGAUAACGACGAAUAAAUAUUAUCGCAUACGGCCGCGAGUUCGCCCGCGCGUGUUGUUAUUGGCCGUUGACACGUCGUAUCGUUUCGGCGCGCGCACGUUUGCAAUUGCGUCCCCCGUGACGGCGACAAUAUUCGAAAACUCGCGAAUUCCGAUUGGCCGUCCGUUUAGGUCACGAUAAGAAUCGACCGCACGCCCGGGCAAUAAAAAUUGCACACGCCGAAGAGAAAAAUUGUCCGAAAAAGGAUCGAUAAUAUCAAAUACGCCGUCGUUAUAAACGCGUGUUCCCGUCAGUUGCGGCACACCUCGCGCGUGUAAAAAAAAAAAAAAAAAAACCACAGAAUGGCUGCUAAUACUACGACUGGCGACGAUUCGAUGCCUCGUAAAUCCCUAAAAAUUCCCGUCACAAAAAAAAACCGCAUUUCCAAAAUGCGAAACGCAUUAAAAAAUCGUUUGAAAACCAAACAAUUGGACAGUACAAUUUCUUAUUCUAAUUGAAAACUACACGAAACGAGCAUCGCGCCGGAAGCUUUGAAAAAUAACGCAAAGCGCAUUGAACUCCCGGGCCUAGAUAUCAUCCAAAAACGGAAACGGCAUUUCCGACGUAAAUAAAACCGCGAUAAUUAGGAAGAUGACCAUCACAGAUAACAUUUUCUGUGUUAUUGUCAGUUCUUGAUCGUUAUCAUUAUAAUACUAUAGCAUUUCCGUGUUUAGUACUGGUUUUUUUUUUUUUUUUUGAGAGGGGGUUGCAUUAUCUUAAUUUAGACGAAAUAUAAAUUAUACCAAACCCGCAAUUAUCAAAAAAAAAAAUGUGUAUACGAAUAUAGGUAUAAUAUGGUUAUGCGACUGUAGAAAGUACCGCGAAUAUAUAACGCGUUAUCUUUCUAAAGGAAAAACUCAAAUUGCGAGUUCAGAAUAUAAAAAGAGGUAUGAUAAUGUGGACGGGCACAGCCACUGGUGUAGGUGGGAAGUAGGGAAAGUAUGAUAUAGACGGGAAUUUAAUGUAUAUCUGUGAGCAACAAUAAACUAUUGCUUACGAAAAAACGGUCCUGAGCGGAAUUCAGUUGACAGUGAUUUUUUUGUCAACAAUAUAUAUAUAUAUGUCAUUUCAUAGUAAAAUAAUAAAAUAAGCUUUAUAUAUUUUCUUUAAUAAAAUGUGUUUAAUGUUGUAUCGGUUUUCCCAGUUUUCCUAAGAUUCCCUCGGUUUUCCCGUGUUUUAUACCGGUUUUUCACGUUUGCUGGGAAAUACUUUUGGAAAAAAUCAAAGAAAUGACCUUCUCAAAGUAUCUCCCCGCAUCGAUUUCCUUUUCGAAAAGUGCUUAAAAAUUUAAAGAAGUCUUCUGGUAGAAAAGUUGCGGACAGAUAAAAAAAAAAAACCAACAAAUAAUCAACAUCUUUGUAAAACUAUGAGCUACUUCGCUCGCUCCACUCAGAAUCUAAUACUAUAAUGGAAAUCGCGGUUGAAAAAAGCAUAUUAUCAAUAAUUAUGAAACGGCAAAGAAAACCAUUCAGAGACCCAUGUAUGCCUGAAAUAAUAUAUUAUCUGUCAACAGUAUAAAGGUUAAAUUAUCAUAAAGAAUAAAAAAAAAAAAAGAAAAAAAAGUCUUUGUUGGAGUGUGAAGAACUUAUACAGUACCCCACUCCUGUAAAUACGUACACCACUGUACCCAGUCGAUAGAGGGUUGCGAUUAACUAUUUACCGACUCUGGUAAAAUGUUUUCGCCCAUUACGUUGUCCUUCGACGCGCAAUAUAUUUAACGUUAAAUCCAAAAAAAAAAAAACAAAACAAAAAGUAGUCGUGAGUGUUUCCACAUUUAAAACUAUAAAUUGUCUUCGAAUCGCCGACUAAGUAAUCUUGUGAAUGUCGAAGAGAAGUUACUCCACCCCCGCCCACGUACACUCCCUACCGCCGACCCCGAGUAAACCGCAGAGUAUUAUGGUCGGUAACGUUCGGAAGACGGAGACAACGGGAUUUUUUCGACGCCGGCCAUUCGGGUACGCGCCUUUUAAUGACACGGUCGGUUCUCGUAUCGGGGUCCGGGUCCAGACGAUAAUAAACCGCUCGCGGUGCACACAUAAUAUUAUCAGUUCGAAACCCCGAAAGACUACGCGCGCGUAGUGACCAAGGGACGAGUACACUGGUGGCAGCGAUAGGGGCGGGGCUUCGACUGCGGGACGAAAUCGGAGAAAAUAGACCGCGACGGUUUUCGGGCGCGUCGCGCGGAGACAACGGAAGCAACGGGAAUGGCGUCCGAAGCAACACUGGUCGCGGCCGGUAAAGACGGCGCGAGGGAUCGGGCCGAGCGGGAGUUCAAGACGAACGGAGCUCACGUCGGACAGCCGGGAACGCGCCGGAGAAGAGCAUGACGAACGCGAUGCGGACAACGGAGAUCCGCAGGAAUGUCGGUCCCGAUUGCCGUUCAAUCGAAACGGUUACGGAACGAACGGGUCUCUAAAGACGCCGUAGCCCCUUUCCCCUUCCCCCCCCCCCUCAGCGUAUUACCCAACAAAACAGGCCCCGGGACACGAGUUCGGUAUUAUCACUGUCGCGCAAUACGUUAUUCAACACAACAAUAACAGUAUACCUAAUGGUGUUCCGGAUUUAAUGACUCAAUCGUAAACGUUUUUUUUUUUUUUUUUUUCGCCUCUUAAAUCCACCCGAAUCAAAACGCGCUUAUAAUGGCCGUCGAUCUGGUCGAUAAUCGGUGUAAACACGAGCGAAUUAUAUCGUUACUGUUAUUCGCCGCCGGUCGCCGCUGCACAGUAGGUCAUUAGAAUAAAAAGAUGUUAUCGCGUCGAUCGUUUUCAUAGAUCGGAUACGUUUUUAAACGUUUAAUUAUACGGCGCGCGUUUCGCCGUAACCGUUGGCGGACACUGGCGGGGGAAAACGAUAGGGGCAAAAAAAAAGAAAAAAACGUACGCGUAACAGCGCGAGCGAGUCCCAAUGCCCUAGUGUGUGGUGCGAGUGGCGGCUGCGCGCGUUAAACGAAAAAAAAAAAACAAACCGACCAACCAACCGACCGGCUGAUCGAGUGUUAUAUCUACAGGGCGGUCUCCAUUUAUAUCCGUUGCCGAGCUGUUUCGAGCGAAUACGAUUUUCGUUUAUUAUUAUUUCUAUUUCGCAACAAUUAUUGAAUGUUCUAAACUGUUUCAACACUGUUGUUGUCAAUGUUUUUCCCCUACACCGUGUACGCGAAAUGAUUGUACAUUUUGAAUUUUCGUACGGCGACCCUCAUUUUAAACGCCGGUUCAAAUAGAGAAUGUUUUUUUUAUGGAAGAUACGCCGAUAUCGGAUUUAUCGUGUACGGGAACAUUGCAACAGUCCAGGGCUUAGACCGGAGAAAACGUUAUCGAUCCAUCAAAACGUAUACGAAAUUUAUCACACCUCCCUACUCAUCCGGCCAAAAUGGCAUACUGUUACAACUACUCAAAAACGGUAACACCGAUAAUACAUAUUAUUGUCAAUGUCAGUGUUAGGAAAAAAUAUAUUCUGUAUUCGAAUAUGUAUACAAAAAUUAUAGUGGUAGGGGGAGUUUCUAUUUUAAAAUCAAAAAUUUAUACUAACUUAAAGAAUACGAGGAGUGACGCUAACAGUUUUAAAAAGAAGCUCGAACGAUUUUGUAUAAAGAUUUUCUUGUUUUUAAAAGAAAUCAGACUCCCCCGAGAAAAUUGCUGGUCUAUAUUAAGUGGAUCGCCCUGUAUCCCAUAGAAAUAACGGUUUUAAUACAAACGCGCGCGCGCGCACACACACACACACACACACACAGACGUACACAUAGAAACACACCAACUGCCCGGUAUUUAAUUAAUCACUAAAAACCGGUAACACGGUCACUUAUUUUGACCGAGAUAAAAAAAUAUGUAUAAUAUCUAGAUACCCAACGUAAAAGGCAAUAACAAUAAUGCAUUUUUUUUUUUUUUUUUUUUAUCGUCGUAAUAACAAUAAUAAUAAUAAUAAUAAUAAUAAUAAUAUCGUUAAACGUGUUUAAAUCUGCAGCAAUACAAGUAAGUGUACGCGUUCUCAUAGUACCAGUAGGUACGCGAGAUUUCGGAAUACCGAGUAACAUAUCGAAUGCCGAUACUUAUAAUAUAUACGGAUGAUUGCAUCUAAAAAUACUUCUACGUGACCUUGGUCGACUGUAAUAGUGUCCCGUGCCCUCGACGAACGCAUAUUACUGGGUCAACUGGCGGUUUAAAACGGUUAGAAAAAAAUAAACCGAGAAAAAAUCAAUUAGAAAAACGAGUAAAACUAUGUGCGUCCCUAAUCAAUCGUUAUCGAACGGUACAAAAAAAAUGCGAAUAAUUUAAAAUCUAGUGUGAGAACCCGUAUUAUAAUUAGACACGGACGUUUUAAAAUCGUCGGUUUUAAUCGAAUUAUGUUAAUUGAAAAUCCAAACGAGAAAACAAACACCCGGGAGUUUCUGCGUGGGUAUGGCCUGAGAAUCGCAGGCGAUAACUGCAACGGCGGAUAAACCUUAAGGUGUAACAGAUGCACUAAAACAAUUACUAAAAAAUACGAUGAAAAUCAUUUCGAAAAUGUCUUAAAAUAAAUGUACGAAAAUUCUAGAAAUACGCUUUAAAAAUCCCGAAAAGGCCAUAAUACGCGGAAUACGAUUUUUUUUUUUAUUGAUUUUUUUUUUUUUUUUACACGAAAUCGUCAGGUCGUAAAACGCAUUUCGUUACGAGCUAUUGUUCGGCCGACCAACAAAGAGCACUCGCACUGUCUGUCCUGACGAUAACGCCGAUUUUACAGAAAACCCGAUAGCCCCUCGGAAUGUCACGUCCGACAGCAAAAACGAGCUUUGACGUUUUGUUAUUCUUUCAGCUUCGUACAGGAGUUCGUCGGCGACCCCAUAGACGGAGUGACGUUGUUGUUGGAGCUGCUGAAGACGAUCCAGCAGACCGGCACGCAGACCAAGUGCACGCCGGCCAACCAACGCCGCGUCACAUUGGACGAGAAUUCCUGUCUGCAGUGUCUGAAGUAUUGCCUACGCUGUCAGGACGCGGCCAGAAAAUUGGCCAUAUCGCCGGCCGGACUCUACACGCUGGCCGCGUGCAUUAUGAGCACCGUCAACCAGUCCCGUCUACUCACCCUGGAGGUCAGUACGCGUUUAUUCCGAACGUCCGAAAACACGAAACAAUAAUAAUGUAAUUUCUCCCGCGUCGACGAUCGUCCGAGACGGUCGGUUUACGUGACUGCCCGGUUUUUGUAGACGAGUAUCGUUUUUUUUUUUUUUUUUUCAUUAACCAAUGCAUUUCAAACGUGUUCGAUUUGUUUGUAGCGAAUCGCACAGUGAUUGGCCGAGUGCAGUAAUCGUUUGUACGGGUUUUCGGUCAAAACGAAUUUUUACGUAAAAACCUUCGCACAGCUCGCAUUUAUUUUGCAUUCAGAUUAUAUUUAAUAUGUGUGUGCAUAACUAGUCGUCCCGUCCGUCUUUGCCCGUGCAAAUAAAUACUUUGUGUUAGGUCACGUUACUGUAGGCAAAUAAUAGCAAAUCAUAAUCGUCGUUUUCCUUCCAAUUUGAACCCAAGCUUAGGAAUCGCAGCAAGUUUUAGCUUUUUAAUUAGCUGUACAGCGGUGGUCUAAUCGUCGUUGUGACUUAACCUGUUAAUUCUUCACGUUUUUGUUAAUUUCCCGUCGAUAUUACUGGAGUUAACUGUCAUGGCCUUUAAGGCCUCAAAUGUUUAAAAAUACCUUUUCUUUAAUUUCCAUUCCAAACUUGUAUGAAUUAGUUAUAUGGUCGCUUAUAAACAAUAAAAAAUACACUUAUAAAUUAUCAUUUUUCAUCUGGCCCGACCUACUGCGGUUUAAAUUUACCACUUCUAUUGGUCAUUUCGAGAAUUCCAAUAGUUUAAAACCUUCUCCGGACAAUACGGAUCAUUUGGCGAAAAACCGCGUAAAAACCGGUGUAGUGGUUUCGGAAAACACGCGUAACAAUAAUUUCCAUUUCACAUUCAUAUAUACAUAUAUAUAUAGAUUAAAUUUGAUUUUUUAGACUUUGUACUAACUCGUUAUACGUCACGUUUAAUUUGCAUUUUUUUAAUAUCCUAUUUUUAUUUUACUUUUACGGUCACCCUUAAUGCCUUAAUACAAUUUGUAAAUAAGAUCCUAUUUGCGAGUAAACUUUAUUACUCGAGUUUUCGUCUCGUCAACGCGGUGUUAUUUGUAACGUUUCUGAUGUCAUAUACAGCUGUUGACCAAAGCGUGCUGUGAAUCGGGCACGGCUGACGGACACAAUACGGUCUCGGACGCGAUGAGCACAAUGCGACUCCGGUUCGCCGAGCCCGUCAGGUUCAGAUUUCUGGUUGGCAUGAUGUCGGGCAGUGGCAGUUCGGGCAUGGAACUGCUGUUGGCCGGUCUGAAGUUCAUCAACGCGUUCACGGAAACGUGCCCGGAUCUUCAGACAAAGUUUUACGUGCAAGCCGAACUCAAACAGGCCGGUUUCAAGCCCGCGGCCAUAUUGAAGGUGCGUUUGACGUCCGCAAAAAACGAAUAACGUUGUUAUAGUUUGUAGUGUUUUCUUAUUAACCGUUACACGGUUUCUUCUUCCAGAAUAUUUCAAACAAGUCGCCACUGUUGAGCUCUGUUUCGGACGAGAUUUACAGGUGGCAGAAGAAUUUCAUCAAUGUGGAAUCGCUGAAAAGACAACAUGACGAGGUCAUCAGGGAGGCGAAGACUCUCAGGGAGAAAGUCAGCAUGCUGGAAAAGAAAAUUCACGUGAGCAUAAAAAUAAAAAUAAUAAUAAUAAUAAUAUUUGGCGUGUAGAACGAUGAAGGUAAUUGAUUUGGGGUAUUUUUUUUUUUUCGUCCGCCAAUAGUUUCUACAAGAAGAGAAACGUGUGAUUUCUUCGAUAAAGGACCAUCAUCUCGUGGACAGCGCACAGCUGAAAAACAAAAACGAAGGCGGCGGUAAUUCGGCCGAAGACGAGGGCAUUAGUUCGUCCGAACAAGACGACUGCGAAGAAGACUCGACGUCUAAAAAGGUGAAAACGCCGUAUAAGAUGUACAACAACAGCCUGUCGCAAGGUGACACGGCCGUCGAGGAAGUUCUCGAGGACUUUGACAAGGUGUUGAACGACGCUUCCACCACGGGGUCCGGUGGCGGCGGCGGCGGGAGCGGAAGCCGUCACGUGUCUUCGGUGAGCAGCGGCGGCGGAGGCUGUAGCGAUAACAGCAGCGCCAAGAGGUAUUACGGGUACGCGGACGACGUGGCCAUCGUGCCCACCAGGAUCGUCCCGGAACCGCCCAGAAGAUCGAGGAGCCUGUUCGUCAACAAGAAUUUCGAAGUAAAUCCGUUUUUCGAAGAGGAAGACGAAGACGAAGACGACGAGGAGAGCGCGGACUCGGAGUGCGCGUACGAAGAGGACGGCGAAGAGGACGAGGACGAGGACCGCAGCAAGACGAACAACAAGAACAAACGGACGGGCGAAACGUUCCGGUCGGUUCAGAAACAGAUCAAGAGGUUCUCGGCGCUCGCGGUACAGCGGGUCGGCGGCGACGGACGGCCCGAGGAUGCCGGCGCCGGGAAACCGCGGAAAGACGACGGCAGAAGAAAGUCGAUAUACGACGUGUUCGGGAACGGCGCCGAGAGGCCGGUGACGGUGACGGCGUCGCAAGUGACCAGGUCGGCGAGCACCAGGAACGUGGCCGACAUGAACGAUUCCCGGAUACCGGCGAUGAGGUUCGAACACUGCAAGUCCGAGCGGUCCGUGUACCUGCCCACGGGAUACGGCGGGUACGGCAGGGACGCCGACAGGGAACCGGCCAAGGUGUUCGUGACCCGGGGCCACAACAACGCGGGGCUGUAUUCUGGUUUCGCGGCGGGGUCCGGUAACCCGCAGCAACAGGCCCCGGUCAAAUGCAAGCCGAUCGCGACCAAUCCCAAUAGCGGCCUGAAAGCGUUACAGCACGUGAACGUCAUGUCCGUGCCGACGGGCAAGCUCACCGAUUUCCCGUCGGGACUCUAUUAGACUGAACUGAUAUGAUAAUAUUAUUAUUAUUAUUAUUAUUUUAUAGCGUAUUUUACGUCUUAGGUACAUUGUAAUAUUAUUAGUUUUAGUUUUAUUUGUACGGACAUGAUAUUAUUAUUAUUAUUAUUAUUAUUAUUAUUAUAGCGCCGAGUCGUUCGGACGCGCGCGCGCGCGUUAGCGUUCCACCGAGUUCGCCGUUCGGGAACCGAUCGGCUCUGUUAUCGUGGUACAGUUUCAGCAGCCCGUGUUUGGCGGCGAAAUUUGACAAUUUUAAACGGCGAAUAAAAACCGCAACGGCCGAAUAUCGUGUCGACGGUCGCCGGGAAGAAGGCACGGGUCUCGUUUUCGCGCAGUUUCCGGCAGGGGCGAAUUUGAUUUCGAAUGCCUCGGAACGGCGACGCGGUGAACCGUUCGAGUCGAUCGGGUCAAUUAUCGUGUCUGUACCUGUCGGUACCCGCCGCCCUUAUUUCGCCACCGACCGAGGAGAAAUUCCCAUACGCGUAACGGCCGGAACUAGACGGGUACCUAUAAAAUAUAAGUAACCGUUAUCCGAUAAACGUUAGACUUCAUUUCCGUUCAAAACUCAAACGGUUCGUUAUAGGAUUCGCAAAAACAGUAUUUUUUUUUUUUUUUUUUUAAAUAAAUCGCCGAGUUCGCGUAAUUAAAUAGGUCGCCGAAUCCGGAGAGCACUGUUUCCAACACUUAUAAUAGGUGUACAAUAUGUUUAUAAUCGGAAUAUUUAUUCGUUGUACGUUCUAGUAGUAAUAAACUAACAUUAUCACGUCGAAACGUAUAAUUAAAUACCACGGUUAUCUUUUUCAUUCGGCUGGAAGUCAGGACCUAUUCAACCACCGACCGACAACGCCACCAUCAACGAAUACCGUGGGCCGCGGCCUCUAAAAAAAACACAAUCGCCACGCUACUGUCUCGGAACAACAAUUACAGUAUCUCAAAUGUACACUACGCAUUGCUCGGGAAGAACAACAAAUAUUUAAAAAAAAGUUUAUUGUUCUAAACAUUUACAAAAUAUAUUUUCUUACAGAAUAUGGAAAUCGGGUUAAAAAAAAAUUGUUGAACUCGCAAAGUCGAACAAUUUAUUUAAGUUAUCUUGUUGUUACACAGUAAAUAAUAAUACACACACACACAUAUAUAUAUAUAUAUAUAUGUACUUGAUAUCAAAAAAGUUUAACUUAAAAAUAAUAAUUUAAAAACUUUCUUUUUAAAUUCUAUCUAUUCUACCGUCAUUCGGCGCAACAAUCAAACAUCUGCCUUGUUGUUGCACCGAAAACCAGACAUACUAUACGUUUUUGUGUCAUACCAUUGAUUUCAAUGCACCGAUUUGUUUGACUGUUGUAUCAAUCGACAAUCGCAAUAUUCUUCCGGAUACAUUUGAAAAAUGGAUUUCGAUCAAAUUUGGAGAUAUCCGGUUGUUGUUCCGAGGUAUUCAAUAACUAAAUGACAUAAAUAGUAUGAUUUAUGAUCUCUAAACGGCUAAAUAACUUAAUGGCCUAAACUAAAUGCAUGCGUAUGUCGUGUAAUGCUUUUUUGUCAAUCAAAAAGUACAUCACAGCGACUUAAGAUAUUUUAGUUUUUAAUACGACACGUGUGGCGCACAUACACACACGCUACCAAACGAUCAGAAAGAAGGGGCGUAUAAUUACAUUAUCAAAACACAAUAAAAAAAAAAAAAUAUGCCAAAAAUCGACUUUAGCUCUUGUUCCCCGGAACCAAAGAUAAUACAAUAAUAGUAUAGAAAAAAUAUUAACGUACAUUAACCUUGUUUUCUCUCGAAAAGUCGAUGCGUAAUCUGCAGUGAUAGAAAACACAAAUAUUAAACAGAUCGUAUUAUACUUUCGAUCGUUUUAAUUUUUAAUUAAAUAUAUUCCUAAAUUAUCCCUAAUACUUUACGCUUAAUAUUCGGAGUAUUUAAAAAAAAUACUAUUGUUGUAUUCGAAUAUUAAAGGUUUAUCGAAAUCUGUAAAAUACUUACUUAUUUUUGUUCCUGUCGCAUUUUACUCGCCGUCGACUUUAAAAAAAAAAAAAAAAAAAGGUCGAAUUAUAACGUCUCCCCCGAGGAUACCACUGUAUUAAUCUACAAGAACGGAACGCUAGGAACGAUGAUCUUUUUAAUAAAUAUGUAUAUUCUUUUUUUUUUUUUUCCCCGGUAAUAUAUUUAAAGCGUUUUCCACCGCAGAACGGCGUUCAAUUAAAUUCGUUUUAAUAAUGCGCCUCCAGUAAUCGAACCGGAUGGACGGUGUCGUUCUACAAUAUUAAUAAUUAUAUUAGAAUUUUUAUUAGUUAAUAAUAGGCUUGUUUUGGCAAGAUUGUGCAACUGUUUGAAACAUAAUGCAAUCCAAAAUAUAUGGCGCUCCGGGAUAUUACUUUUUUAACCGUUUUUAAGUCCGUACCCGGUAAUGAUUCGGAGAGUUAAUCCCCCGCGUGAAUUUAUUUUUAUUUCGCACAAUUUUACAUAUAUAUAUAUAUAUAUAUAUAUAUAAAAGUCGUAUUAAAAUUCCAACAUAUUUCACCCCAACCAAAUGAGAUUUUUCCUUAUUUUGAAAUUUGUUUCCGGGUACACGCCACAUUACUGAGCUGUACUUACGCACAUCUAAUAUUAUCAUAAUAACAUUCACUAUUGCCCUAAGCAAAACGUUUCAAAAUGUCAAGUGUCGAUUUCAUGUAGACCCGGGCGCCCCAUAGUUUUCAAAAGCUUUGGUUCCCCGGAAUAAUUGCCGCCGUUUUCCUCGUCCAUUAACACGUCUCCGGUUAUCAUCGCAGUAAAAGUUUUCUAUGAAAAAUAUUGUUCAUUCGUCGUUUUGGCGAAUGUCCAAGUAUAUGAGUAGGUACUUGGUAAACGACAGCGAAAUAAUGCGGAAAACGCGGCAAACUGUUUUACCGGAAAUCAACACGCCAAAACACGCCUAAUAGUUAUAAAGUUGAAUUCGUACGCAAAACCAUGUAAUAAUUAAUGAUAAUUAUGUUACACCUACCUACCUACCUACCUAUUGAGUGCAAUAUUUUUCGUAUUAAAACGGUACGGUUCGUGUAUAAAUAUAUUGUAUGCAUAAUAACUAUAAUAUUAUAAAAUAUCGACGAUUGUAAUGAUUAAUUGAUGGCAUUGUCUAUUCGUUUUAUUUUUAUUAUUAUUAUUAUUAUUUUUUAUAUAUAUAUAUAUUGCUCAAUCGUCAUUUUUUUUUCUAAAAUAAAAAAAUAAAAAAAAAAAACCUAAUUUUAUUUAUUAUUUUAUAUUAUAUUGUAUACGAAACAAAUGAUCUGUG